Molecule: messenger RNA, 99441 nt
Organism: Xyrichtys novacula (pearly razorfish)
Lineage: Eukaryota; Metazoa; Chordata; Actinopteri; Labriformes; Labridae
Source: the annotation of a GenBank genome assembly
CUCCUCUUUUCCUCCAGCAGCUGCACAGAAAGCCAUUACUGCGCUCGAUGCGACCUGCAGAUUCAUAAAACUUGAAAGCCCCGCCCACCUGACAGCCAGCGUCUGUUUACGAAAAGUCACGGGAACAGCAUGGAGAGAAAGGUGCACAGCAGAAAAUGUCAUUCCUUGCUGCCAACUGGGGGAACAACUAGACUUCCCGGAGAGUCGACCACGACCGUCACAAUGUAGUCGGUCACAUUUGUUUGACCGAUAUUUGGAUGCUUUCUGACAUCUGCACCGUAACGUGAAGCUCCCCGUGCAGAGGAACUACUUAAAUGCGCGUACCGGGAGUGUUUCACAUUUUUAAUUUCCACACACACCGACUUAAAACAAUGGCGAGGCGCAAAAGGCGCAACCUACAGAUUUGUUGCGCCUAAACCUUUGCCGGGACUAGAGAGAACCAUCUCCAGGGGCUUCUGCGUUACAACAAGGGGGGGAAAAGGGGGUAAAAAAGGUACUCGGGCGACAUGGAAAGCCCGACCGAGAAUCCUACCAGGGCUGUGGAAUAUUUGACGGAGCUUAACAAGAUCAUCGAGACCCAGCAGGAGUUGCUGGAGAGGCAGAGGGGAAGGAUAGAGGAGCUGGAGCAGCAAGUGUCCGACUUGUGCACGGAGAACGCCUGUCUGAAGGAGGAGUAUCAGCGGCACCUGGCAACCUGCAGGCUGCUGCAGGGGAGCAACAGCCUGGUCACUCUUGGAGCUAUAAAGGAGCACAUUGCAAAUGAAAAGUAAGACUAUAAUCAUUCUAAUUCACCCACCACAGUCUCUCAUUCUACUGCAAUGUUCCCCUAAUUGUGAUAUCUGAAGUUACAAUUUGCACUUAAUUUGAGUAUUCAUGAGGAAAUCAGUUCAAUACUGCCACACAGUGAUCCGCAGUUGCAACAAAACUACAUUGCUUUCCUUUUACAGUGCUGAUGUUUGCUGAUGGAAAAUGAGUCCUUGAAUUACGCAAGGAACGAGUUUUUCUGACCAUAUCUGGAAAUAUGAGAGAAAAGAUUUGCCCACAGCACUCUGGGUCUCCACAUUGUUGAUGGAUAAAUUAUUAGUUUCCUCUAAGAUAUUAAUUUCCAAUCCAGUUGUUUCUAUUUUUCCCCUUUAAGAGCCUAAACUUCUAGUCAGGUUUCCAUAGUUUGAUGGAUCCUGCAUCUGAUUGCACACUCUCAAACUGAUUAUUCUGCUUUGUCAUCAAGGUUGGUGUCAGUCUGUAGUUUCCCUAGACUGUAGCCCUCAGUUCUGCAUUGACAAGCAUGUAAAUCCAUGCUCUGGAGUGCAACAGCCGCUAGGUAUUAAAAGCCAGCUCUUGGUAUAGAAGCAUUAUGCAAUUAUAUUUCCAGGCAGUGGGUUAAGCCUCAGAGAGGAAAGCAGGUAUAGGGCAGAUGUAGUGUAGCAUUAUAUCAGGAGGGCUGCUAAGACCCCGAUAGUCAGACCUGCUGUCAGGAUUACUCUCCCUGCUGCAGCUCUGUGCUAAAGUUCAAGCUCUGUUAGGUUGUAUCUCCAAAAUGCCUCAGUGUGCAGACGUUUAACUCAGCGUCUGACAGGCAACAGGAUCAUGUGAUCAUACUUGACCUUUAUGUCUCGGCUGGUGUUGGUGUCACAGAGAUCAGUGACAGAAAAUCGAUACCGAUGACUUAUGGACUGUAUGUCUUUGCUGGCUGAUAAAACCAGACUCUUGAGAUAAGGGCGUACUGUAACACUGACCUUUAGUGCACAACCUGGAUAAAUCUCACUCUAGCUUCAUCAGGGAGUAUCUGCUCUGAUUUCCCUGGAAAAUCACUCUGUCUCCAUAUCUCAUUUUGUGCUGUCACAGUGUCUGCACACUAUUUCAGUCCAGUCGUGGUCGGCCGACACUGAGUUAAGUACAGAGCCUGUGAUUACGCUGGUGAACCUGAUGGAAGAUGACAGCUGUUAAUGAUGUGUAGUGUGGUUUAUGGAGGAUACAGGAUUUACAAUGUCAUUGGAUGACAAAAAAAACGCUCAAAGAGAGCAUCAGCUGUAAGCAAGACUGAUUCAAUGAUUUACCAAAUGGCAGUGUUAAUACAGAGAAAAUGGCACUUUAAUAGUGUGUACUAGGAAAUUAAGCCUCCCAUGAUCAGGGACCACAGAGCCAUCCACAGCAGCUUAGAUACCCUCAUUUGGAUUUCUAGCUUGACUCCUGGAUUUCUUGAGGAAUUUCAAAGGAUUCCCAGGCUGGAGAUUUUCUCAAGAGCUACUUUUAAAUCAAGACUUCCCAAGAGAGGAAAAUCUGCCCAAACGGGUAAAUGCAGUCCUACAUAGCAGCAACUCUUUCAUCUCAAGAAAUUAAGCUAAUGGAGGACUACUUAAACUGCAGUACCUCAAAUGUCCACUUGAGGCUGGCUGCAAAAGCACUGUGAGCCACAUACACACCCAUUCAAAAUAGCCAGUCUUUACAGCAAAAAUAAACAUGUUUACAGCUGAGUUGACAGUUUUGGUUUUAAAACUUAUUUGGGGGGUUCAAGUUUUCUAUGACUGACACCUGAUACAGCCUAUGGGCGUACAAGGAUUGUGUAGCUCACUCGGGGGAUACGCUGUUUGAGCUGAGGGUCAUCACAGCAACUCUCGGUGACUCUGUCAAAUGCGUACAAUGCUACUGCGCAAUGUUGGUUUCAGGAAAUUGAGAGAAAAUGCGGAAUUACCGAGAGCUUUUUGGCUCCAAAUCCGUAUAAUGACGGAGGGCGGGACCAAGUUGUCCAUAGUAUCUACAGUUUAUGGGUGGCCCACCAUAAACCUAAUCUUUGCCUGCUGUUAGGUCAAUCAAAAGCUAAGUUGUGUCAAAUUUCCCAACAUAGUUAACACCAUCAAUGUGCUUCAAGUCUUUGCUUUAUGAACUAAUCAGUGAUAUCAUAGAUGCUACUUGUCCUUGGACCAUUUGAAGCCAUGUUAGCAGCAGGGCUCUCUGCCUGGUAGUACAUGUUAGUCGGUCACAUUUUCCAUCAUGUUUGUUAAAAAUUUAAGGUUUCCAAGAAGUCUUUAUCGGUAAACAACUUUGGUUUCAUAUACUGACAGUCCUACCUGUCAAACAAGUUGUUUGAGUUGGUGCAAAUGAACAUACUGGUAUGCCAUCAAGCUACCACACUAUGAUAGUGGAUGAACAUCGUCUACCAGUAGUGGGGAUUCGGCACAUCCUGCUUCCAGUGACAUGAUAAUCAAAUAUUUAUCAUGAUAACUUCGUUUGACAGUAUGCCAAGAAUGUGGACACUGUCUUUGAGCUGUCAGGCCUGUCCUCCUGUCUCUCACCAUGAUGGUUGUCAUGUGGUUAUGUGACCACAAUCUGACCUGCACCUUGUAUGAGAAAGCAGGUGGAGGAAGUUAUAAGAGAAAAUUUUCUUUACUAGCUCGCAGGAUGUGAUAUUGCUUAGAAUAUUUAUGCACUGUCAAGUCUUCAGGUUUACCAAAGUCCCUGAAGUACCCUGUUAUAUAUUGGAGUGUAAAGUCAGACUUGAACUUUGAUAUUUUGGAAAAUAUGUGUAUUUUCUCACACAGUUGCCAUUGUUAUGUGUAUGUGCACUGAAUAUGUAACCCCAGCCAGGAGACCUAACUCAGUGUAGCAUGGCAUAAAAACUAGAAACAGCUAGCAUAGCUUUCCAUCUCACUAUGCUGAUUUUAGGGACAGAUUAAACUUUGCUGAACCUCGUGGCAGCAUGUAGUCAUGAUGAGCUCCAUGCUUGAGGUAUCCAGUCAUGUUAGAACAAGAUCAGUUUGCUGUUCGGGAGCUAAGGGUUGAACUCAGGCUGGAUAUUAAGCUUUUAUGAAGAUGGAAAAUAAACACGGGUGCAUGGGGAGAGGACACACUAAAACCAAAUUCUGCUUGUUUUUCUUUGUGUCCUAUUCGCAGCCUCCUGUGACCCUGCUUUAUAACUAAGCAAAGUCAUUUUCCUGCUUUUAAAAGUUUUUGUGUCACUAUUUUCCCUUUUGGAUUAAAUAACCUGUUUCUUUAAACCAGGAAAGUGGCUGUGAUGUUAUUAAGGCAUUUAUAUUCAUUUUGCACUUCACUUUUAGUCUCAAGAGUAGAAUCCCUCAUCAGUCACAGAUUUUAUCUCUUGCCUUUUUUCAUGCUUCAGCAAAUAGUUAUUAGCUGUCCUGUCAGUUCUUAGACGGUUUAAGAUGUCAUCAUUAAGCGAUUUUCUAAUAGAAAGAAAAGAAAUGAGGGGAAAGACAAAUGGAGCCUGUGAUUUCCUGUUCCCAAACAACUGAGAGAUAAAAAAUAUCCUCUACUGAAUAAAACAUGAAACUGUUUUCUGUUAUCUUGGGGUCACCGUAGAUUAAAGGCUCCUUUCCCCUCACCCUCCUCUCUAAAACAAAAACACAAGAGAGCAGGAAAUGUGAUGCGCCACUGAUAGUGGGACCUGUGGUGCCAAGUCAACAGAUUUCUCUUUGAGUUUCAGCUGAGCUUGCUCCUGGAUAACAUUGUCGGUCAGAUUCCCAGGAUGCGUGGCUUUUGCUCUGGUGUUUAAGAUCGUCUCUGUGGGCACUGACCCCACUGUCGAUCUGUAAACUCACCCACUCGGGCGAGUGUGUCCUCAAGGAGUCAGAGGAGUUUCCCAGUCUGUUCACAGUUUCUAAGUACAAGUUCAAAGCCUGUGAAAACACACGGCUGGAGUAGCACCCGGGUAAGAAUUAGCAAUCGCACACAGAUCAGGUUUCUCUUGUUCAUGCUUACUGAGAUGCCUGCUGAGUCAGCCCCUUCAGUCCAGCAGUAUUUAUGCUGACCACAUGCAGUUCUCCAACCUAAUAGUGUGUUUUAAAAGGCAGUCCACUGUUACUGCUAUCCCUUGUGCUCACUUAGGAAUUAAAUGACAAGCAAGACGAGAUUGGGUGGCAAGCUUUAGCAACACAUGCCGCUGAUAAAUGACAUUUCAUGGGCCGUUAAGUCUGACUUUAAUAAACUCCGAUUUUUAUGCGCACACCUGGUCUGUCUGCUUGUUAACAGCGAAUACAAAAACGAGUUUUUAAGAACAUUUCCUCGUGUUAUCAUACUUUCAACUUUACUGCACCUUAGAGGUAAAUGUUACACUUUUUCAUCGCAGUUUCUCUGACAGCUUCUGCAGCACCAAACAUCUCCAAAUUUGUCAAAAAGUCAGCUUGAAUGAGGAAUUCAGUUUUCCUCUAAAUUCAAAGAUUUUUCCCAGGUUGAAAGUUAUUGAAAGUGACUUGUUUCAAAGUUUAAAUUGAGCUUUUUUUUUCUUGUGGAGGCUUAUAAAAAGGGCACUUUUUUAAGAGACACAUAGAGGACAGGGAAGCGCCAACCACAUUAUGAAUACAGAGGAUAAAUGCAUGGUUGAAAGCAACAACUGGGCCAAUCUUAAACGUCUCAAACACUUUGAAUAAAAAACCUUGAGUUGGCUUUAACCACUUUGAGUGAUAGUGAUUAAUUUCGCCCUUGCUCCGUGCAGAAUAAUAAACAUGUUGAUGGUUUUAUCAGAGGAGAUCCACUGCGAUUCUGUUAGUCCGUCUUCUCCUCUCAGGCUUGAAAUGUGAUUGUGUGUUUCCCGCUUUGUCAUAUCUUUAUUUCCACUCUACAUAUAUUUACUCUCCCGCGUUUAAUAUUCAAACAUUGUACCACGCUCAGAUAGUCAACCAAGUGUAAACAUUAUUAAGGAUGCUGCCAUAACAGGAGAGAUAACUCUUGUCAUUUUCUGCACAGCCAUGUUUUAUGUUUUCUUGAAAGUGUUUUCAAACUUACUGUAUCUCCAGGCUCAAAGCACUCCAGGAAUUUGCUACCUAUUACACUAUAAAAGACAGCCGGAUAUCCAUUGCUUGCUCGAACAACUCAGGCAUUACCACAGAAAAUUGCAUUCAGAGAAGCAUUAUAUCUCGAAUAGGCACUAGAUUUGAGUAUGAUAGCUGUGGCGGCGGCGGUGGCGGCAGUGUUUGUGAAGGCAGAUACUUUUUCAGGCAGUCAUUUAAAUUCUCUAUGAUUCCCGGUGGGUGAGGAAGCAUAAGUAAUUCUCUGAGAUCAAAUAUUGAUGAAUUACGUGACAAAUCAAUGCAAACUCAAAGUCUCUCCCUGUUAAUGCUCUAAUAGAGCUAAUAUGACUCUUUGAACGGUGACGGAUGAAAACCUCUCAAGUUGUUGUGACUGUGCCAGAUCUGAGCCAGGAUGUCUGCCAAAAAAACAAAAGACACAGUUAAACUCGCUCUGCGGUCUUUUUGUAAGGUAACAUUCACAUUUUGAGACGCGACUUAAGAGUUAGAACCUUGAUGCUGGAGACUCAUAGUUUUAAGGUUUUAUUUUACAGGUCAAAGCAUGUGCAGGAUUACGAGUGUAGUAAAUUUUGAUGAUUGUGAAAGCCAAAGAUAAUCAAAAGCAACAUUUUCCUGCCAUCUUUGUUGCUGAUUAAGCAUCUUAUGCGAUGGACAAAGUAGGCCUGGGUGAUUAUAUGAUCGUGAUAAAUUUCAGUUUGAUCACGGUGAUCAGCUGUGAGCUUAUUUACUCGAUCAAACAUGGCGAAAAUGUGCAUCACAACAGACAAUCAGAGUCGAGCUUUUCCUGCUCACUUCUGUAAGUUGCUGGACAUGUAAACAAAGUAACCGAACGUGGAGCUGAGGGCAGUAAAAUAGAUGUCAGCCAUGACUUUGAGUCAUCCUCCAAAGAUGUUAUUGUUGAGAAGAGAAUUUAUUUAAAGUCUUAUGUAUUAUUUAUCUAUUACUUUUUAGUUUUAAGUACAGAUGCUUUAAAACUGGCAGUUUAAAAAAAUCGGACAAUAUGACAAAGUUUAUCGUGAUCAUCUUUUUGGCCAAAUCGCCCAGGCCUAGGACAAAGUAAAACAUCUGCAGCAAGGUAUCAGGAAAGAUUUAUGUGACAGUGAUGGUCUGCAGAGUCAAUGCUGCAGACUGAAUACACAAGCUUACAGGUCAGUAUUUAAAACAUCACACUUCAAGAUAAUCAUGCUGAUUUGGGGCAAAGGCCUAAUUAUCAGAUGGUUAUGAAGAUUAUCCUGUUGUAUGAAGUGUGUUAAGAGUGAUUUUUCUUUCCUCCAAAUUGCGUGGAAGACGAUCGGAGCCUCCCUGACAUAGGAUCAGAAAUCUUUAUGUGUUGGGGGAACCCUGAGGACAGCUGAUCAUGCAUGUUUAUGCAACUCGAUAGCCACUCAGGAAGUGAGCUGUCUAAAGAAGGAAGCACAACCAUGGCAACGAUCGUAAACACGAAGCAUAAACUGAGACGGAUGUCCGAAAUAUAGAAUCUGCUCGUUGAUACAUGGCAACAACAUGUUACAUAACAUGUUCGGUAAAAGACACCAGUUACACACCAAUGAUAUCUGUAGAAUUGAUUUCAAGUUACCAAACUGGACAAGUGCAAGUUAUGUUUGUAAUAAUUUCCUGAUGCUCAAUUCAAAGUAUAUUUUGAUACAUUUAUUCUAUUUCUUUUCUUUUUUUUUUUUUGGAUGAUUCACAGAUAUGGGUCCAAAAUAGAGUCUAAGUAUAAAACCAAAGUCUAAAGACUCAAAAGUAAUGUGUUUAUCCAAAGUAGUUACUACUUUAAGUCCUGAGAAAAUCAAAUUUGUCACAUUGAAUUACGGAGAAAACUACCAGCAGCCUGUUGCAACACAGCCUAAGUAGUUCAUUUUCACACAAGCCCCACCUCUGAGAAGACGAAUAGGCAGUAAGAGUUUCAGAUUUUGGGCUGGUCUGGGAAAUCUAAGGCUACCCCUGACCCUUUCUUUGACGCGCCCCUGGUGAAGGACCAUGAAUUGAGUCUUAUGUUGGAUUUCAUUGUUACAUAAACCUCUCUUUUAGUUUUUCAAGGAUCAAGUUUCAAAUUUGAGUUAAUUUGUAAAGCGAAAUUAAAAUACAUCUUUGUAAAAUAUGUUAAUCCUGUUUGUCUAAUGAACCAGAUUGAAUAAUUGAUGUGGCCAUUUACAGCACUUUAAGUCCAUCUAGGACAAGUAUGGACUCCAGCCAGAGGAGUUCAUUCUCAAAAGAGUGAAUCAAUACUGAUACAGCGUGUCUGUAUUUGAUAAAGGGUCAUUUAAGUUUCUGAGUUUGUCCUAAACUGAAGUAUCUCCUGAAACUCACAGUAGGUUUUUUAAAUUGCCUUUUGUUUUGGUGGCAGAGAUGGUGUCUUGGCUUCUUUUACUGUAAUUUGUGGCCUCAGAAAACCUCAGCUGCCCUAACUAAUUCCCCUGGAUGGAGCCUGAAGCCUGCAGAUUGGCAAGUUCAUAAAUAGGUCAUCCCAAGCCAGCGUAACAGCUUUAGCAUGUGUUUUGGGACCCUGUGGCGGCAAAUAAUAGCAUGAUGGGGAAAGCUUUUUCUUGUGGCUGCCGGCGUCCACUCAUUUACCCAUGGAUCUGCUGAACAAUCAGAGUGCCAAACUGAAUUUACGAGCACAUGAACUCCAUCUCUCCGGCUAAGCCCCCUCUAAUGAAAUACCCCGGCUAGAUUAAUGUCUACGCAGGGAUGAUUUGCAUUCAGACCCACUCAUAAAUCUCCAGCAAUGGUCAGACACUGUUUUUAACUCACUGUCAAAACCAAGAGCGGACUUCCUCCUCUGAAAUGGACGGUCCCUCUUUGUAUUUCAGCGUGGCAGUCAUGCUGGGAGGAAGCCAGGUGCUGCUGACCUUAGUCUCCCUCAAUCAGGCUUAUUGAGUAAAGGCUGCUGUGUGUCCUUUGAUGUAGCUGCUUGUCCUGCAAGAAAGGCCAAUGAUGGUUUAGUGCAAACUGUUACUUUUAUUUUGAAAGGGGAAAAGCAGCACUAAGGGAGGGGGCACAAAAAAAAGGAAAAGAAGGCAAAGGAAUUUUCUACGGUUAAAUCUAUGCAGGUUUUGGAUAUGAUAUUUACUAUGCAAGUGAUUUAGGAUUCACUGCUCUACAGAUAGUUGUAACACGCAACAAUAUGGGGAAAAACUUUCUGUGAGAUGGAUAGAAAAAUGUCUGGAAAAGAAUUUGGCUUUGUAAGUAUUUCAUCAGAAAAAAAAGAAAAUACGUGUUUGUUGGACCUCAGGGAUACAGCGUACAUUUUUUGUGAAUUACACUGAAAUUUCAUGAUUUUGCACAGCUCUGAAGAAUCAGUUUUUCACCAGAAAGAUAGUCCAUGUACUCUGAGAGAUGUAUUUUUUAUUUAAAAUAUACUCAAACAACACAAACCUUACAAAAAUAUUAAAGAAAAGGCAGCUUUUUUUUUCAAUUGAAUCAUAGAUGACAGUAUCAUCAACAAACAUUUGAAGAAACAGCAGGGCAACUCUCAGGCAGGUUGUUAAUAUACAAAGUAAAUAGCAAAGGACCUACAAAUGAGCCCUGGGGAAUUCCUGUGUAGUUGGUACAGAGGAUGGACUUUUCCCCAUUAAUUCUGACACAUUGCAGUCUACCACAAAGUUCCAAUCCAGGUUUAUGUAUAAAGCACGUUUAAAAAACGUACAGUAAACAGUAAAAACAAUACAAACAGACAAUGAAAACGAACAAUAAAACAAAAACACAGGAAGGACAUAUAUGGUUCACUAAAAACAUGGUUAAAAGGCCAAGUUCUCAAGAGUUAAAAGCCAGGUAGUAAAAGUACGUUUUCAAAUUUUGAUUUAAAAACAGGCAGUGAGGGGGACAGUCGGACAUGAAGAGGAAGAUCAUUCCAGAGCUAAAUCCGGUCACCCCUGAACUUUAAUCUUGACCUAGGGACAGUCAGAAGGCACUGGCCAGAGGAUCUGAGAGUCCGAGAUGAAACGUAGGGUUUUAAAAAGUCAGAGAGAUAAAAAUGAGUAAGCCUGUUCAAAGAUUUAUAAGUUAAUAACAAUAUUUUAAAAUCAAUCCAAAGCGCACAGGAAGCCAGUGAAGAGAGGCUAAAAUAGGGGAAAUGUGGUCAUAUAAAGUUAUAAUUAUAAAUAUAAUAUAUAAUGAAAAAUCUGCCCUUUAUCUUGAAGUUGACCGACCAUUUUGUUUUAGAUGUGAUAAGUUUUGUUUACGUUAAGCUCAUUACUCCUGAAUACUGAGUCACAUGAUGCCCGUCAUAUUAAGUUUUUUCCCUUUACUUCAAACAAGCCCACUAUGCAUAUCUCUUUCCGCUCCCCCCUGUCUUCACAGACUGUGAUCAACACUAAAGCAGGCACUCUCACACAGGCCAAAGUACAGUCUCUUGUUCAUUCUUUAUUUUCUUCACAGUUGAACCAAUUAUCCGUCUUGCAGCUGUCAAAACCAGCUGAUGCAGCAGCUGAAUCGAAGGCAAUUUGUAGCAUAGUACCUGUGGAGAGCUGUUUGAAAGGCUGCCACUGGUUUUCUGCCAAGAGGGAGUGCAGCGUGUAUGUGUGUGUGCGUGAGAGUGUUUGUGUGUGUCGUUGACAAGGUGGAGGCUGAGUCAACAGCUAAACAUAUGAGGAGGCACUGCUAACACAUCUUUUAAGUUAUCAGCUAGAUGUCAAACACGGACUUUCCUACAGAUUGCAGAGCUUUUAACAACAUAGUGGGCUGAAAGUUUGGUUUGAAGUAGUCGUGAAAGUAAUUCGCAGUAGUCGCUCACAUCACCACCGCUGUAGUUUUUGAGAGUGUAAGUACUUUCCAUUGCGUCUGCUCAUAGGUGUUGGAGUAUAAUCUGCUUGUUUCCACCCCUGACUGCUGGUGCCUGUGUUUUUGUGUAACCCAGGAGAUUCAGGAGGCUGAUCUGAAUCCAUGCAAUAUGUUCAGGAAUGCAGCCAGGGUGAAAGUGAGAUUUACCUUUUUCAUCCAGCUCCCUCUCUUUGCUCGGUCAGGUGCUUAGGGGGAUCAGGGUUGGAGGUGAGGGAAGUUUACCUUUUGAGCAGAUGCCUGUCAAAUAUCUGAAGUAUUAAAGUCAGAUGUUAUUAAAGUUAGACUUGAGAUUUGAAACACUAAGACUGAACGCCAAAAAGACACAUUAAUCUUUUUGUACAGAAAUAACAAUAAUUGUGAUAUAUGGUGGUGUAAGCCUUUACUUUAUAACUAGAUUUCAGAUCUAUAAACUCAAAGACAGAUGAAAUGUCCUGCAAGGCUCAUCAAUAAUGUCCCUGCUCCUGGCUUGACAACAAUACUGAUGAGUGACAGAGACAGUAAAUCAAGUGUUGACAGAUCCAACACCUCUGCUCCUGGACUUUUUUUUUUUGUCAUUUCGUCUGAAUAAUACACUGACAAAUUAGAGCAACACCCGAUAGAUAGAUGGUGAAAAAUGAAAGUGCGAGAAGGAAGCAGGUGUACCGUUUUUGUGCAAGUGUGUAAACAUGUGUGUUCAGUCCUGUAAACCCUCCUUUUAUGCAGGGGCAGACAGCCUGUGGGGGUCACACACCACUAGCUCCUUGGAGGAACAUAAUUUGACACCAGCUGGAGAAGCAAACCACCACAGAGGACUGGACUGACUCAUUAGAUCUGCUUAGCCAGACACAUUUCAGCCUGUAAUUAGUUGCUGAUUAAUACAGAUCAUUUAGGUCUCGGUAAUAGGAAUGCCACAAGUAUGUAGCACACGAGGGAGCCGAACACAUGAUGAAUGUCUUUCAUUUAUGCACUGGGCUGAGAAAAAGGCCAAAAUCAUGCAUCCAUGCAUGCGCCUCACGGUACCAGCAAGAGCAGAAUCUACAUAAAAUGGUGAAACGCUGCAGCAUGCUUUACCCCGAAGGGAAGUAGUCAUGAAAUAGAAACUAUAACUAUGAAACAACAUUACAAGAGUGACAGGCUUCACAUUUGUCUCUGUGGAACCUGUCGGUGUGAUUGAACAGCUCCAGCCGACCACAGGUACAAACCAUUGAUCACUUUACGACAAUGGUGUGAUUGAACGCCUCAAAAUUGCACCAGCCUCUGUGGCGUUUUUCAGCUGAAAGUUCUGUAAAUUCAAUGUUGCUUCAGAUGUGAUUUAUUCUUUUUCAUCACAGCUUGAAGGGGUGUUUGUUUGUGAAAGCUUGAAGCAUUUCAUGGCUGUCACGCUUUCCCCCCUGGAUGACACAGUAUAUUCAGUAUAAAGCCAAUAACUGUUGGGGUAACUUUGGAAAUAACUCCGGUCUAAGCGGUUCAGCUAAGGACUCUCUGAAGUUCAUAAUAGAAUUCCUGCUGUUAGCCUCCUCAAGCAUAGGAGAGGAUGAAGUUAGGGCUGCAUGCUCUGAUUUUUAGAGGGAAAAAUGGGAGAAUAGAAGGGAAAAUAAAAGGAGAAGCAAAGUACCCAGUUAAGUUUUGCAGGCGGUGUAAUCUCAAGUAUGCACCUUUAAAACCUUGUAAAAAAUGACAUCCAUCACACACCUUGGACACUCUUGUAAUUACCCCUGAAUUUCUUCUGAAUUCAGGAAAAAGGAAAUAGCCGUUUCCUUUAUUGCCUCAGCGUUCUGCUUCUUCUCUCAUUGCGCUUAUAAAGGGUGGUAAUGUGAUGAAGUGCUAGAAGCUAUUUCUUCAAGGCUUAACCCCACUCAAUAUUUUACAGCAAAGAAAAACAAAUAAUGGGUUUAUAAUUACAUUGGGGCACAGCUUUUUGGAAAGAGGCGAGGAAAGUAAAACAGCUUUAGGGGGAAAUGCCCAAGACUUUAUGAUGCAUGGUGGGGCUGUAUUUAAAAGUACAGAUAUUAAAAAAGGAUAUAAACAUUUUAAAAAGAGGAAAAGUGGAUUUUUGGAUGGUUGGAGCUGUGUGAUGUUCCAAUUUUAUUUUUUAAUCCAGGCAGGGAGCUAGGAUUAAAUGAGCACACUCGAGCUUUUCUGCAGUCGUGUCCAGUUGCACUUACUCUUGCAGAAAGCUAGAUUGAUAAACCGAGUCAGCAUUUUUUUUUUUUUUCUGCUGGGUGUGCCCUCUGUCUGUUUCCUCUCUCACAACAGGAAACAGACUGUCCUCCUCAUUACAACACCCCCGAGCCAAGAAGGGCACGCGUAUUACAAAUAGCACACGCAGGCAUUGUUGCGGUGAGUUAAAGGGCAGGUUAGAGACAAUGACACAACAGCAGAGACGACAAAGAGAGAUUUAGUUUUAGUCUCAGCUGGCUCGAUGUUUUAAUUCUCCCACCAGAGAUUUCUCUUCUCUCCGGGCCACCGUGGGAGAAACCAAUCUUCCAGCCUGUGAAGGCCUUCCUUUGGAAUGAUACCUCCCGUGGGAUUUGGCGUUUCAUGCAUUAUUGAAAAGUCUUUGGGAAUGCACCUGAAUUAACCUCUGUAGCCGGGGUUCGUGUGCAGUGCAGUAGAGAAACUGUUGAAGUUGCUUUCUAAAUGAGAACUUUCACUCCGACAAGGACGUAUAAAGUGGAAUUCAUUCACUUCAUGAACCAUACCGCCCAAAAUUAGUCUGUAAAUGUUGUUGUCGAGAUGGCAGGAGUGUCUAAAUAAUUCCUAAUGAGCUUACUUACUUAUUUACCCAUACAUAAUGUAAAAGAAGUUUCACUCUUUCUUUUUUGUAUUCUUACCACAACUCAUGCAGAUUUCAGCAUAAAGGCUUUACAAUUUCAUGACAAGGCGGAGAUAAAUAAAAGUUAAGUGUGCCUCUGUUGCAGCUUCGACUUAAUAAGCCGGUGACUCCAGGAUUGAGGUCAUAAAACGUUGAAUAUCAUCUUGAAUAACAAUGACUGAUAACUCCUCACACCCUGGAAGAUUCACCACAAGUAUGACAGAACAUAAUUCGGUUUGAAGCUUUAAGGAUUGGCGUUGUUUGAUGAUAGUUGUUGGAGUAAAGAUGUAGAAGAUGGAGUAGUACUCUAAUAGUCAUUGCUAUCAUCAGCAACAGUAGUAGGUAGAGACUGACUUGUUGUAAUUAAUUGGCCAGGCUGAUUAAUCGGACUGAUUAAUAGCGUUUGGAAUUGAUCAGCAUUUGCCGAUAUCUGGGCCGAUGAGCCCGUUAAAUUAAAAAUGGAAAUAAGUUAAAUAAUGUCUGCAGAUGCUGCAGGAAGCCUCAUCAAUGUAGCUGCAGUCGAGCAACGUCGACACCCCUUUAAAUGAUAAAACCUUAAAUGACAGCAGAUCAAAUUUAACACCUACUGACAAGUGUUUGAUGAGUCUUCUGUUAUGAUGUAUCGUGUUAUAGAGUUUGAUAUCACCUCUGGCAUAAAUAUGUCAUGUUCUGACAUUUAUACCAGAGCUCACUGUAGCUUUCUUUUAUUUAUCUAUUUAUUCAAAAUCUUCCUUAUGCAUGUUUCUAGAUAAUAAAGCCAUGCUGCCAGAUUUAUUAUGUGCGUUGAAUUGUUUUGUUUUAUAAAAUGCAAAAAAUAAUACUUUAAUAUUGGACCCCAGAUGAUGUAUGGCGGCUUACAGCACAGUGCAGUUUGGCAAUAUCUUGAUCCAGAAAGUGGAGAUAAAUUAGCAUGACUGGGGCGAUGCAUAACCAGCACAGAUAAUGCAAAAGUUAACCUGGAUGGAGGAUUGAAUGCUGGUGCUAGCUCUGGUAUUGUUUACCACAAACCAACUCAACUUUGUGUCCUUGUAGUCUGCGAUCCUGUGCCCAGAUGUGUAGAGAGGAUUGUUCUCAUCUUUGUCUGGUUAUAUUUCAGACAAUGGAGAUGUCUCUAACGUUGGUCUAUUGCUAAUUGGGAAAGUAGAAGUAGUAGCAUGAGAAAUACUGGGAGAAGAAGUAGUUAGAGUGUUGGUAGUCAUGGUAGUCUUGGUUAGAAGAUAUCAUACUAACACUUAUGGUAUAAAAAGCACAAAAAUAGUGGUAGAAGUAGGAAAGAAGCAUUAGUAAAAUAAGAAGUGGUUGAAAUUGCAGAAGUGGAAGUGGGAAGAGUGGUAACAGAAGAAGUUUGGGUGGUAGUAAUGGUUGUAGAAGUUGGUGGAACCAAGACGGCACUCAGAAGUAUCAGGAAGAGCAGUUGCUGGAGUCGGAGUUUAAGUUGGGGUAAAUCAGUAGGAGAAGUAUUUGAAGUAGAAAUGGUAGAAGCAAAAGUACCAAUACUCAUGUAAGGUUGAAGUAAAGGAGUAUAAGAAGUAGAAAUAACAGUUGUAGAUGGGAAUAGGAGGAGUAUCAGGAGUUGUAGUUGUAGGAAAGGGACUAGGAGUUGUGUUAUGUUAGGGGUAGAAGUAGGAGUUUUAGGGCCUGCGGUUAGAAAGUGGUAGUAGUUGUCAGAGUCAGAGUUGUAGAAGUGAUUUCUAGAAAUGGGAGAAGUACAGAGUACAAAUAAGGGGGAUCUUCAAGCAGCAAAAGCAUUGGUAGUUAAGUAGGGGAGUUGCAGCAGUAACAGUAGUUGGAGAAGAUAUAAAAGGUGUAGUAAGAACCAGAAGGGGCAGUAAUAGUAAAAGUAGCAGCAGAUUGGUUACAAGAAGGAUUUAUAGGUAGAGGGGGAAGAGGUGGUAACAUUUAAAGCUGUACAAGUAGUGGUUUGUUGUGACCUUUCUGCAGGACCGAGGAGCUGUCCAGGGUACUGACCACUUCUUCCUCAUGGUGUUGUGUUUGCAUGGCUCAGUGCGGCGGCUUAUACAACAGCAGAAUAUUUGUGAAGUAUAGUCCUGCUCUUACAAUUUUUUUUCAGUGAUGCAUGAUAAACACGGCAAUCGAUAGCUUCGGUAAUUGCCACUGAAUCUGGACCGCGGCAUGUGUGUCAAUGAAUCUCAUCCUUUCUCUGCUUUAUAUUGACAGGCGCAGUUUUCGGUUUUAUCCCACAGUCAUAAUGGGCUUUGCUUUAAUGAAACCACCAGUGGUAUCAAGCUUGCUCUGUGCAUUACGGAAUAAUUAAAGGAUGCCAGGAUGUCUUUGCCAAUAAACCCAGCUAUCUGAAGCAGAUGUUUAAGUAAUGGAAGAGAUUCAGCAGGAAGGACAAAGGAGCGCAGCUAUUAAGGUAGAAAUUAAACCAGUUGAAGGAAGUGAAAGUUGUGAUAAAGAGGAAAACAAAUCAGUCAUCAGAGCAUCAUUAUUUUUUCUAGUAAAUAUGACAAAAAGUGAGCAUAACACCAUUUUCCGAGAAUAAACUCCACAGCUCCUAAAGGUAUUUCAAUGCCAGUCACUGCCUCGUUGUUUUCUGCAUGUAAAAAGCGAAAAACAAGGCAACAAGGGGGCUCAUAAAUCUGCCCCAAUGCCGCCCAGCGCUGACUUUAUUGUCCCCUCAGUGCUAGAGUUCACCGACAAGGCUACAUUUUACUCCUGCAGUAUGAAAUCUACCUUCUUUGCUGUUGGAGUGCAGUUUACUGCACUGUAUUUCUUACAGUCCCAAUGAAAUGUCAUGACUGAAAAUGGAGAGCUCAGGGUGGAGGAGAGAGAGGACAGGAAAAUGCAAAUGGGGUUAGAAAAAGUAAGGUAACCCACCAGGAGGACGGAAGAGUUGUUUUAAAAUAGGUGUGCAGAAUAAUCAUUUAGAUAUAAGCAUUUGGACUUGACAUUGUAGCAAAGGCGCAGGUGUUUGUGAUAACGAGCGUUUAUUGAAAACAGCUGUGUCCUUGCCUGCAUGUACCAAGAACUUUAAAAGUAUCAGAGCUGCUGCAGAUUUUUCAGUAUUUUUGGUGAUUUUGAUUCUGAAAGUGAUUUUAUUAAUCCAAAUCAGCACUUUUAGAGAGUUUCCUAUUUUCUUAUUUGGUACACAAGCUUUUACUUAAAGGGAUAUUCUAUUAAGUUAGGAUCAAACACACUAACACCGAGUUAGACACCCUGUUGAGAGAUGAAUGUUUACUUUAGUAACAACAGCAGGAUAGCAAUACACAGCGGUCUCAAAAGCCAUGCGCUCAACCAAAAAACCACUCUAUCGCCACAAAUAAUGCUCAGAACAGCACCUAACUUAAUCAACAGUACCAGCCAUAGCACAUCUGAAAAUAUUCAAUAUAAUCUGGAAUCCAUAGACAGAAAUACUUCUACAUGGUUAAAAUCUACUCAUUGCAUUAUCUUUACGCUGUAUGUAAGUAUUUUUUAGGUUGCUGCUCUUUACCAGAAAUAUGCUUAAAAAAGCUUAAAGGGAUAGCUGGUGUAAAUUUAAGUUAUGGUCAAAAACUGUAACAUACAGUUAGACACCCCCUCGUCUCGUGCAAACUUCUACCAAAACGCCACUCUACAGCCACAAAUAAAACUCAGAACAGCACCUAACUUCAUUAACAGUACAGGGUCCAAGCUGUAGUAUGAGCCACCAAACAUCUUUUCAGCUUUGCCUGAUUUCUUUAGCAAAGAGACUAAACACAACUCACCUACUCUCUUCCAGCAGCUGCUUGUUUGUAGUGAGACCUCAGGCCAGUCAAUUAUGGACUGCUGCGGGGUGAUGCAGCUCAAGGAAGAACAUUUAUGAUCAUUACUUUAUCAUUUCCUUUAAGUAAUAAUAAUCAUAUUAAUCCUUUUUCACUGCAGACGUAGUAGUUCUUCUGUCUUAGCGUCUCAGUCUGAUUGCAUUUCCAUGAAGAAAUUAUCAUAGAUGUUCUUCCUUGAGCUGUGUCACCCCGCUACAAACAAGCGGCUGUCUAACUCGGUGUUACUGUGUGUUUGACCCUAACUUAAUUUUACUCCGAAAUAUCCCUUUAAGUCAUGUUGUGUUCCAGUUAUUGAGCUAAUGGAGUUAACAAGCUCUGAAAUACUCUAACUCAACUACGACUCACCUGAAAUUCUAGGAGCUACACAGACUUUUAACCUCCGGAACAGGAAUAGAUUGCAAAUAACUCCCCUAAUCUUACAGCUUUACUCCUGAACUCUGAAAAUUAUGGAAAACAAGUGUGUUCAAUAAAGAUCGGAGCACAUUAUUAGUGCUUUGUUAUCUGCAAAAGAAGAUGCUUUCUCUUUAAUUGGCACUGCAGAUGCAUAGGUUACACUAUUGAUGCCCUCGCUGGUGUGUGACGUGCACGCUGCACCCAGCAUUGGAAGUGUGACCAGCUGUUUAAAUGCCAGAUCAAUCUAUUCAGAGGUGUUGCACCACCGGGUCUGCCUGCUGGAUAUCUAAAGCAGGCUGCUGUAAUGCAGUUGCUGAAUCAAGUGAUGGUGGUCAGCGAGGCGUUUUGUGACUCUGCAUGUCAUUAUCUGCUUUACUUACAUACUGCAGUGCUCUUGAUUCCACUUCCUCCACAAAAUUAAUCAACCGGUGUUAUUUUCUUUUGUCUUCCAGGUCUGAGUUGGACCCUGCCAGGAUGGUUAGGUAUGUCUAGAUGUACAACUUUUGAAUAAUGAACUCCAUCUCUGUUGUUUGUCCGCCUGUACUUUGUGACCAUACUCUCAACUGCAGGCCUUUCAAUCCUGUUUCGUUUGAGGGAAAGCUCUUUGACAAAGACAUGUUGUAUUGCUGUGCAGAAAUAUAUACCGUAGCAUCAUCCAGCUAGCCAGUGUAAGUGGUUUUCUCCUGUUUGAAGCAUUGAAGCGGCCUGGUAUGGUGCUUUAUUGCUGUUUGUAGAUAUUACAGUGUGCAGAAAAUGAUGAAAUCUUAUGUCAAGUGCGGCACAAAGUCGCUUUUCCUGUUGUUAGCUUGUUCGCUGGUUGAACUCGAGUGGCUGGAGAUUUGUAGGGGUGUCUGCUGAGUUAAGAUGUGGGCUGAUUUAAAUUGUAAUGUGAAUCCAUCACUGAUGUGAGCACAGUUCAGAAAUAUGGCCCACAUGUAGAGAGAAAAUGGGCUUCUCUGACCAGCAAACACUCUCCUUAUCUCGUUGCCAUUCCUCUCUUUAGGGAUGCUUCACUGUGGGGUCCAAACAGCCUCUUCCUCUGCCUUUGUAAAUUAAAGAUCAGGCUGUGUCUUGCUGUGGUGGAGGCUGUCCUGUGCUUUUUUUUAUUCUCAGGCCAUGUUUGUUUCUUUUCCUUUAGCACUGGACUGGCUGGAUUCCUCAAGCUGCUUUUCUUCUCAUUUAAAUGUCCCAUUAGAAAUUUAAAGUGAAUCAGGAGAGCCACAGCCUGCAGAUGUGUGCCAGUCUUUGUCUUCGGACUGUGUGUGUGAGAGUACGACAUGCUUGUAAAGUGCGUCUGCUGCGACUCCAAAGUAAGGCCCAAUUAGAAAGUAGGUUAUACAUAAUACCGCAUUAAAAAAAACAGCUAAAUGAAAAUGUUGUAUAAAUGUUUAACAUUUGUUUAGCGUUCAAAGUAAGUCUCCAAAUAUUUGCUCACUUAAAACACAAGUACAAUGUGCUUUAAUGAAUUUUUAUGUGAAGGUUUAGUUGUUGGAGAGCGUUUCCAGUUACAAAUCUUUGCCUCAGGUUAGAAAUGUUCACGGAAAAAAGAGGAAUUUAUCGAAAUAAUAAGCCGCUGUUCUGUAAUAAAGCUCGCAAGGAGCGUUUUUAUCUUUCUUUAAAAACGCUGCUCUGUAAACUGUCAGAUUGCAGAGUCAGAUAGAUGCCCUUUUAGACUUUGAACUAAAUCUACCUGUCAGUAAGAUUGAAGCACACAACUCUCACUUUCACUGUCAGCAUUGAUAUCUGUCUUACUCUGCAGCUUUUAGGCUUGAUGGUUGCAAAUUUGCCUCAAAGUGACCUGAAGAAGCAUGACUAAAGACAAAAGUUUGCUUUUCUUUACAGGCAUUAAAGAGUAGCCAAUACAGAUAUAUAGCGUGCACAUACAUUGUUGUUUUCAUAAAUAGAAAAAGUCCUUUGGUUUCCGGGUUAAAAUCUUAAUUCCUUCACAUCUAACGGCUGCAUCUCUUGCCAAUGGUUGAAUCCAAAAACAUAGCAGCUGAAAUGGAGGAAAAAGCUCCAGAGGAAAACAAUCCCAUCUCACCAAAUCGAUGCUUUGAUGUGGUUGGAAACCUCCCAAAUUGCAGCAGCCUUCUGCAUGCCAUUCCUGGUUGUGAAUUUGGCCUCAGUUUCAAGAAUCUGCCCUUCAUUAAUACGAAACAGGCGCGCCAAGACUGUUAUUCUGCUGCUACUGUAUCGAGGAGGCGAACGUUCAAUCUUCACAUGGACGUUUCUCGCGGCACAUUUUACAUCAUGUGACUUGUUGGCAGCUGCAUACAUGUGUUGGAUGCAAAAGCGACUCUUGCUCGGCUCGGAGGAAAAGGACAUUAUGGCACUGAUCCCUCAAAUCAAUGAAGAGCUUGAAGAGCGGCUCGGCUCUCACUCUGUCAGGUGCAGUUUGUAAUUCUGUAGUAAUAAUAAGCUGCUGUGACACAUUUACAUCAAAUUAAUGAGGCUGGACAUUUAGAUUAGACCAAAUGUGCCAUGUGGUUUAUGCUGGACUGACGGGGAUGUGAUGAAAUUGAAUUACAUUAUAAAGAGGGAAUGAUACAAGAAUUUGCAGGCCGGUGAAGAAAUUAAUCGCUGGACUUGAUUUUAAAGCAGUUCAGCAAAACAGGAAGAAACUGAGCUGACUAAAUUAUGGUAAAGAAUGGAUAAUGUGUUGAAAACAUGGAGGUAAAUCUUAAUAUAUACAUAAAACCAAAGCAAACAUGUCACUUUUCACCUCAUAUUUAAAGAGUUCUCGCCUCUGUGCGGACCAGAAAAGUGGUUCAGCCUCAAAUCUGUGUUCAUUUACAACAUACUACAGAAAACCAGCUCAUUUAAAUUCAACAUAUACUAUACCGCCAUCCUAUAAGUCUAUGUUGUCCUACAUACUGUACAUAAAUAUGUUUUGCUCCCACUCAAACUCUGCGUUUCUGAGUUAAUUACUGAAGCAAAAAUAGUCGUAGGCGUAGCACUAUUAUAAGCUAUUGUCUUCUUAAUUAGGGACAAGGCUCAUGAUGUGGUGUGAGGUCCCUACUGGAAUGCAAGCCGUUAUGAUUUUGUCUUCUGACAAACGAAUUGCUUGUUCUGCUGCUUUAAUGAGUUCUAAGUUUAACCAAACUUGGUGGGUAAUCAUAAGUGGUGGAAAUGGACCUGCGAUGGUGCUUUUGUGCAUGGAUGGGGAAGAAUAGCUCCAUGGCGCCACAGUUAAAUAUCUAUCUAUUCCUGGAGGAGGUUUCACUCAGCCUUACGUCAAUCAUUUGGUUUAAAAGGGCCACCAUAGUGGAUUCAUCUGACAAUCCAGUGGCGGAAUCUGCCAUAAUAAUGAUAUAUAUCGAGAAUUAAUUUCCCUUGAUAUCAAUGUAAGUCAUGGUCGAUAUGUUUUUUCGAUAGUUGGCGUUAAAAGGAAAAAAAAGACGUUCUCCAGGAUUUAGCUAGGUUCAGAGCAGUAAGGUGUAUGGUGUGUGUCCCCGUUAAAAGACACGGAUACAGAUGUCCAGUUUAGUGGUGGAUUUAUUUGACUGUGGUUCUGCAGAUAAAGAUAAGAAGCAACUAUCAGUACAGCUCACACCAUACAUAACAGGAACAUCGAGUAGCAUAUUCACGGUAAACAAUACAUUCACACAAUAUAGCAUCCAACUUGGACAGUGAAACAUCAUAAAACUAACUUCCGGCAUUUACACACAAUAAACCUGGGAUGUGAAGGUGGCGAUUGGGUAAAAAGAGGUAAGAGGAAAUUUACGAACUGCUGCUUGAGGAGGAAACAGUGCGUUGAAUCACGUCGGAACGCCUAUAGUGCGUUCACAAGCGUAGGACAAAUGAAAACACAAUGUAACUGAAUGGUAUUUACUUGAAAACACCUAAACAACGUGGGCUUUCUAACAGGCAUUCUGCCGUGUCUCUAGCGCAACGCCUUAUAACAAAACGUCAAAGAGACACAAAGACCUCACAGAUGCAGUUGGUUAUUGUAUUGCAAAAAACAUGCCACCAAUAAGCACUGUUAAAUUUCAUUUUUAUAUUGUGAUAUAUAUUGAAAUUGACUGAUAUGAAAAUAUAUAUCGUGAUAAACUUUUUCCCAUAUCGCUCAGCCCUAUCAUGAAAUAUAAGUGUGUGAUUGAUCUGGUUUAUCUGACACCAAGGGAGAUAUUAAGACUGGUCCCAGACCCACAUGCCAGUGAAAAUUAAAACACUAGAGUAUCAGGGUAGGUAUCAGCCACAUGCAUGAAAUUUGGUCGUCCAAUUACCAGGGUACCAAGCCAGUACUAAUUAAAGACUCGUCAUCUCAGUGUAAUUAUUCACUCGGGUCUUUUUUGAUGCCAGUUUCAUGCUGCUGUGACUGUUGCUUGGACUUCCUCCAUCACUCACAUGUUUUAUUUUGGCUCCCAGCUCCCUGUUUACAGCAACUGAGUUCAAGACAAUCACCACAAGUGCCAGCGCACACUCAGCUGACAGCUUACAGCCUACUUACAGUCACUUUACGUUUUCUCACCCUGUAAAUGUGCCACGCCACGACACAAGUGAGCCUGGCCGUUAAAAUUUUGUGUGUUACAUGGUCUUGUAGGUUUCAUUAUCAUUAAUAAUAGAGAAGCCUCUGAACUUGGCUCAGGCUAUAAAUAAAUAAGCCUCGCUCCCGCAGGAUUGCGUAGCACUGGUUUAAAAGGGGUUUGAGUGUGUGUUUCGAGUGUGUGUGUGUGUGUGGUGAGUGAAGGAGAUUGGCCCCGUCUUUGAUUUAGGGGGAUUAUACUGGUACAUACUUUGUAGCUAAUGAGAAAGGAAUAACAACAUGGCGGUGUUUAAUUGGUCUGUAGGUCUGUAAUCACAAUGGACGGUUUCAUUCAGAUGUGAUAAGAGUCGCGCUCAGAUAGGCAGGCAGGCUGAUGCUCAGCAGCCUCAGUGACCCGCUUUUAUUGGCUUGUUCCUCACUGAACGUUUGAUGAUAAGAUAUUCUCGCGCUGUACAACGGUCAUUCAUAAACCUUGACUAACACAUGAGAGAGCUCAUACAGCUGAAGAGCAGUCUGACACUCCAUCACAGCCGUAGUACAAUAAGAGAGCAGGGUAAGUGCUCGGCUGCUGACAAUGUGGGAAAAUCCAUUUACAGUACGCUCUCGUUGUUCAUGCAUGUUUAUUUGUGCAUGGUGAGCUUCUGUACUGUGUUGCUUUAAGAUUCAUGAUGACUCCAUCUCUACAAAAGUGAAGCCAAAAUGUGCAGUGAUAGUGACUGUAUUAUGGGCUUGAAUCUGCACAGUAGGUAUAAUUGGUGAAGCUGUUAACAUAACCACACAUAUGAUUGACUAACAAAACGGCAAAGGCGGACAAAUUGGACUUCUGGUUUUGGACAUGGCGUGGUAGGUCGCGUGGCAUCAGAGCUCCCUAGUCAAGUGACAAAAAACCCUGAAAAUUCGAAAACCGUAUUUUUCGCACUAUAAGGUGCAGUUAAAAUCCUUUUGGCUUGUCGGAGCACUGCAGCUACCAUAGCCUCGUGGAGUUAUUGAAUGAGUUAAAUAAAGUUUGACUUAUGUGACUGUUUUGUUUGGCUUAAUGCGAAUAGAUGCGUUCAUUGAUGGUGCGCCUUAUAAUCAGGUGCGCCUUAUAGUGCGAAAAAUAUGGUAAUUACAGCGUUAAUUCAUAUUGACUGUAAUGUGACUGGGGUAAAAACGAAAUAGGAAGGAAAACUCGACUCACUCAGAAUAAAAAACACGACGACAGAUGAAUUGAGGAAUAGCUAGCUAACUGUGUAAUGGCUGAGGACGGCGGCCAUGAAACGGCACACCUCAUUGGAAGUAAGGCAGGAAUGGGCUCAGAUCUUGAAAUUAUUAGCAAGGAGAUAAGGGAUUGAAAAUACAGAGAUAGAAACAAAACGGCAAAGAUACUUCAGGUUGGAGAAGUUUUGGAAAGUUAAUGACUCUUUUGUUGGCGUUUGUCAUGUCUCUCCUCGACAUUUCUCCUUUACUCUCCUGCGUACAGGAGCUGCAUUUUUAACAGAGCGAUCAAUCAUCACUUUAUACUUGUGUAUAGCAUCCAAUAACUCGUCAAAAAUGAUGCCAAAUAUAGUGAUUAUGACAUCAGGUAUGUGUACUGCAAUUUUAGAGCCUGGGGCGCUGACACAGUAUCUACUCUGUGCCGGUUGUUUUGGCUUUACUUUUGAGAAGCUGUCGUGACGUCCAUCAUUCAUUUCAUUUUUAGUCCUGAUUGACAGAUAGAGGACAGCAGAGAGUAGAAGACAAGGAAGAGAGCAGGGAAUGACAUGUAGGAAAGAGGCUGCAGGGUGGAGUUGAACCCGCUCCACCUGCAUUUUUAGACCUAAACUGCCGGGCUAUCUGCACCCCCUGACUGAGUAUGUAGUUAUUUUGUUUUGGAUGUAGAUUUAUUGUCAGUACAGUUUUUUUUCUGAUGCUUUAUGCUGUCAAACUACACUGAUAAAAGAAAAUGCUCUGCCGUUCACUCUCUAAGAAAAACAAAAGAUUGCCAUAUCACAUCCAGGACACUCGGCUGUCUUUAACAAAGUCUGGACUGAUAUUGGCAGUUGAAGAAACUCUGGCAUUGAAAAGUGGAAAAUAGUCUCAUAACAUGAUAGUUGUGGACAUUUACUCCAUGACUGUAAAACUGCUAAGCAAUGCAGUUUCUCAAUUCUUUAUGAGCAUGUUUGAGAGCAGCUUGUCAGAGAAUUUAGUCAGCUGAGGUAUUCUGGAAAGCCCAGGCUUGGUCUGCGGCUUUUAUUCCCCUGUAAUUCUCCUCGGAGGAUUGGAGAAACAGAGAGGCAGGGAUUAUCAAACCUCCUCUUUUCUGUAGAGAAGACAAUGAGGGGGGAAAAAAAAAAGCUUUGAUUGGCUUUUGUUGUGGAGGUCAAAACGCCGUACACCAGCGGUAAACAAAGCGUUUCAAAUGAACUUAAAUAUUAAUUAAAGCAAAGUUGGUGUUGUUGUGUUCGGUGUAAAACAAGCAUUUUGAAGUGGGAGCGGAGAGACUUCUUUUUUCCACUUACAACAAGCUUUUCCUGACAUAGCGAUGAAACUGCAGUUUUCUAUCUGGGGGCAGGACAUUACUUUCAGGCAGCACAAUGUGUGGACAGAGCCGUGCUUAAUUCACUCUCAAAUCUAACCUAAAAAAAGAGCCGGAUAGUUGAAGGGAGGAACAUGUCAGUGACGGCUGAUCUGAUAUUUAUCUCCAGAGCUGUGUUUCUGCUGCUGUCUCACUGUCAACCAGCUCUCCCUCUCUCUGCAGGGAGCACACAAACGCAUCGUCUUCCUUCGUCUCUCGUGCUGUCCCUUGUUGCCAUGGAGAAACGAUGCUCUACUUGGAUAACUGGUGUAGGAUGCGGAGCCUGCUCCGUGUCCUUGUGCGAGUCCCUUUCAGUGUGCAAAGUGGAUUUCAGCUCAGUCAGGCAUUGUUUUGAAAAAUGUCCUCCACAGGAAUUUAAAGAAAAAUAACACCAUAAAGAGAGCUGCUUUAACUCUUUGAACUUUUUUUUCUUUUUCAACCGUUUAUCAUGAGCUGCAGGUAUUUUCACAUCAGCCGUCACUCUGACAGGACUAGAAAAGGAUCUGCGUGUUCGGAUCUGCAGGAACUAACUCGUGAAAACACAGGAAGAGAACUCAGACUAACUCAAGGUUCACAGCGCUCAACUCAGCCAGAGCAAGGACAUUAGCAUUUUUGAAAUUAAUAAUUCAUCAUGCCGAAACAGCAGCAAAUGGCAGCAGCCGUGACACAAUUAACCACUGAGAUUACUGAGGGCAGGAUUUUCACACUGAAUCUGAGCGCCAGCUGUGCUAAAGAAUAAAGAUACAAUGAAAUGAGAGCUGGUAAAGAGGGAGUUUGAUUAGCUUUGGAUGUUUUUCAAUAUUGGUUUUAUUUGACUGGACUUUUGAUGGCUUUCUCUGCUGAUCCAGAUGUCAUUUUGGGUUUGGAUGACGACCUCCCCCCCUGUUCGAGAGAGACGAGCAGGCAGGAGGUGUCUGACUGUUACUUGACAGCUUGAGAAAUGUGCCCGGCCCGUUGAGCCCAAAGGUGGCACCGCUCUGCGAGAGCCUUAACAAACAAAAGAUGAGAGAGAAAUGUCUCCGUGGAAAUGGCUACCAGUGGAAACAGAUGAGAGAAGUCUGAGCUGUGAUCAGUGGAGGGCAGAGCUGCAAGCGCACAAAAGAGGCGAUGAAGACUCACAGACACCAUAAGAAAGAGAAACCUUGUUUUCCUUUAAUUAACCAGGUUCGGCUCUUCCCCGAAAAUGUCCCAUUUUCAUUUUCAUGAGAUAAUUUUAUUGAAGCUUUAGUCCUCUGUAUGGCCUACCCGACUGUUAUGCAUGAAAUUUUUAUUUCCACUGAGUUUUUCUCUUUUUCAGUGAAAUAAAAACCCAAAGAAGACCCGGUUACAGCCCACAUAAUCAAAAAUAUCUGCUCCGAUUUUGGCAAAAUAAAGCAGAUCUAGAUAAUGAAUGCCAGUCUGUUUGAUGUGUGGUGGGUUGUCUGAGCAGAUAUCCAAACCACAAACUUUAAAGCAUUCUUACAGGAUCCAGACCGGUGUUUCACUUCAAAGAGUGACCCUGUAAACUGGUGACUUUCAGCUAAGUGUGUUUGUGGUUAACUGUAUUCAGUUGUGACAGCAAUUAAAUCAUCUGUUGAAAUCAUGCACAGAGUUACCAUGAUGUGUGAUUAAUGUAAACAUUUGUGUCUAGCCCUGUUAUAGACGUAACCCCCUCCAAUUGUUCGAAAACAGCUUCUAAGAGACGAUCAGUCAUUUUAAAAAGUGAUGUUCAAGAUUUAUGAUGAAUCAAAAACACUAUUAGAGCUUUAUGUCUUCAAGUUACUGUUUGACAUUUAUUAUUUUUAACUAUUCUCUUGACUGUUUUCUUUCAUUUUUGUAAAGUAAAGAUUGAUUGGUAGACUUAAAAAUAGAAGCACAGUUUGACAAUACAGGAUUUAAAGCACUGUAAAACCAAGAUAGAAAAAAAUAUCAAAACAAAAGUUUGACAAACAAUCAUUUAAUGAGGAUAUGUCUUCUCCAAAUACGUUUCCAGAGAUGGACAGAGUACUUGACUCCAGUACUUGAGUAAGAGUACACAUACUCCUGGUCAAAAUUUACUCUGCUACAAGUAAGAGAAGCCCAGUCAAUACGUUACUCGAGUAAGAGUAAAAAAGUACUUGCUUUUAAAUGUACUUAAGUAUUCAAGAGUAAGUAAAAGUAAGAGUAAGAGUAAAUUCCAAUUUUUUCACAUUAAUUACUGUGAUUUUACAAUUUCAUUUAUAGCACCUUGUAACUCUUGUUUCAGAGAAUGAACUCUUUGAAACCACCUGCGCUAAUGUUCUUGCCUGUAGAACCAUGAUGUUAUUCUGUACCAAGCCUGCACAAACAUCUAUAAAAAUGGAAAUAAAAUGAAUGGGAUCAUCAAAGAGGGCACACACACAUUGUACUUUUUUCUGUCUGUGUCCACGUUUCUCUUAUUUACUCCUGCAAACUCGAACAUAGCCUUCAGAUAAGGCCAUGGGUUUUCUUCAGGUCCCUCCGCCUCAUUCAACUCCGGCUAAUCAUAUUCAGACUCUGAGCCUGAGGAUUCAUCGUAGCGUUCUUCUCCUGCCGCCAUUGCCACUGCGGUCUUGUUUCAAGCUGAUAAACAAGAGAGCGCAUAUUUCCGCUUUUAUGUACAUCCCAGUGGAGAACGUGUACUAACACUGCGUGUGGCCAAUUAUGUUUUAGGGAAAGAAAAAAAAAAAGGCGAACCUAAAAGUAACGAGUACUCUUAGCCUUCUCAGAAAUUUACGCGAGUAAGAGUAAAAAUCUUUAGCUUGGAAAUGUAUUCUAGUAAGAGUUAUAAGUAUCAAAGAAUACUAGUAUUUGAGUAAAGUACAAAUCCUUAGAAUCUGUGCAGUACAGUACUCAAGUAAAUUUACUUCGUUACUGUCCACCACUGUACGUUUCAGUCACAGGGCUGGUAAUAAAACGCUAGUUAAGUCUGUAAAAGAUGAGACAAUUUCGUCCACAGAGGGCGCCAAAAAUGACACAAACCUGCAAGUUCCCCCCCUGGAGCUUUAGGAAAAAAGUCAAAACCAUGCUUCAUUUUAUUUUAGUAAUUCUUCAAAAACACAGUCAGAAACCAAAAUCAUAGCUAUCAUGAAUAUAAAUGUCUUUAAAAGUUUGAUAAAAGACCACUAAAAUGCGGGCUGACAGGCUGCUGUGAACAAUUUAGGAAUCAACUGCUACAAAAAUGGCCAAAAAUUUCUCACAGUUGAAAACAAAAACAAAAAACUGAAUUAAUUUUGUGCUUGGAAACCGGUGAGUUUGAGAUGAAAUGGUUUCAGCAAAUACUGAGCUGUUACCAAAACAAAGAUUGAAGAGUUUGAAUAGUUUUGAGGAGCCGGUUGCGUGAGUCAAGAUCACAAAGGCUUUUAAUAAUACUGGUUCGUCUGCUGGCAUCAUAUCACUACUGCAUCUACUUCUACAUUUCUGAUCUCUUCUUUAGCUGUCCUGUCUAAUAAAAACAAAAACACCCCAAGUUUGAAUGCUGGAUUUUAUUUUCCGAGUAUUUUCUGCUUUGCUUUAUUUGUAAUACACAAGAAAUAUGAUGCAGCACCGCACAAGGAACAUCCACUCUACAACCCUCCAGAGGGAAACCUCUGAGGGUUUGUUGACAGUGGCUUCACCACAGAGCAGUCUCUCACAUAAAACUGUUUCUUUUACGUCUACCUCUCUAUGCUAACAGUCAAAAAAAUGUAUUUAUUUUCACAUGGUUUGUCCCUUUGCAGGAGACAUGCUUCCCUACCUGUGGAAGUCACCGAGAAUCCUGGGAGGCUGGUGUCUGCGGGUCAUAGACGAGUCGUCCCCUGUCGUAAAUGGAAGUCUGCAUCCUUUGGGUACAGUAAGAUGUUAUUUUAUGAUUACCUGCUCAGUGUUUGUCCCAUGAGUGCCGCUGUGUUUCCAGCGUGGUGGCAAAACACUCAUUUUCUUGUCUUUCUCUUGCUUGUAUAUGUGUAACUGUUGUCAGAGUGGAUAAGGACGCUCUGGUUAUUAGGCUGUCUGUUGCAGAUAUAUCGGCCGUGACAGCUUGACGGCUGAAAACUUUGCCGUAAUUUAAUAUUUGAGUCCUUGCAGCCGAGCGCCAUUCAUCAGAUUUUAUGACACAGCACUUUCAGAGUUGCAAUAUUGUUUACCUGAUGUGAACAACGAACUCCUGUGGCCAGCUGCACUGCAGGGGGAGGUCAUUAAGAUUAGAUUUAAUGAAAUAUCAUCUGUGCGUGUAAUCUGCUCACCUAUUAGCCUGCGCCGAGCUCGGAGAUGGAGACAGCUUCUUAAAAAAAAGAAAGACACAAAGAGACGAGUGCAGAGACAGUCGCAUCGGUGGGACAGACUUAGGGGGCUUCAAAAGGCUGCAGAGAGUUUCAAAGACGCCUCCUACUGUAGCGCUGUGUGCUUCAUCAUCAAAAAAGCAGAGUGAGCCUAAUCCAUAGCCCACUUUUGGCUCAUGUGCAGCCCAAAAAUAAAUCCCAGAGCAUGAUGGUUAUGUUCUAUUUUUAAAGAGCAGUGUUCAGAAGUUUCUGAUGAGUUGGAACAUCUGCGGGUUGUUUUUAGACUUUGCUAAAGCUGCAGUUAAAAAAAAAAAGAGGAAUUAGCGAUUUCUCUCUGAUUAAUACCUCACCGGUGUGCGUUCUCUCUGAUUGUCCCCGGUGUGAUCGUUGCUCUGUUUGUAAUUCUGGAGAGCACAGCUGAAAGCUAAUAGGUUAAAUGGAUCAUGACUGUAAACAAGAUGAUGGCUGUGAUUGGAGGUUGAUUGUUUGCCUCUCAGGCUCAGCAGCAUUGUUUGCUUCUGUUCGGGCUCAGCCAUCUCUCACAGUCACGCUGUAGUCGACCUCUAAUUAAUAAAUGAUGACUGUGCAAAGGAGACACAACCCCAUUCAAAUUUAGGGUAAUUUGCUCAUUUAUUUCUGUUGUUUUCUUAAUUACCUUUCACAGAGCUCCUCAGUCUGUAUUCAGAUCAUCAACUUCAUUUGUAUAACCUUCAUUUAAAGCUAAAUAUUGCUACCUGUGUCGGCCAAUUCUGUCAUCCUUGCCACUUCCCUCUGUUUAUGCUUUCCUUGCACUUUGUGUGUGGAGAGCAAAAGCAGGCAGAACACCACCUGCUGCAAAGAAAUCCCUAUGCUAUCUAACAAGUUUAUUCAUAUUUUUAAACAGUUUACUGAAUCCAAGUGCAGCUAAGAAGUAAGAUUUAACUGCAGUUUUUUUAUGCUCAGGAAAGCUGUGAACGAGUAGAUUUUUUUGACAUCCUUGAAAGCUUUAAAAAAUGAAGUGACCUGGCAAAUGACAUUUUACAAAUCUGCACAAUGAUGUUUCCACUUCGGUGAACUCAGAACCAUCUAACUGGAAAUAAGUCUCAAGAUCAUCAGUUUCAUUUUCAGAUUUAUACCACUGAAGUUAGUUUCACCACUGAAGUUGGAGUUUCUGUGUGACUUGAUAUUCACAGUGAAACUGAAACUCUUAUAUAAGCUGUUUUCAGGGCUUUUUAAUAUUUUCAAGUAGUGCCUGACUGAUACAGAUAUUUUGGGGCAGAUACCAGUUAUUAGGGGGGAAAAUAAUCUGAUUACUGAUUAAUCGGCCGAUUAUUUAUUUUGUUAAUUCAAGUAAUAUAUCUACAUAUUUACUUAUUUUUUAACAACUGGCUGCUUUUGAGCCUUUCAAACACUUCUCAAUAACAUUAAUGUCAGUAAUAUUCCCUGUAUUUAUCAUGAAUUUAUCAUGAAUCAAACUCGCGUCUUAACUCACGUUACUCAUUUCUGGUCUGGUCUCAUCUGGAGACGUGCAGCUGCCUCAGUAAGAGAAGUAGCUGGAUAACUCAAUGUGUACUUUUGUUUAUUCUACCGUUACUGGCACGGCUAACAGUGGAGCAAGGCUAAUAGCUAGUGGCUAAUCACAUGGUGCUUCACCAUUAACUUGGUAUGACCGAGACCAGCACAGCGGGGAACAUCGUGAGGUGGGUUGAACUUGUUGACUUAUUGUGUAUUUCACAAACUGGUUUAUUUACCGUUGAGGCGGACCAUUCUCUGAUCCGUCACUCUGCUGUGCUGUGAGGUAGUUAGUGGAUGAAGAUUGUCAUGAGGUCGCUGCGCCAUCUACAGGACAAGUCGGGGGAUCUUUUUUAAAUGGGGGAACAUUUUCGAAGUGAAACCGAAUCUUAUUCUACGCAUUUUUUUUCUGGUAAUAUCGGUGACAACCAGCGAGUUUUGGCCGAUUACCGAUUGGUCUCAAACGGGCGAAAAUUGGUUGAUUGAUAAAUCGGUUGGACCCUAGUUUCAAGCAUUUUUAAGUGAGCAGGCAAAGACAUUUCAGCUUAUUGUGUCAAAGGUCCCCAUGUCUGAGACAGUUCCUCUACAGGAGACCACUUUGGCCCUAAAACAACUUUUUUUCACUCUUUUUGUUUGAGAAGAACGGUGAAAAACUUUAGGUUAACCGUUCUCUGUAUUUUAACUCUUGGUGUGUGACUGAUCUGUGUGACUGUGUUCGACGAAAAGAUGGAAGUGAAAUAUUAAUUAUUGUGCUAUUUGUGAGUGGCUUUACCAUGCCCUGCAGUCUGUUAAAUCCCUUUUUUAAGACGUUUUUGACUGUGCAUGUUAAAGAAAACUUCCAUUACAGGAAGUGUUUCUAUUCGGCAGAAAUGUCUGCUCUGAAAUAUGAAAAGUGAAGUUAUCGCAGCCCAGUUAAUUGAAGUCUGUGUUACUUUCAGCUGUCUGUCAGAGACUGUCGUUCUCUUAAAGUUUCCUUAAUCCUCGCAAACUUUGGAGAGUGAGUUUAGGAGUGUUAAAAGAAUUAAUAGGGCAACUUUGGUGUGAGUGACUCGCUAGACGUGCUUAAUGGCGGUGUUUGGACGAUCUCUUGAGACGAGCGUUCAGAGCGAGCAAAGAGGCUGCCAGAGCGUAAUAGCAGAAACAAACCCCAGAGACUUUCUUAGAUUGUUGCCUCUGCUCCACAUUUUUUUCUUUGCAUUCCUCUUGUAUUACUUCACUGAUGUCCUUCCUCACUGUCUAACCCUGAUUUCUCCUCUUCUUUCCCUUAAAAACAAAGCACCAACAUGCAGAGAAUCUAUUUGAUCCGACUUGUGCAGGAUGUUGUAUAGUUCAGACAUGAUAGUCUAUUUCUAUGCCUGAGUGUGCAUAUUCGAGUCAAUGCUGUUAACAAAUGAUGUAGCUGUUUGAGUAUUGGUUAUGAUUAUUUUGUUGCUAACCAUAUGAGGAUGAUCAACUGAGUGAAAGUAGAGUAAAUAAGCACAGAAGUACAAAAUUAAGACCAAAAAAACAUUGCUGGGUCCAGCAGGUGGGUCCAUGUAUUAUCUCUAUUCUCUACCACUCUGGCCUGGAGUUUUUGGUCCACGUUGUUGGCUACUUUGUUGUGCAAUGCGCAUGUGCGCACAGUAGAAAGGCACCGUGGUAAAUGGGGACAUCAAUAAUCUGAAAAAAAGUAGAUUUAUUAUUUUGUUUUCAUUUCCAUCUCUUCUAUAUAUUCUGUUUUGAGCUGAAAAUACGAAAACAAACACUAAUCUUUUAUUUUUUGGUUAUAUAGAAAAACAAAUAAACAAAAUAUUGACUUGUUUUUUCGUUUUACUAGAUUGAAUGGAAUAAUUGAAUGGACGGAUAAUACACGGACCCAGGUGCACAACAGUACAAAAGAGGAUUAGGGCAACACAAAGAGAAAAAAAAAAAUUACAGGACGGAGAUUAAAGUUGAAAUUUUGACCUUAAAAAAAAUCAAAAUUCUAUCAAUUAAGUUGAAAUUUUGGAAUUAAAAAUUAAAAUUUUGAGCUUAAAGUUGAAAUUUCAAGAUUACAAAAUGUCGAAAUGUGGUGAAUGAUGUCAAAAUUUCAAGAUUAAAGUCAUGAAGUCGAAAUUUCGACUUAAAUCUUGAAAUUUCGACUCUAAUCCCAAAAAUUGACAUUUAAAAAAAUCUCCCUUCUGUAACAAUUUUUCGCUCUUCUUGUGGCCCUAAUUCUCUUUCACACAACAGGACUCACAGCUGAGGAUGCAGUGAAUAGUCUUGUUCUCUGACAGUAAUUUUGAGUCCAUGCGGGAACUUCCACUUCAGAGUCAAGCCUAUUUUUAGCGCAGUGCUGCUUGAGAGCCACUUUUCGUCUUUGGCCCCGCCCCUGUUGCCGAUAAUUUUAUGCUGAGGAAGUUGUUUGUUAAGUUUUUGAUCCAUUUACUCACACAGUCUCUCACAGAGUGGUAAACCUUGUCCCAUCUUUACAUCAGAGUACCUCAGCUUCCCUCAAAGACUCUUUAUGUUUAGUGAUGUUUCUCACUUGUGCUUUUUCUUGGUAUGAUAAAACUAUUUUAGUGUUUUGUUGUCCCCGCACUAACUUUUAGGAUAUCUUUUAAACAGAUUCAUAUUUUUAUAACAAAAGAAAAUGUUUCUGCUCCAACAUUUCAUGGGUUGUCUUAGCACGAUUUUCAAUCAGUGAGGGAUAUCAAUGAUUUGAAAACUGUUAUGUAACAAUUGUCUGUGGGAUCUUGGGAAAAUAUCACAGCUUUCACACAUGAGCAGCUAUUUUCAUCAGCCAGCAAAAUUACCAUACGUGUGUCUGCACCUUUGUAUAUGUAUGUACGCAUCUGUGUGUGAUGAAGAUGCCUGCAGUGCAAUGAAUACCUGAACCGGAACAGAGGUGCUGGAUUACCUGACCUCUAUCAGAAUCACAUGCAUCAACAUGAACACAGUUCCCAGCGGGUGUUCAGUGCCUUCCCAUUCUUGAUGUGCCGGCUCUGCUGCGAGCUCGAUCAAUUGACAGCUGCUAUAAACAUGAACAUGGUAUAGAGCCUGAAGCGGAGGAGGCAAAUUGCAGGAAAUGCGAAGCAUAAAAGAGCUCAAUGUAAAAACACUGAAAGAGGAAGUCAUGAAAUGAAAGAAGGGGGGAAAUUUCUUUGAGAGAUGAAUAAUAAAUCGGAUACUUAAAUAGUUGCUAUUGGCCGUGAAAAUGGCUGAACCGCCAAUAAAAGUAAGAGGUAAAAAUGGCUUCUUGAUCUGCUCCAGUCUGAAUCAGCUUCAUUAAACUUAACAUGAACUCGGCAGCUGAAAUUCGGCAUUAAAGAGAAGUUGGUGGGAACAGACUGUGAUCAUAAAAAGGGGAAAAAUUCACAUUCUCAGUCAUUCUCGACGGUAAAUGACAAUCUUGAUUUUUUUAUUGAACGUUUUCCUUGAUCAUUUCAGCACCUUAGUAUAAAAAUAUCACUCUGCUUGUCUAAAAAGAAGCUCACAGAUGUACGCAGUGUUUUAUUUGGAGUACACAGUCACAGUGAGAAAGUAUUUGUUUGCAGCUGGAUGUGUAUCUUGUUUUAGCAUAAGAAGGAGUUUCGUCAGUGAGGGGGAACCCUGUUUGAAAAUGUGUGCUACUUAUUCCGCUUUGCAUUUUGUCUUUGAUACUUGAAAGCUUUGGAAAUCAGCCGAGAAAGUAAAACAAGCAGUAUGAAACAGUUUGAUUCAUCCUGAUUUUAUUCUUUUGAUAUCUUUAAGGGAUAGAUGAUAGAAAAACAAAUUUACCUCCUGGACUUUUGGAGAAACCAAUUAUCAGGGGAUAUUCAUGCUGCCAAAUAUGGCGCUCAUUUGGACAAAGGAAGAAGAAAGAAAGACAGAAAACCCACCGUGUUUCAGAGUUACCCACCCGCCUCACACAACAAAACUGACAGUCUUUUUUUACUUUUGCCACAAUUAUUUCUUCAUGCAUGCAGUGUAGGUGUGGUUUUAUGAAAGAAAAAACCCACUGAGAAAAAUAUUCACAUUGUUGUGUCUUCACUUUCUGUUGUAAUGUGUUGUGUUGGCUGCUCCUGCUGCCUCAGUUUAUCUGUUUUCUGCUUUGAAUUAUCUCCCCGUGACUGUUGUGUGCGCACGUCUCUGCAGCCUUGAGAGUUAAAAGCAGGAAGUGCAUUUCUAUGUGGGGUUAAGAAAGUGAAAGUGGAGCAGCCAGCCCGGCCAAUGAGGAUACAGGAUUACAGCUUAUUGUGUGAUGGGAUAAUUGCUCUGUAUGGUUUAGUGAGGAGAAAAGAAUCGGAAUUUUUCUUAAGGCCAGACCGCGACUUGAAAAGUGACGGCACAAAAGCAGCAGAAUUAAAUUUUAGGUGAUCAGAUGUGAGGUAGGAAAGGAGGCUUUCUUCUACUUUAGCAGGAUGAAACACACGUAAAAAAUAAAGUAUGUGUAAUUUGCUUUUUUUGUGCGUUUCUAGUAGCUGCUGUGUUCAUCCCUCGCAGCUGCCUUCUUGUUUAUAACUGUCCAGAGCUGGGAUCUCUGAGCACCCAUCAAACCCAGCUCAAGGCUGAAUGAAGGCUUUUAAAUACCCAAGAUGCACUCCUGUUCCUUUUUGCCUCUCUUUUCUUUUCUUUUCCUUUUAUUAAAAAAAAAAGAUUUUUUUUUUUCAUCCAUUUAUUUAAGAUACAUCUCCCUGCUUUCACCCUCUCUUUCUCUUUCUCUCUUUCUGCUGCUGUAAUAAAUUACAUCUGGUUUGACGGACAGAUUAAGAGAGGGUCUUUACGGAGGUAAAUGUAAGGCUGCCGGUCAGUCAUGUUGGAGGGUUAAUCUUCCUGCAAACAUUAACAUCCCUCCCUUAAAGCUCCCAUGGUAUUACCUAAAGGUCAUAAAGCUGCUAAUAUCCAGCAGCUCUGUUUAUUUGUGAUCUCGGUUUUGAUUUUGCAAAGAGCGGAUCUGAACCUGGAGCUCCAUUUCACGUCUAAAUAAUUCAGAUGCUUAAUGGUGUUCAUUAUGGGGAACAACUAUUUCCGAACAGAACCUGUGAUUAUCUGCAGGGCCCUCUAAUAAUACCACUGCAGAGCCUAUUGAUCCUUGGGAAUGGCCUGAUCACAUACCCCCCCCCCCCUUCCUCAGCUUGCCUGCCUGCUGUAAACAGCUGGGGAGUUAUUUGCAGACGGUUAGAGGCUGUGAUGUAGCCGCAGGGGCGAAUGUGGUGACAAGCAGUGGAAAUAGAGAAUUAUUACCAAAUGCAGCUUCGUGACCCCUGCAUUUUUGUGUGUUUUUGUUUGUUUUCCACGCUGUAACCCCCUUUCCUCUGAGGCCCUGACAGCAUCUGAGUUCAGCUGCAGAAAAGCUUAACGACACAGUAAACAUUUAUCGUACGUGGCAGCUAACAGUCCCAGCUAAAUGAAGGAGCCGUCUUUGUGUGCCAGAGUCUGUGUCAGUUUCAAGAAGGCGGUAAUGAAAGUGCCUUCCGCCUCCUAUAAAAUCCACCCAGUUGCAUGAAUUCCUUCUUUAUUGUGGCCUUUUUUAUUUACUGCUGUUUGUAUUGUAAAGUUUGAUUCCAGCAUAUGGGAAAUCACAACCACACAAUGAUUUAACGGCCCCCAUGAAACAGAGUGCCCACUUCUAUACCGUGUUUGGACCCCUGAGAAGAAAGCUGCAUUUUUUUUUCUUUCUUUGAAGUUUACAGCUUCCGUUUCGUCAUCACAUUCUCUAAGAGUUCAUUACAGACUCUGGGCUGCACUGUGGAUCCCCCACUUUUGAUAAGUUUCUUUGACUUUCAAGUUAAAUAAGGAGGAAGGUGACACUUUUUCACCACGUCUUUUACUUUUCACUCUGGUCUGCUGUUGAUCCUUUAGGCUGAGGGACAAGAAGUGUGUGGUGCCUUGUUAGCUUUCAGUACUGAGUGUUGGCUAUGUUUAAAUGUAUUUAGAGUCCAUUUAGAGUUAUUUGUAUACUCUAAUAUAUUUCUAGUGAUGCUUAAACAGACUGCUAAUACAAUAUUUGUAUAUUUACUUAUAUUCCUGUUAAUAUUUUACACUAACAUCAACAAUAAUACUGCAAAUUUAACAUUUUCCCUCAUGAAAUUCUAUGAGUAAUUCUUGCUUACUGUUUUAAUUUUGCAGUUUGUCUGCUCUCGGUAAUUGCAAAACUUUUUUUUAAAUCAUAAUGGCUGAAAAUCUUCAGUAGUGCAGACGUACCUCAUGGACCAACAAACAAGUUGAGUUUUAGAUGAUGAAUUGUAGAAAUUUGUUGCAUAAUAUUCAGGAGAAAAAAAACACCAAAUGUGCUCAGCUCAGGCUUUGACUUUGACUAAUGUUUUAGUGCUUAGUGGCAAUGUUUGGGAAAAAUAUGGUAAUUUUAAAAGCCUUUUGAAAACUGUGGUGUGUAUCAUGUGGGUUUUUAUCUAUCUAUCUAUCUAUCUAUCUAUCUAUCUAUCUAUCUAUCUAUCUAUCUAUCUAUCUAUCUAUCUAUCUAUCUAUCUAUCUAUCUAUCUAUCUAUCUAUCUAUCUAUCUAUCUAUCUAUCUAUCUAUCUAUCUAUCUAUCUAUCUAUCUAUCUAUCUAUCUACCAUUACAUAUCAAUAAAAAUAAAUAAUCAGUUAAAACACAACAACAAAUACUUCCCAUAAAGCAAACAUACCAAAAGAUUCCCUGUCAAAAACUUGUGCUUUGUUCCAGUUGUACUCGGAAGUCGGGAUUUCCGAGUUUCGACUUGUAAAUUCAUCUGGAACGCCCCCAGAUGAAGUCCGAUUUCCAACUCGGAAAGUCGGACGAUCCUCGCCAACCCCGACUUGAUGACAACAUCAAAACUCAAGAUGGCAGCGCAGUGCAUUUACAGUAAAGAGUGACAAUGAAACCACUCGUAAUGUACUGUUUAUUAGCACUUCUUUUUUUGUUUUGUUUUUGUGAAAUUAAGUAAGUGGUAUAUGUUGUGCUGCCCAAUGUCCAACUGUGAACACGGUGCUAUGGUGUUUGUAAGAGUAAAAUACUGUGUUGUGCGUUGUUUACAACUGGUAUAGCUAACAACAACUAACAACAGCUGACAACAGCUAACAACAACUGACAAUUGUAAACAACAGCUAACAAUGGCUAACAGUAGGCAUCCAUCUUGGUUUUCUGACUUGUUAACUGGAACGCCGUCAACUCGGGUGUUGCGUCAUUCCUAGUUCCGACUUCCGAGGUAACUUGAACGCAGCAUUACAACUAACAACAAACAGACUGCCAGUAUCACCGAGCAACAAUAAGUCAAACAACUGCAGAAAGACAAUCAACAAUAACAAGAACCAGUAUCAGUAAAUCCAAAACAAAACAAAAGGGACCUAAAACAACAAAAGACCUCCAUAGACAUUAGUCAUCUGACAUUACCACGACACUCUGUAUCAACAAAAAGACAACCAGCAAAUAACAAAAUCUCAUCGAGUGAAACAAAAACAGGAACAACAAAGAGAAUCCAGCUAUAGAAAAACACCCACAACAAGGAGACUCCUAUUUUUCUAUUCGACCUGACAAUGAUCCUUUUCCACUUUGCUUUUUGCUUGCCCAUAAGCAGGACCUCUGAUUUACUGCAGAGGUAUUAGAUCUUAGUGACCAUGAUGGUCUUUGACACUAGCACUGGUUUCACUGCAACACACACUUACCCAGCUUCCAGCCACAACCUCAAACCUUUGAAUCACACGUCAGGCUGCAGGCACUGGCAGUAAUUAGCUGUGACAUUAUCUGAGAUGUGGUCAUGGCUAAAGACACGGGUGCACUUGUGAAAUAUUAAUUUCUUUUUCUCCAGCAGGUGAACAUAAGCUAUCUGCUGCAGAGCCUAAUAGAAGAAAACAGGUUUUUGCGUUUCAGGAGGGUUCAGGUGUAAUGCACAGUGCCUCUGGAAUAAUGCUGAAGCAAAAAUGAUAAAUGGACUGUACUUAUACUGCGCUCUCCUGACAGCUCACAGUGCUUUUACAUUUCAUGUCACAUUCACCCGUUCACACCACAUUCACUCAGUAUGGCAGAGGCUGCUGCUAUGUAUGUGCUGCAGCCAUCUAUCCACCACUUUGUCACCUGGACAGUGGAGUAUGGGAUCGAACCCAAAUCUUUAGGUUUAAUGAAAAGACUCCAAAGGGUGAAUUGUGAGCAAAGCAUGUUUGAUUUUGAAGCUUUAAGGUGAUGCAAAAGCAACCAAUGCAUCCUUGAGCCUAGUGAAAACACAUCAGCGCAUCCUCAGUGUUAACACCCAUUGUCACUUUUCCUGCUAAAGUAGAUAUAGGCAGAGAUUGGUGAUUCUCGCUCACAAGGCUUAUCCUUUCAUCAGCUCCAUGCCAAAGCAAUAUCAAGCAAAGGGCCACAAAGCGCUUCAGAUCCAUCUCCCAGUCUGAUAGAAAGCAUUUGCAAUUCCAACGCCGCGUUUUCGUCGCUCGCAUCGAGCAGAGGGGGGGAGGCUCCUGGGGAGGAGGUGAGGGAGGAAGGAGUCACACUCAAUUCCUACAGAAAAUAAGAGCAGGGAGCUGCAUGAUCACUUGAUCUCAUCUGCUUUUUUCAGGGAUUCAUCUGUGUAUAUGCGAGGAGAUAUUAACUCGGUGUGUGAUCUGUUUGUGUGCGAGGUGAGAUCUCCGGCAAAUGAAGAGCAAAAAGUGGACAUGAUAGAGGGAUUACACUGUGAGGGUGGAAAGAGCAGAAAGCAAGACAUGAAAAAACUGAUCAAGGAGCUCAGGACCAGCAUCUCUGACUGCCUUUGAAUGUGUGAUGCUUUAUAGUAAUGGCAUAAUAAUGGAUCUCUGUGGCUAUUGAUGUCACAUUUACAUGGAAUAUUCCAGAUGAUUUGUGACAACCCUUCAACAAAGCUGUCACUUAAAGAGAAAAAGGGGUUUUCCAUUAUUCCUAACAGCAUACAAAUGAUGAGGGCAUGAGUGGUUGUCAGGUUAUGGCAUGGGAGGAUAAACCUUGUUAUGAGGAAAGACAAAUACACGGAGGUUUGAAUUGAAUUAGUUGAUGUAAAAGCAGACAUUGUGAUUAAAGAAGGUGAACCUGAUGCUGAUCUGUUCGUCCUCAAACAUUCAAAUGUAUCUCAGUUAACUUCAUCCCAGUGCUUAAAAACAAGGGAUUUGGAGGUAUAGUGUAGUAUAAUUAAGAGUAGACUUUAUUUUAUGGAUAAUAGUUCAAUAGUAGAGACUGUUGACGUUUUUAAGAAGAGGCUCAAAACUCACCUUUUUCACCAGCCUUUUCAAUAAUUGCCUUUUUAAUAUUUCUCUUAUUGCAAACGUUCAUUUUAAUAAUUAUCUCUGUUCUUAGUCUUCGUCUUAAUUCCCGUCUUAGAGGUUUUAAAUUCUUUUACCCCUUUUACAUAGUAAAGAGCUCUUAUCUGUUCAUUUAAUAUUAUUUUUUUCUUUUUCUUUUUCUUGUUUUAGUCCAUCAGGUUUUAGUCUUUCUUUAGUCUUUCUACCAUUUUAUUUUAUUUUUUAUCUUUCAUCUUUAUCUCCAGUGUUUCCCAGAGGUAGCUCUUUCCUCACGUAAUGUCUCAGUGUCAGGCCAUGUCUCUUGAACAAUAUAUCUUAAAUUCCCACACUGUGUGUGCUUGUGUGUGUAUGUGUGGGUGAGUGAGGGUGGGUGUGUGUGUGGGUCCAUGGGUGGGUGUGUGGGUGGGAGGUUUGGGUUUUAGCCUCUGUGAGGCACUUUGAACUGCAUUUUUGUCUGAAAAGUGCCAUAAAAAUUUGUUGAAGUUGAAUUUUAGUAGAUAACAUAAUCAAGCACUAUACUAAAGAACUUUUUUUUGUAUGGAAGAAUUAGGAAGAUGCAAGAUUUUUUUGCUGUGACAUUAUAAUUAAGCUUAAGGUUUUAUUGGCAAGCAUACAGCAUGCUAGUUUCUGUUGUAUACUGGUAUAGCUCACGUUUGGAGUCAAAAACAAAAAUAACAAGCUUGACAUAAAAGAUGAUGCCAUUGUCGUUAAGGUCAAAGAUGACUAGAUAUGCAAUAGAUCAGCUGUGUGUUGUGUACCUGCCAAGGGGCUUCUGCUAUCUACACGUGUGUCCGAGGGUCCUGCUUAUUAGCGUCAGGCUCAACAAAGGCUGUGUCCAAAAUGAAUCACUCAAUCCCUAGUCCCUAACCCCCCAUAUGGGAUUUCACUAUAUAGCUGACUAUGUAGUGAGCUCAAUCACUGGAGGUUUCGGACACUACAUGGCAAGACGCAAUGCAUGAAGGGAUGCCCACCACCGGUGAGUGACCAUCGGAUGGUCACUACAUUUUGCAAUGCUCUAUGGGAAAUUUUGAGUCGCCCAUAUGGGGCAUUGCAAUUGAUCACUCAGGUUUCGGACACCCCUCAAAAUGGCGCUAACCCCCAUAUAGUCUCCUAUAUAGGGGUUAGGGAUCUAUUUCGGACACAGCCAAAGUUUUGCUGUCCUGUUUUGGGAUCUUUGCUUUUUUUGGUUUCAGUUAUGAGGAGAAUAAAUGUCCAAUCGAUGUCGGUGCUAUCAAAAUCCUACACUCACCUGACUCAUCAUCAACUUCAUGAGACAUUGGUGCUACAACAAAGCAACAAAAACUUUUCUCAUUUGUUAAAAACUUUGUAAAUUUCGUAAAAAAAGAAAAGGCGGACACUACAGUUGGAGGCGCUUUUGAGGCUUUCAGGAGUCAGAGGCCCCUGGGCUCCCGCCUACAUGGCCUUGUGGUUAAUCAGUUCUUGAAUGAAGUUGCCGAUCACCUGAAGUCCUUCUUUCUUCAUAAUGAUACAUUUGGUUUUACUGAGACUAUUGAGUUAACCCUAAGUCUUUCACAUCAUUAAGAGUGAUUGUGCAAUAAGUGCUCUCACUGUACCACAGGGCUGGAGUUUCAACCUCGAUGAACAUCAGGUGUGUCUCUGAGGAGUAGAUUUAUAGCUCUACAUCAGUAUGACUGGCACCAGCCUACCUGGUAGUUUAGCCUUGAGAAGAAGCCUGUGGGGUCAAGAAACGUCUCAGUCUGAACGGAGGCAGAGAAAGAGAGACAGCUCUUUGUUUGGCCCGCAAUGAAAAGCUCGUCUGUCUUCCUCCUCUGAAGUUCUCAGGCUGCAGGCCAAGUCAGUGACAGGAGGAGCCUUUGCACAGCGCUGUGUCCUCUGCCAGAGAGCUGCAGAGUUUGUGCUGUUCUCUUUUUUUUUUGGAAAAGCUGCGAGAAAACAUAAACCUAUCAUCUGUGGCAAUGGGUGGAGAGGUCAGCAUCCCAGGGGAGUUCAGUUUUUCCAGCUGUUAAAACUAAUUUGAGCGGUUAGCAUAAUGUUUUUGUUUAAUUAGCGAGGAAAGCGGAACAUAACAGUGCUGAAAAAACAUGAGAUAACACGGUAUGUGAUGUUCCACUGAGAGUGCACGUAUUUACAGACUUUUUCGAGGGUUUAGUCCUCUGCCACCCUUACUGUUUCUUAAUCAUUCAUCAAACCCACAUAUGUUUGAUUAAUGUGGCUGAAUUGAGCAGUCAGUAGGUGCAUGUAUUAUUUGGUUUCGGCGCUAUCAAUAACCCUCCUGAGGAAAAUGUUUCUCCAUCAUCAGUAAUGGUAUUGAUCUCAUCAGGCUGCUGUUAUUCGUGGAGAAGAGGUGAAGCACUGCCAUCUUGUGGUCGGCAGAUCUCAGCGCUUCCCUCCUCCCUCUGAGUGAUGUGUUUGAAGUGGGCUGAGGUCUCAUGAGAGGAGACGGGACUCUGCCAGGCUGCACUAUUGGGGGUUAACAAAAUACUUCCCACUGCUCAGCACACACGGUUCCACCAGUGCUUCUCCGAUCUAUUGUCCAGACACAUUAAAAACAGCCCAAGGAACAUACAGUUUCUCUUAGUAAAGCUGAGAGGCAGAGGAAAAAAGACUCACUUUAAUGGGGGUAAAGUGGUGCAUCAGUUCAGAGAAGUCUGACCGAACAGAACGUGCUGUUUUGUGACCCGUGGCUGUUGUUUAUCGCAGUUAUCCAUCUUUAUAUGGGCUGGGACAACUCAGCAGAGAAUGACAGCCCAUUCAGCCAGAAACCAGCCAUGUCAGGAGAGACUUUGAUUUUCAAUUUCAGCCGAGCUGCUUUUGAGGAUUUCUUUUUUCUCUCUCUUUCUCUCCAGUGUUACCAUAGCAAUCAUGCUGCCUUUUAGUGUUAUUUUCAACAAUUCUAAAGCUGCAUCUUGAGGUGAGGACAAAUCCAUUGGUAGCUGACCUAAAAAAAGAAGUGUCAGUUAAUGCAGAAUAUGUUCGUCAACAUGAAUUCUAGGUGUGAGACUGCGAACCAUUAAAUAAUUUUUUUCGUGAAACAAGCUGCAGUUGCUGAAAAUGAAGGCAAAAUUAUUAACAUGUCAGCAUCAUGGUUCUCACAAGGGGUUUUGGACUUUCUAGCCGUUUUAUUUAUACUGGGGGAUAAAUAAAGGUUUCCCUGAUACACAUUAAAGUGAUGAAUGAUAUUAUGAUGCAACCAUCCUACAAUAACCAGCAAUAAUACACACUCCUAAAAUCACUCUCUUGAUAUAAUCACACUCAUGUGUCAAGACAUGCAGGGUUAUGGAGCUGUCUCAACAUUUCACUGUAUGUUUUAUUUGUUGUCAUUGUGUAAAUGGAUACAGUAUAAUAUCUCAUGAUAAAUAAAGAAAAGACAUUUGUUUUUGAUCCCAGCUCUUUAACUCUCAGCAUCUCCUGCAAAGAUCUCCUUUUAAAUGGCAUUGUUUUCCUUUUCCACUCCAGCCUCCACCUUCCUUUUUUGUAAUUUCAACAAUUCACACUAUUUUAUUGAAAGAGGAUUCAUCAUUCAUCAUAUUCAUAAAUAAUUAAUAAUAAUAAAAAAGGAAAAUCUUAUUCAGUACCGAUCUGUCACUCUCUUUGUGAAGUAUAGUGCCCUGUUAACCUUGCCGAAAGCAUUUCUUUUAUAAGUAAACAUCAAAAUAAUCAGUUGAAAAAUAGUCAGAUACCACAACCUUGAUUGGUUUCCUUUUGUAGAGAACCAAAAACAUUGUAUUUUUGUCUUAAAGAUGUAGAAAAUCCUGAAAUUGUAAAAUGUUUAAUGUUCCUUUAAAAUGCAUCUAUCAUUUAUUGAGUUAUAGCUGAUUAUCCUUUUUUUAAACAGGCUGCUUUUCUGUGUAAAGAAAUGAGUCAAUAUCAGUCAGCUGAAGCUUUGGAAGUUGAUUUAUUCGGCUGUUCAAAAUCUAAUGAAGAUGCCCACUCAUCCUCCUCCAUACUGUGACUUUUGGUCUCUCCACUUUUCCUAUUGUAGUAUUUUUCAAAGGCUGUUUGAAAACCUUUUUUUAAUCAUUAAAUAGUUUGCUGGGUCUACUUUAAUUUCAAUCUUUUACUUGGUUAUUCAGAUGUUGUGAAAACUGCUGUAGUCAGGUCUUGGUUUGUGCACUCCUUGCUUCAGUAAACAAGGAGGACUAUCUUCAAAAGGACAGACAUGAAGCAAUUAGGUCACAGCUCAUCAGCAUACAUUUUCCCUCUGACUGUAAAGCCGUCUAUAGUGUGGGUCAUGUCUUAUCUUUGUAUUUGCAUGUAAUUUAUUUAAGUGUAACUUCCUUUCUGUGUGCUUUGAGACAGUAUAGGAAACCUUCUGCAGACACUCCUGCAAAAUCCUACUGCUGCUAUGGUCCAGCAGCGCACAUCAAACACAAAGGCCAGCUGGAUUCAAAGGGGCCAUAUGGUGACAGAGCCAAGCAAGGGAGGGGUGCACAAGAGGGCCAAUGUGUGCAAAUAUUUUUACAUCUGAAGGGCCACGCGGUAGAACGUCUUGAUGUGAGCAGGGCCAUGCUGUGCGAGGAAAUAAAAACAGCACUUAAUGCGUCAACUUCAGCCCUCAUAAUUGUGUUUGUUUUUUGCUUUUAUACAUGUCGAGUGUGGGGGUGUUGAAGUUUUUGUGUCGAAAUACGUUCUGCUUCUCAAACCAUGAAUUUAAGGUUAUUUGUCAAUUUGAUAGAGUGUAUUGCUUACAGCUCUGCCCCUCCUGUCUGUGUGUGUUUGUGUGUGUGUGUGUGUGCCCUGACUAUUAAUAAAUGCUUGGGAUGUUCAGCGAUUCCCACUCGCUUACCUCUACCUGUGUCAGACUCCCUCCCCUGAUAGCUUCUCACCACACACACACAUGUUUACAGAUACAGAAACACAGAGAAUCGAGCACAUAGAGUGGUCAAGAGGUAACAUCCCAUCAGGUUCUGCUGGAAUAAUGUGCAGACAGCAGAGCCCCUCGGGGGGAAAAAAGUGUUUUUCAUUAUAACAGGAAGUCUAACUGAAUUGACUGGAUUUCAGAGGAAUAAAGAGUUCACAAAGUGCUGAAGUUUGGAGGCCAGACUUUUAAAGAGACUAAAAUGGUCCUGACAGGAGGUCAUAAAAAAUGUAUUGUUAACAAAAGAUCAACUUUUUAUGCUUUAACUUAUGAGGGAAACUGUAGAUCAAGCAGCCAAAUACAGGGCAUGAAUUACAACAGCUGAAAAUAUGGGAGUGAAAGUGAGUUUUAGGAAUCCAUCAAAGACGAGGAUGUUGACAAUAUGUAUAUGCGUGCGCAGCCAUGGGGCAGAAAGCGGGACAUUUCUUAUUUUUUUGCUAGCAGAGUCAAUGGAGAAAGAAAAUGACAAGGAGCUGUUGCGCUGUAAACUGUACGAAUCGGCAAAACAAACAAUCGGCAAACAUUACGACCCUGCUCCUGAUAUUAGAUAAACAUCUAAAAGAACGUCGCACCUGGUAAAUUGAGUGAAAUUGAUGGACAUUUCAGUAAGUGUUUUUCUGAUUUUGAUGCAAUGAAAGACAAAGCGAUUUUUUGAUGAAAUGACAUUAUGUUGCAAUUGUGUCAGGGAGAACUUGCAAACAAUACGGCAUCUUCAUUGAUAUCAGUUCACUCCGAAGUGAUCUUUUGCCCCAUGGUUGCGCACGCACCUAGUUUUGUUUGUACACAAGAAACCUGUUUAUUAGCUUGAAAGAAUUGGAGAAACAGCUACAUUAACCAAAUAUUACCUUGUGUAGUGCUUAACCACUGGUUUUGUUUAUCUCAAAGAACGACAGAAAAAAACAGAACAGAAAAUAGUGUUUUAUUUUCCAGCUGAUUAGGCUCUAGCUCUUUAACUCUCAGCUCCUCCUGCAAAGAUCUGACUGGAUCCAGUCUGUGAGCACAUGUGGAGGUCUAGUACACAUCUCAACUUUAGGAUUAAACUGUAAUUUGUCAAAUCUAAUUAUAUAUCCAGUGCUUGAAAUUGUUCUAGAUAUUUUUUGUUCAGUGUUUUUCUCUUUUAACUCACUGGUACACACAAACAAGAGUGCAGAAAUACACAAACAAACACACUUGUACAAGCACACGUGUGGCCUUGUGAAGACAGACACAUAAAGAGAGCAGGAGAGAUCAACACAUGUGCUUUCUAAUUAGAAGGUACAUCGGCAGUGUAAUUACCAUCAGAUGACGCGCGUAUAGACAAUCAGCCACAACACAAGUUCAUUAAUGAAAAGACAAAGGUCUGACAGAGGUAGUCACCUUGGUGCGACACACUCGAUACAUCGACAUGCUGUGUGCCAUCGAGUCUCCACGAGGAUGAAACAUAUCCUCCCCUGGUGACUACAAGCCAUGGCUUAGGGUUCGUGUCUACAGCCUACAGAAUGUGUGUGUGCGUGCAUGUGUGUGUGUGUGUAGCUUUAUUAAGUCCUGAUGAGAGCUUGUCUCCAGAGACGCUCUGCUACCUGCCUACCAUGAACACCCUCGAUGCUGUUACCUGGUGGACGAAUCGACAUGGGUGCUGUAUAUUUCCCCCUUUUUUUUAAAAGCACAGCACAUUUUGGCUGUAAGAAGCCAAAUAAUUCAUUUUGACACAUUUAUCAGCCAAACCUUCAAUUUCUGUUUCAGAAUUGAGGUUUAAAGUUCAAUAAUUUUCUCUAUUUCAGCGGAAUAUUUCACGUUAACUGUCCGAUUUUGUAGCGCUUGUACAUGAUGCAACAUCGGUGCAAUCUGCUUCUCUUUCCCCUGACUUUGUGUUUCUUAAAGUACAAAGUCCAGAACUGUACUACAUAAACGCUAAUUUAUUUAUCCAAUAUCCUCCUUUUCUUCUUAUCCAUUAUUCGACUUCAUCCUCCGAUUUGGAGUGUUUUUUUUCCCUCUUUGUCUGCGGACAAAAUGAACCAGAAAUACAGCAGCACCUGUACCUGUUUGCACCUUCCCUUAUUAGACAGGAAAGGCCCAUCUGUUUUGAAAGACACUCCAGAGAAAUGUGCAUUGAUUCCAGAAGAGAGCGAAAGAUGAAAUGAAGAGAAGAGGAGGAGGAGGAGGAGGAGGGGGGUGAGUAUGUGAGAAGAAGAGAAAUUGGAAAAGAGAGAAGGAGAGAGGGAGUGAAAACAAAAUGGGAGGGAGGAGUGAAGAGAAGGCAUGAUAAUGAGCCCUACCUCUGACACAUCCUCCUGUUUCUAUGGAGACCAAGGAGCCAAUCGUGUGGCCAAGCUGAGGACUGUACUACUCAGAGUAGAUAAGAGGGUGGAGAGAGGGGCUUGUAGAUGCUUCUCGGUGUUCAGGAGAGGCAUUCAGAUCUCGUUGUAGCUUCUCUUCAGGAUGCUUUUUUUUCUGAAGGUGCGUUCUCCAAAUCAUGGACUCCUGCAAAGAAUUACCCAUCAUGCUUUAAUACAGAGGCUUCUCAUCAGCUGUUUUAGCCUCAGAGCCCUAUGACCCCCUUCCAGCUGUCAUUCUCUUCCAUCUGCAUCUCCCGCUCCCCCAUGACCGGCCCCCCUAACAGCCGCCAGCCUCUUGGACGCUCCUCGUUACAUCAUUCACGCAGCUCUGUGGCAGCCUGUGUUUGUGACUGGGAGGGGAAGAGAGAGAGAGAGGGAGAGAGAGGGAGAGAGAGAGAGGGAGGGAGAGUGAAUGUGAGUGAGCCCCGUGUGCACACGCCAUCCCCACCACCAUCGAGUCCCCAUUGACCAGCAAACAGGAUGGACAAGCCGAGCGUGUGGCGCGCCGUGGUGAGCAGCACGGACGCCAGGAGGACACGAGACCCUGGGUCCCACUCUGGCAGCAGACCAGGCUCGGCCAUGGGGUACAGGCUCUACGACAUGUGAGUAGCAUGUUUGGCGUGGUUUAUCAUCCCGCUGGAGGCGGCUCCGGUGUGGCUCCCAUUCAUAGAGACAGCGGUUGAGUGGGUGGAGGUAGAAAACACGGUGUCUACCUCUCCGGUGUCUCUGCUGAGUCACUUAUGGCAUCCAGACCUUUCCGUGUCCUCUCGUGUUCCCUCUCAGUGCUCUUAGUAAACAACAUCUCUCCCGGGGAGGGGCGGCGAGCUGGAACAUGCGUUCGUUUCUGCGUGAAUGAGACGCUCAAAUGUCACCUGGAUUGAUUAAAAACCAUGUGUCUCCUCCGCACAAUGAGAGCGGACCUGAGCGUUACUCUGCGGCGAGCGACAACAACACGACUUCAAUCACAACAGAGACAUGUGAGGGUUAGUUUCAGACCCCGGGGACGCUCGGAGAAAUGAGUCAUUUCUGAGAGAUGCUGAGGCACACGAGUUCCUUGCAGCUUCUUGUCGUACAUUUGUGGGUGUGAGUGUGUUCUUGUGUGUGACUGGUACGAUGUAUAUGUGUGUGUGUGGGGGGCAUCGCCUCAGUGUGUGUGUGUGUGUAGAGAAUGCGGAUGGGUCCGAGCUGUUAUUUUUGGGAUCGCUUUGAGUCUUACGGUCUGUUUGUGGAGUCACGUGUCUGAUCUGCUGAAGGUGGACAGUAUCAAAAAAGUGUCUUUACCUGAAGACAAGACGAGGGGGUUAUAAUUUUAGUGUCCCGCUUCUACCCUCCCCUGAUACUCUAUUAAGCUGAAUAAGCACUGUGCUGUCUUAUUUCUCUGCAGAGCCACGUUAAAGUUUGUGUGCGUAUACCCUGCAUCCCCACUCGUUCUCCCAAAGCCUUGUAAGAGUAACCACUUGAAUUUUUCAUACAUGUAGUUACCAGCUGGUGCACACAGCGUUGAGCUGAAUUACCCCGCCGUGUCCUGAUCUAAUACCAUACACGAGGAUCAGUCAUCUUAAUGAAUACGAGACCUUCACGGGUCCCCACUGAGCCCUUCACAGGCUAUCUGGCUCUGCUCUUCACGGCUUAAAUCUCUGUCUCAUUUUCAUGCAUGCAACACAUAGCCCGUAGGUUCUCAUGUUCCUUCAGCGUACAUGUAGAUUUAAUUUUAUUACAUGCUUCUGUACGUUAUAGUUGCAUAACAGUCGAUUUGACAUCUGUGAUUCAGAGAUAGCAGCUGAUUCCUUUCCUCCAAAGAGAGGUUUAACCACAGAGUCACAUGACUGAGCCUCCUGAAAGGUGAGGAUGUGCUGCAUAUCAAUGACUUGGUUGUUGUCAGGACACUAGAGUAGUAUCUCUUCAGAUUGCCGCUAAUGUGUCGGUUUGUCUGCUUGUCACACAAAGUCCAAUGCUCUUUUAAUGAGAGGCUGGAGCGGGAUGAGUCUGUGCUGUUAUAAAUGUCAUCUCAUCAUGGCUGGCGGGCCUCAUUUCCACUGGAAUUUAAAAUGCUGUGCCUUAAACACUCAGAGCCCAAGAGGAGAGGAUAUCCUGAGCUCAGCCGACCGCUCUCUUAGCCUUCAAGGAUACUAUACACUUCAAUACCCUGGCCUGUAGGGAGGCAGAGGCUGCCCUGGGUGGAGAAAACUCCUUUAAUAGGACAUGAUAGUACAUUUUUCUCUUCAGUCAUUUCAGUUUGGGACGGGUAAAGAAAGUGUUUCUCUGUGAAACUCUGCUCAGGAGAAAGGCGAUCAGUGCAUACAAGAAAUAAUCCGCCAUGUGUGAAGCCAUUUGGCAAGGAAUUUACUGUUCGAAACUGGUUGUCAAAGUGUUUACUGGUGCAAGGAAUGUACAGCUGGACCCUACAGGCGGAAACACUUCAUGUUCAACAUAGAGAUAACAGCUGAUCUGUAGUUUUUCUGUGUAUUUUACUAUCUUGAUUAGUUGUCCUGAACCUUGCAUGUACAAAAAUAUUAAGAUUUCAUGUAGUCGCUGAAAUCUGAAAAGCUUGAUAGUCCUGUUUUUGAGACAUUGCCAUCCAGCAGGUUUGAUCUUUGUGCCUCUAGAUUAUUCCUGCUUCAGCUCUCUGAUUGUAUACCACUGUACAGACAGCCUAGGUAAUAAACAUCAGAGGGCUUUACCCUUCAAUAAGAUAAUGUCACGCAUCCUCAGAGGGCAUUCGUGCCAUAAAGCCACCACAGCAGAAAUGCCCACUUCCUAUUACCAUGAGAGAUUGUUAGUGUGAUGCCCCCGUACGAGUGACGCCAGCGCUGAUGAAAAAUUGAGUGCGUCACUGGAGCUGAAAAGCUCUGACGGCACAUUCCUUCAGUUGGAGCCUUUGACAUCAGAGUGUGCUGGGUCUGCAGACUAAGAGAGAGAGAGAGAGAGAGAGAGAGAGAGAGAGAGAGAGAGAGAGAGAGAGCAUACAGAUAACUGUCAGCAUAGCUCUGAAUGUGCCUCAGCCGGAGACAGCAGAUGUUUGAGGCACGCUGCUAUUGCACGAGACAACAACUGCAUAGAGUGUGUUGUACAGAGCAGGCUGUCGGUUCUUAUAGCGUCAGGACUGGCAGUGAGAUAUAGCCACAUACUGCAUGUACCAGCCUGUCUUUGUAACACUCAUAAUGAUUUUUCACUUAUCUGAUAGUGACAGUGACUGUUCACUGCCUUUAUUGACUGCAGUUAUUCUGUGAAGUGGUCACGAUUACAUCCAUUAGAGCGCCGCCAUUACUAUUUUACUCAUUAUGCUGACGACUGUAUGGUUUAUUUAUCGAUUAAAUGGUCUUUUCUUGAUAAAUUUGACAGAUACAAGAAAAUCCAAACCGCAAGAUUUACUCAGUUAUCUUACAACCAUGGUUAUGCAUGUGAGCGUUAUCGUAGUAGCUCGUGAACAGCUGGGAGCUCCUUACGAAGGUCGAGAACUGCUGUGCUGAGGUGUUAUGAAAGCCCCAACUCUUCAUCAUUAUGUCAAGAGUACACCAUCAGCCUGCUGGACCCUACUGUACUGAAUGCUGGAGCAGCAAAUUUAGCUUAUGCCAAAAAAAAAAAAAAUCUCAAACUUGGCUCAGAACUGGCUCAGUCAUCUGCACGCGAGACAUCAGCAGCUGGACAUCUGCAAGGGCUGGCGCAGAGUUUUCAUCGGCUGAAUCUGCAGCCCGAGCUGAGCGAGGAUUAUCAAACCGACGGGAGCUGUUUGGGCUCUCAGGGGCACAUCUCAGUAAGCCAAAGUUUCCUCGAGGGAGUUGUCAGUGGUUUAAAACAGCCCAUAAUAAGCCCCUUGCCUUUGCCAAUAGCAACGUCAGAGGCGACAGCACCGUGCAGAGAAGGGUGCAAGAGAAAAAAAAAAGGAUGCAUCUCCAGAACAUUUUGUUCCUCUGGCAAAAAUAAAAGCAGAUAUGAGGAUAUGUUUAUCAGCAACAAUAUUAUAUAAGGAGCAUGGCACAGAGAUAACACUGAGCAUUUCCUCUUGCAUAUUGAUUUCUUCUUCUAUGGUGUUUGUUUUCUGUUUGCUGCAUGCUGCAUCCAUGCAUUAAGUUGUUUCUGCACAGACUGACUCAUGCUUAAACAGUAUGCUCUUUACUUGUAUGUUUCCCACUCUCAUGACUCAGAGGUUUUUGAUGUGUCCUAUAUUCAUUCACUUCAUACUAGAGAUGCUAAUCCUAUCAGGGUGUUUUAUUUGUCAAACCCACAUCAUGGUGACUCAGUUAUAAGUAAGCUAUAAAUAUCGUUCAACAAACAAUGUCCAUUUAAGAGGGAUGAAAAAGUCUGCAGAAUUUCAGGAGCCGUCCUUUUUUUUCUCUUGGUGUUUACAGCCUGCUGGGUUGGACAUGUGUGCUCUGCUGGUAGUCCUGCAUGUUUACGUGUAGCCUCAGCGCUCUUCAUCAGUCAUGUUGCCUUUCCUCGGCGUAUGAAAAGCCUUACAGAAAGCCGGUGGAAACUGAGGGCGUUGGGACCACCUCCAACCAGCCAAAGAAGAUUUCCUUCAAAUUUUUCCUCUUUUUUUUUCUUCACUUUCCUGUGCCUUUGCUUUCUGCUUAAACUCCGAGCCAAAGCUGGAGGAGUGAGUCUGCUGUAAUUAUGGAUUUCUUCCUUCCAUAUCCCUCUCCACCACAAUCUCCUUUUCAUACCCUCAAGUUCUGUCCUCCCCCCCCUCUUCUAUCUUUUGCACAAGUGCUUUAAAGCUGCAGGCUGAACAUCUGUACUGAACAGUCUGUGUGAUGCAAGAGCAUGUGCUCGUGCAAACUGUGCAACAUGGAUGUAAAAUGAUAUCAUCUGCUGCAGAUAAACUAACAGGCCCUCCGUCCUUGGCUCUUUUCCACGACCGAUGUGUUUGUAUCCAUAUGAGACAACUUAAAUGUACACUUUUAACAUCCGUUGUGUGUUGGAGCUACAUGAAUAAAAUUGAUUGAUGACAUUUUAGGCCAAAAAACACAAAAGCCUCAAAGGAAAGAUACACAUGGAACACGAAAAAUAAGGAUUUUAACAUUGCAAAUUAUCCAAACGUCUCUACAAAUGUCAUAAACCGAGGUCAGUGAUCUGUAACCGCAUGACAUUUUGGUGUCAAGUUUCCUCGCUACAAGAGGUCUGAGUGUCAGCGUUUUAUGAUUGCUUCCCAGAUGUGGAAUGAAUAAGAAAUACAUUAAUUCCCGUGUUGCGUUGAGUUUAUGUUCUUUUAGUGAAUCAGCAUGCCUGUCAGGCUCCUCAGUCUCCCAAUCACAGCAGCUCAGUGGCCCAUAACCUUUUUCAGCAUGGAAGCUAUCAAAACCCACCACCAGGGGGCAAACUUUUCUAACACAAGUGUGUAGACAGGCUGUCCUUCACACAGAUAUUCACAGGCUCUGAUUUUCCUAUGUGCUAAAAAUCCUAGAGGUUAUACUGUCUUUAUCCUGGAUCUAAUGAAUCAUUUUUUUUAUUCACUUAAGAAUUAAGAAGUCUUUUUAAGCUGAAACAUUUUAGGUGUAGGAAUUUAAAAAAUAUAUAAAAACUAGAUCAGGGCAAAUACCAUGUCUGUCUUCUCAGUAUCUAGUAUUAUGGUGUUUUAUCCACUUGUAAUGUAUUUAUCAGAAGUGGAACCUCUUCUAGGCUGCACCGGGGUUGAACAUGUUUUAUCUUGUUCUGGUGUCACUCAAGCUUUGCAACCUGCUUCUCAGCUGUCUGCCUCUGGGAGCCUCCCUCAAGAGGGCUGAUGCAUGAAAACAAGGUGUACCACAGUGCAGAUACAAACCAGUGGGCUGGGGUGCUGACUUGUUUUCUUAUAUUUAAAGGCACAGUGAGAAGUUUUCGACUGAUUAAGAAAAAGACUGAAACUGAUACUUGUGCGUCUUUAUUACCUGUAAACACAAACUAGAUUAUUUACAACAUGACUGAUUAGUUGUUGUUAUUUUCAAUGCCUUUGAUUUUACAUAUUCAGACCCAGGUCGAGCCACACCCACCCCAGGCUCCACCCACCAAAGGCCAGUCUUAUUAUCUAAGGAGGUACAUGCAGGGAUCGCCUGCUUCCCCUGGACAGACAAAAUGUGGGCACCUACCAGUAAUUUCAGAUAAGGACACAAAGCUUACUUCAGGCCAUGGGAACCCAUAUUGAAAAUCAAAUCUCAAAACACUGUUUAUUGUCCCUUUUCACCACCAAUAUAUAAAGAUAUUUACUAUGAUUAACUCCAACUCACACUAGACCCAUGUGUGGACUUGCUCUAAGUGCUUCAAAUUCUCCCUCAGAUAAAUUUAAUUACCCAAUAACUUAUUAUAAUUAAAGACAAAUAUAAAUAAAUACAGAUGAUUCAAAACUUUGAAAAGGUUUAAUGUUAUUUACUGUUUUUACUGAGGUCUGUUUGUGUGUGCUCCACGUAUUAAGAGAUGUCACUUUUCCACCGAUUCAAGCUUCCUUAGCCAAACAACAGAGUCAAACAUCCUUGACAAAGAUGGGAGUUAAUAAGCAAAAUAUCUGGUUAUAUCGAGGUAUGUUUAAUAACUUAAAGAUAGCAUUUAAUACUAUAGACAAUAAGAUAUAAAUUUCAAAAUUAAAAUCAUACAGUAUAAGGGGAGUUGCUUCGAACUGGCUAAGUAGUUAUUUAGGUAAUAGAUCGCAGUAUGCGUUAUUUUCUGGGAAUAAAUCUGAGUAUUUGGAUAUUGUCUGUGGGGUCCAACAAGGCUCGGUUUUGGGGCCUAAACUUUUGAAGUUGUACAUUAACAUAGAUGGAUUAUUAGACCAAUUAGACUUUGAGUGAGGGGCAGGUAAUAUAGGAUGUUUCUUCUCCCUGCUCCGUGAAAGAAAGAAAGAAAGAUAGAAAGAAAGAAAGAAAGAAAGAAAGAAAGGUGAGGACUAAUAUAGGCGCCCCCUGUUGAUGAAGUAGUUUUUCCUUGUAGUAGUGACCUUCGUUAAAAGAACACAUCGUUCUAACUUUUAACAGUCAAAUUGAUCAUUUAUUGUGAAUAUUUAAAGUGGAAAAUGUAAAAGCAUGGCCUUUCCUGUAGCUGCUGGGUUGACUCUUGUCUCCCUGUGCUCCACUUUUCAUUCAGCUCUCUAUUCUAUCCCUUCUCACAUCGCACCAAUCAGAGGAUUUUCUCCAGCAGGGUCGUUCUCCCAUUGUAUUACUUAUUGACCGCACAUCUCUCGCUCAGAGCCGGUCAUGGUGAAAUCCUCGGGGCAGUUUAGUGAUGAUUGACUGGGCCGGUCACAGGAAGGAGCGGGGUCUCUGCGCUGGAAGUGCACUGCGCUAUCAGCAUGUAUCUGUGCAUGACUGAAUGAUGCUCCAGCAGCGGUGAGGAGACGAUGACAGCUUGUCACAGGGCUUUUCACGUGAGGACAGACUGAAUUCAGAUUGAUGGCUAAGUAGAAAAAUGUCUCUCUUUAUAGUCUUUUGACCCUUAACACUGGAUGAAGUCAUAUCGAUCGUAUAUCAGUGAAACUGGGUUCACAGCUGAUUUUUCCAAUCUUUCCAUUUACCUGCUAAAUAAGCCACUGACAUUCUUGUGUACAAAGUUGUUUAGCUUUUUAUUCAGCUAAGAAAAAUCCAAGUCUGCCAUGAGCUGGAAUGAAAACCAUGUGUGUUGUUGUUGUAUUGUAGUCAGAACUGCAGUAAUUGCACGUCUUUGCCUCUGACAGACUCUGGCAUGCUCCGCUAACAGAAACAGCGGGGGUCCCACCCACAUUCACCACUGAGGGCAACUUCACAUGCAUCAAAAAUAAGAAACUGAAAGGGUUUUCCAUCUGACAUGACCCACAAGAGUAAAUCAUCAGGAUGAACUGCGUGCUUAUUUUUUUUUCUGUUUUAAAUGCAGUCACGAAGCUUUUUAAACGCAGCUACAGAUCCACAUUAUGGGAUUUUUUUUUCUUAUUUUAGUGAGCUGGUGUCAAAAUACACAUGUAUUUUUUCCACCUGCUUCCAUGGAUACACUUCUACUUAUGUCAGCGUAAAUGUACAUCCUGUUGACUAAACGUUCCGUUUAUUACUUUGCUGUUGGAGAGCUGGUUUAUUUAUUCACUAUUUCCAGACUCACCAGAUAUAAUCUGCUCUUCCUCCUUUGAGAGAACAGUCUGUACUGUAGAGGCACUUGAACAAAGUUGCAUUUAAUUCCAUGGAUUACAAUCCUUUUUGAAAUUAGAUAACAUUUAAAUAUGCAAUAAUGAUUUUUACUUUAUCUCAAUAACCUUCAGCGUGUUAUUGAUAAAGCACUUUUAUUCAUUUUUACUUUUUUUUUUUUUUUUUGAUAUAACAGUCUGUUUAUUGGGAAUUUAUAUAAUACAAAAAACAUUAGUGUUUCAAUUACAGAUUUUAUAUAGGUUCAACAUAACCCAGACAAGAACAGAUACCCACCCCUCACCCCCGUCCCGCUGGCACCCAACCCGAGAUAAACAUACAUAGAAAAAAAAAGGAAGAAGAAGCAAAAAAGAAGCACUUUUAAGCAUUUGGCAACAUUUGACAGCUCAGCAUAGUGCAGUUUUGUCUAUAAAUCAAUUCUCAUCCAGUCCAAGUUAGUGUACUCAGACAAAGACGAUACUUUAAUGAAAUUACCUAAUCGAGGACCUAACUGUGCAUGCAAAUGAACUAACGUGGAAACAGAAACUUUCUGUAAAGAAGCAGACAUUAUGAAAAACCAGGAAAAAGAGAGAUAGAGAGAGUCAGAGAGAGCGUAAGUGUCUGUACUAUUACUAGUUACAGCAUAGUGAUGAUAAUUUAAGAUUGACUUGUAACAGCGUAAAGUCAGCAGGUCUCAUAUUAGCAUUGAGAAUUGUAAUAAUACAAAGAUAAAGACGACUGUAUGAUGAUUAUAGCAGUCAGAGCUGUGCAGGUCUAAGAUUAGCAUUAACAACCACAGUAUAAUUAUCAUAAUCACACUUUGCUUUGUGGAAAGAAUGUGAAAUAUCCACCUACUGGAAGUUGUUUUGUUAUAUGAACUAAUUGCGAUAAAGAGCGCAGAUUAAGGACUCAGUGUGUGGUCAUUUUCUGUGACGUGUGUGUAAAUGAGGAGGCCUGAGUUCGUUGUGUGGUGAGUGGUGUGUAGAUGGAUUCAUUCCCUCAGUGUGUCUCUCUGCUCCUCUCACAGCCUUUCACUGCAGCUAUUGUGCCUCUCUAUAUGUUGGCUUGGGAAGCAGAGCGAGCCCAUAUUGUGCCAGGGAGUGUUUGUGUGUACGUGAGGAGAUCAUUUGACAGACAGAUCAGAUGUUAUUACAGCAGUUAGCGUGUUCAAAAUACACUCUCGCAUAGAUAAACUGAAUUAGCUGUGCGUCUGUGUUUACAUUUGCCUGUAUUUGCGUGUUUGGAUAUGAGGUAUCUCCUGUGUUUGUGUGUGGACGCAAACAGUGGUUGAAUAUUGAUGAGAGGCCCCUCCACACCCCUUUCCCAUGACUGCUGGGACCGGGUGGCACUGCAGCGUGGCACUGCAUCUCAGAUAGAGAAAAAAAGAGCAGCGCUGUGUUUGUGUUCAGAUGCAAAGAGAGAAAAAAAAAAAAACCCUCUGGCAAGAAAAAGAGAGCAACAUUUUAAGUGUUGGAAGUCUUAUUAUAGCCCCUCUGAGCUGUGCAGCACAUUCAAACAUGCAGCUAAUGAAGCCACAGAUGUAUUUGAUCCACAUUUAACACACUGCCUUCCACAGAAGUUGAGUUUCACCACAUUUGUUCUGCUCUUGCACCACUCACGCUCUCUCAGGCUUGCUAUUUAAUUCACUUCAUGAAUCACUCCAUUGACCAUAACUGAGCAUUUGCUCAAGCAAUCUAGCAGCAAAUGUGUUUUCUGUUUGCUUCUUUCACCCUGAUGAGUCAACUUAUAAGAGCACUUGAAGCUCAUAUUUAUUUAAACAAAGCUUGUGUGUAAACUCAUGUGGUCAUACAACAUUGCAGCAGCCCCUCCUUUGCUGGAAGUGCGGCCAAUCACAGGCCGCUCUGCAGGGCUCCCAUUUGAAGCUUCAGUAGUACGGUAGUGUUGCCCAGCAACCGGAAUCGGCACAUUUCUGGGAGGUCCUGUGUGGAUGGCAGCAGCUGUAAGAAGGAGAGGGAGACUGAGGGUAAGACAGAAGAGAGGGGGACAGAGAUAGGAGGGGAAGAAGAGGAGAAAAAGGAGGCGAGGGAUGGCUGAGGAGGGAGCCACGCUGUCUCUGCGUCUGUUGCCUCAGUCUAAAGUUUGUUCCUGCAGCAGAGGAGGAGACAGCGGAGGAGGAGGCAGCAGAAGAGGAGGCCGUUGAUGAUCCUUGUUGAGGGAGUUUUGGAGGAUUCCCCCUCCUAUCCGAGCUCCCACUCAUUCCUGUACCUGUGCCUGCUGGAGCGGUGCAGAGCUCCGGCUGUAGCCAUGAUGCCUCAGAGGAACCUCGGCUGACGCACUGUGUUCAGGGACCAGCUCAGAGGACAGACGAACUGACCUGGAUAGGAGCUAAAACAGAGCGAAAGCAGCCAAAAUCCAGCUUAUUCCUGGAGUUGGAUCCUUGAAAAGCAAUACUGGGCUCACGUCAGGCCAACAGAGGGUUGGAAGUCUAGCUGGUGCUGACGGAGCUUGUUCUGGACAGAUCCCACAUCCCUGUCUGGGUUACAGAAGUAAGGAGGAUUCGGUGCGUUUGGUGUCAUGGUGCCUUUUGAAGUUGUGGAGUCCUACAGAGCCAAUCCACCUUGUUGAUUAUCUGAAGGAAAGAUGUGGAAGUUCAAAGCGUUUUGCCUGGAUUACUGGCACGUGCUGUGUUUGCACCCGCAUAACAACUUUUAUAAGAGGUAGGUUUUAAAAAUGGCUGCUUCUGCAAAAACGCUCGGCUUUGAUUAUUCCCUUCGCUGUGUGCUUUUUAGACAACAAUUAAAAAUAUAGCGCUCCUAGCUUGUUGAUGUUGCUUUUCUCUUAAUGGUCCUGACAUUAGACGAAUCAAUAUGUAAUUUAAAAGAGCCUGGAAGUAUUUGAUCAAGCCUGUCUGUCUGAUGGAGAAACUGUUGCUCUGCACGCUGACACACAGGCUGACUAAGGGAGACAUUACUCAAGCUGAACUGCUAUCGAUUUCUCCGGGCGAACCAGGUUAUACGGCUGCUGUUUUUUUAGAAACACUUGGUUAAGUAACUUGGCACUCGGAGUGAUUUUGUUUGUGUCUAUUGUCUGUUGAUCGUUGGCGCUGCAAGCGGAGAACGAGUGGAGCUGGCUGGAGCUGGAUUCAUUCAUGGCUGUGUCCCACUGGGACCUUUCCUCAUUCACCUUUCACCCACUGCAUCAUCCGAGCACUGGGGCUGCUCACCUCAUUAUGAAGGUUGCAGUGGAAUUCAUUUUCAAUGACCUUAUAAUGGAGAUAUGAUUUCUUUCACCACAGCAUACAGAUCAUACUGUUAUUUUUACUUCUUGUCUUUAACUGGACUCAUAAAUCACAGCAUCUAAUGAAACAGGAGCUUUCUGGUCGUGCUGUUUUAGCUUUCCAGGCAGCAUAUCAGAGGUUUCAACACCAGCUUAUGUUUUUUAUCACAGCUUUCAGGUAUGUUAAAUAGGUGCACACUCCUCUCCCACACUGUGUGAAUAACUCACCCCAUCCCCCUGCUGCUCUGUAGAGACCAUUAUAAAAAGAGAACCUCUCGUGUUUUCAUCACGACACAGAUUUCUGUCAGAUGCUCCACAUUUCGUACUUUUAAACGCCUCAAAGCGGGGAUGCACAGUGAUCCUGUUUGCACGAAACAAAAACAAACACGGAUGGAUUGCGAGUGAUCCAUCUUUCAAAUGUCAGGUGCUCUUUCAUCCCACGUAUUCUUGUCUGAAUAUUUCCCGAUCAUUUGGUCCACUUUCCUCUUGCUGCGCUCAAUAUAUGCAGAGGUUUUCUUCACAUGCUGUCAUGCAGCUGUUUGAUGUCUGAAUCAGAGUCUCACCGCAGCGUGAGGACACUGAAAUUCUAAGGCACCUGUUUUUCUGUCAUACGUCCCUGUAUAUGCUGUUCACACCUUUAUAAACAGACAUUUUUCUAUUAAUAUUCUGAAGGUGAGGACGCGAUAUGUUCAUGAUUCAUUAAUAAUGCAUCACCGAUUUAGGCUGGCAACUCUGCUUUGAACGUAGGCUGCAGGGAACCCCCUUGCUCUAUCUGACAGCUCAAUACUGAUGCCUGCAGCACGAAAAUCAUCUUUCUAUCAGAUAUUUUUAGUGAUAUUUAGACAACUUAGAACCAAAUCCAAAACAGGUUUGUGCUAAAUAUUGAACUAAGUCUUUCCAUAAUCGAGAGCUGAGAGCUGUUUUCAGUCGAAAGCGUAAAAUGAUUCAAAAAAGAUGUUGAUUUUUUUCCACACUUACUGAAUAACUCAAUCUGAGUCCAGUCCUGCAGAGUCACUGGAACAUCCCGGUCAUCGGGCGUAACUCAUUACAUCCCUCAGCCUUCAUUUGAACAUAGUCAGAUUGUAUCCCAGGGCUGAGAGCAUGUUGUUAAAGCGAGGUCAGUCAGUGUCGUAACUCAAAACAGCCUCUCCCAGCUGCUGAACUGGGGUUCACCCUCCCUCCUGCGUGGCCUCCCCAUUGAGACCAGUGUGAUUGUUGGACACGAGCCCAACUAUUACCAUACACACUGAGAGCUUUCUCAUGCUCUUUUCUAUCUCCCCAUCCAUCUCUCUGCCUCUCUCUCUCUCUCUCUUACUUCCACAUAAACACACAUCAAAAACACAAAAACACAGGCCCUGCCCAUCACCAUUGGGGAGCAGCAGAAAAGUGAAAGAUCGCAAUAGACAAAGGAAGAGGGUUGUCUGCCGAGAGGAGAAAGAGAAAUGUGGGUGGAGAGCUUUUGUUAAGAAGAGGGAUGAUUUUCUUCUGCUAUAUGUACACGGCCUUUACCUUACUUGGUCAUCAGGCAGCUUUGCUUGAGCAGCAACUCUGAGCCCAACAUAAACCAGCAGCUGGGAGAGCUUCGGAAAAGGGCACAGACGGAGUAACUUUAGCAGUGAGAGAAUGAACUUUUCCGUGGCUUUUCUGUGGAAAGUGAAGGAUGUGGGGUGUAAUUUGUGGUCGAGCAGGGAGUAAGCACAGACUGUACUUUUUGUGGCUCUUUUUAAGGGAGUUGUUGCUUCUUUUUUUUCUCUUCUUCUUCUCAAAAGAGACUCCGUUGAAACUUCCUCUUAGUGCCAUGUGCAUUUUUUUCAAACAUGUCCGAUGCCUCGAGUGAUGUCACUGGCGUGUGGAAUGCGAUGUGGAAGUACUGCAUAUCCAGCCGGACUAUAAGGUAGGAGAGCAUCUGGCACUUUAGCAGUGUGGCCUGCAGUGUAAGUAGUGGUUGUCUUUCAGACUGACCACAGCAGAUAUUUCUGACGUCGGACUGAUGGAAUAACAUUCCUGCCUAUAUGCUCCAGCCUGGUGGUUUCCUUUUUGCAAAACCAUGGAAAUAUAUUAUCACAGCUGAAAAAGGGCAGAAAGUGAAACGCAAAGACGUUUCCAAGGUCUUUCUAAGCAGUCUUUGCUUUAUCCAGAACGUGUCUCUGAUAAUAAAGACUUAAGAAUAAUCUGACACUUAAGCCGUGUUAUCACGUAACUUUGUUCAACCACAGAGGUGUACAGGAAGAAAGUCCUCUGACAUGUGCGAUUUAAAUCAGCCUCUGAAUGAGCACAGAAACCUACAGAUUAGCAUUAUUCAUAAAGCAGAUUUUCUUCUUUCCUCUUAUUAUUCUCGAGCGAUGGAGCCGUUCUAUUUAUGCAGCAGUUUUGUAUUAUCUAUUGCACUUUGUGCUACAUUCAACCUGUGGUUAUAAUUAUGUAGCCUGCAGGGUAAAGUACUUAUCUCAAAACAUAGCAGGCUCUGCAAAGAGUCUCAUGUAUGUUUGCUGUGUUAUUAUUCUUGCAGUUGUUGUUUUGUUAGUUGUUUGUCAUUUAUCUGAUUUUGGGGGUGGUAGCAGCUCAAACCAAGGGAGCUCAGGAAAUGAAGAGUCACCAGUUCAAGUCCCAGUAGGACUGAGCGAUAAACAGAAAAUUUACUGAAACCAAAAUUUACGACAAUAACCAAUGUCAUUUUGCCCAUAUUGGUAUAUCCGGUGCCAAAAAACUAAAUAAAUAAAAGUUUGUUUUGGAUGUUUGUAGGCAGGCUAUGGUCUCAUGUCCCUUUAAAACACUGUCCUAUGUCAGAGACGUAACUCCACCCCAUCCAGAAGUAGACAAAGUUAAUGUGGGAGGGGAUGAGUAGUUAUCGUCCAUUUAUCGUUAUCGAGGUGAACUGCUAACUGUAUCGUGAUAUUGAUUUGUGGCCAUAUUGCCCAGCCCAAAUGCUGCGUUCGAGUUACCUCGGAAGUCAGAUGUCUGAGCUGGGAAUGACGUCACACCCGAGUUACCAGCGUUUCAGUUACCAAGUCAGAAAAAGCAAAAUUGGAGGCGGAAACAAGAUGGCUACAUCUACGAAAGUUAUUUUAGUGCUUGCCUUGUCGUUGCUUAUACUCAGACAAGGCAAGUGCAAAAACAAUUUUUGUAGCCAUCUUGUUUCCACCUCCAAUUAUACUUUCUUACGACUUGGUAACUGAAAUGCUGGUAACUCGGGCGUGACGUUAUUCCCAGCUUGGACUUCUGACUUCUGAGGUCACUCGAACGCAGCAUAAGUCCCAGUAUAGGUGUAAAAGUUUGGAGUGAUUACUUGGGAGUGAGUUUUCUGUCUGUAUACUGUUGUUUAGGUGCCCUUGAGAAAAGCAAAGAACCCCCACUUACUCAGGACAUUGUCUGCAUUUGGUUCCCUGCGCCGUCUCAUCACUUUUCUUAAAAGUCAUGCAGCUUUGUGUAAGCUGUGAUCGAUUUCGCUGUCUUGUACCAUCUUUGCUUUAACUACAGACAAAAAAAAAAGUAGAACUACAUUAAAAAGAUUGUCGCCUCCUCUUAUUCCAUUACUAUGAUUGAUACCAGAGAUGAUGAAGUCCGACAGGUCUCUGAGAUCAAUGGGCUCGACUCAACCUGCUAUGACAGAUAAUUGAUGACCCAUAAAAUCAAGUCAUUUAAGUUCAUAACAGCUACCAAUUAUUUUCCUGUCAGAGGUCUGUGAUAUAAAAGCUUUUGCUUUAAUAGUCACAACUAUGAGUGUUUAAAGCAUCUUGACGCAAGAAAUAUCUCGGUAGUUUCAUUAAAGUGAUUUUACAUCGUAAGAGUUGUGUUAGAUUUGAGAUUAAAGAGUGAUUUUUAAUCUGAAAAAUUAAGUAGAACCAGCUCAGUUACCUUAAGCAAGGCGAUUCACAGCUGAGAGAGGGAUCCUGUAGCAAAGACACAGUAGACAUCAGCGUACAUCUGAUCUGUGUUGGAGAGGACGACGAGAGCAUUACUUAUUUAAUGAGAGUGGAUAUGGAGCUUGUCACUCGUUCCUGGUCCCACAGUGGAUUUCCAUGUGAUGGAGUAAAGAAGGGAAGUUCUUGGAUGCUCAACUUUUGACUGAACUGCUUCAUAAGAGGUAAAAGGCUUAUGUGGGCCCCCUGCUUUGCGCCAGCUUUAUGACGUGAUUUAUUUAUUCAUUUUUUUUUUCUUUUUUGGGAAGAGGGGGUUUGAGGGGAACUAUUUGUAAUGGAAAAUGGAAAAGGAACAUCCUGCCAAAGCGAGCUUGCAUUUCCACUGUGGUGAGAGAAAAAAUACUCUCUAGGGUGGAAAAGCUUAGACGUGUCUCGGAUGGAAGGCGUUUUCUGGUCAGAAAUGUCAGGAUGGAGGAAAUAUAGAAAGGCCGUGAUGGUUUGUUCUCAUGAUGUUGUUAGCUGGAGGGAGAGUGCAUCGUUUUUCUCUUGUUUGCAGAUUUGCCCCUGUGUUGAUUUAAUUUGUGGUAAUGUUAAUUUUAUGACUGGAAUCACUCAAAUCAGAAUAAAGGUGUUCAUGCACAUUCAGGUUGUUUUUGCACACCUGCUUGGAGACUGUAUUCCUGCACUCACCCUUGUCCAAUUGCUCAUCCAGUGGAAAAUAGGUUUACAGUUGCAGCAACUUGUGUCCUCUGCUUGCUGACACGCUCUGGCCUCCACAGUGGGGUGCUUCAUUAUGGAUGUUCUUUUUUUAAUAGUGUCCAUGACCAGAAGACAAGCUGAAAAACUCAUUUGCGUGUCUUUUAACUCGGCUUUCAAGCUCUCUUUAUGCACUGGCUUUUUCUGAUCUGUGCUAAGGUUGCAGCCGGUGUCCACGCCGCUGAAUAAUUUACAUCUGCGUCUCUCUCCCAGAGGGACAUCAGCAUUGUGUGGGCAGAUAGGCUUUUUCUCCUUUUUUUGAAUUAGCUUUGAGAAAACAGUUUGUUAUAAUAGCUUUGUGUGCUGGAAAGGGCAUUUGAUUCUGACAGUAACAAAUGGGCUAAUGUGACGUGGCCGUAAGGGGAAAGCUUGAGAAUAGUCUCACAGGUUUCUCACUUCUUAUUGCUGGAGGGCCAGAGCAUUGAAGAAGAAUGUGUCGGAGAACAUCGCUCCUGCUGCCGUGUGUGAACUGCUCCUGUUUAGCAGUACAGCUUUUGAAAUGCUAAUCAGAAGAAGAAGAAGAAGAAGAAGAAGGCGGUUUACCAUGAUGCUGGAGACUGCUAUGCUCCAGUGAGGACGCUUUUCAUGUUCAAGGAGUUUGCUGAUGAGAAAUGUGCACUGACGGUAACUUCAGUGUUGUCACGUUCUCGUCAUAUUGUCUUAUUUCGUUGAAGCUGACUUUGAGAUCAUUGCAGGGCCAUCACAUGUCUUGCCUCGGCCUCUGCCCUGCUUUGUAAGCAGACAUGAACUCCAGCUCAAAGGGAAACACAGACUGUGUCUCUUUCUGUCUCUGUUUCACUUUUAUUCUACUUUUGUUGACAUGUACCCUUUGCAUCCCUUCACAGUGCCUGCCAGGAGAAGAAUGAGGGUGUGUGCUGCAUUAACUUAUGUAAUGGUGAGCCAGAGGAGAAGAGAGGAGGGGAGGAAUGAAGAGGGGGGGAUGUUGAAGGAGGAGGAGGGGGGGGGGAAGAGUGAUGAGCUCAUGCUGCUGCACUGCAGCUCUGCACCUUGUGGACUUCAUGCCAUGUGCACCCUACAUAUGCACGCUUGCAAAUGCAUGCUCAUGUUUCAUGUGCAGUGAUUGGUUAAUCAUAAAAAAAUAGAAAUGCUGCAAAAUCGCUCUUAAAUAUAAGCUGAUAGCUGCAAAGUGACAACAAAUGUACAGUCCGUGUCUUUCUGCUCAUGAAUGGGAGUUAGCGUGUACACUCUGUCCUUUUCACUGUACCUCUGCAGACCCAGAGAGCCGAUGUUCAGGUGUGAACAAGCUAAUCCACCACAGCUUAUGAUGGUAUAAGUGCAGCUAAUCCACCAACUCUUUCCUGUGACAAAUCAAAGCCUCAUUAUCUCUACUGUGUUUGAUUCCUGUCACAAAUGAGCGAGGUGGGGAAGGGUCAGGGAAAAAGGAGGGAGUAGAUAAUGGUACAACGGUGAAUCUACUCUAUAAAACAGAGCGGUCCCUUUGGGGCCUUUCGGCUCCGCCACAGCCUGGCAUGAAUAUGUGAAUAAAUGGAUGAAAUACUGCUCUGGGCAAAGGACUAAACAGGAUCGUCCAAGACUCUUAAUGCUGAUUUCACAAGAGCAGGAUCAUUUGUAACACAGCUGGGAGAGGGGAUGUAAAUUGCUGGCAUGCUCCGACGCUACAUUAAUAGCGCUUGAUUAAAGGCAGAAUAAAAAGAAAACACAUAAACUAAUAUUUGAUCAUGAUCAGAAUGAUUUUACAUUCCUUGUGUGGGCUGUGACUUGAUAAACCGGCACAUCCCUGCAUGAGGGUGAAAUAACGAUGCUGGCAGGGAGGCUGGGACUGUAAACAGUCAUUAAAGUUAAAUGUUUAUCCCAAUUUGACUAAUUGCCCUGAGCUGUGUGUAACUGCAUGCCUCCACACGCACACAUAAUAAACACACACAGACACAUCUUCAAACGAUUCGUCGGACACUGAUUUUUUUUUUUUUCAUUAGCCUUUGCUGUUGCCUUGACAACUGGCCUUAGAGAUCGGUGCACGUGCAAUGCAAUUGUGAUAAAUCCUUCUUUCAAUCUAUGAGGCGGUGUCCGCAGAGACACAGCUAAUGUGUAUCACUCAGGUUCCUGCAGUCACAUGACCAAGCUUCAUCAUUCACAGAUAUACAAUCGUCUGUAUUGAUUUUGUUUUUAUUUUGACUGCAUUUAAUUUGACAUGAAUGAGUGGUGCAUGGGAGUUGAAUUAUUGAUAUAUCACAGUUAUUAUUAGCAUGAUUACAGUCAGUGGGGAUGUGUGGGUUUUCUAACUAGUGUAGGUGUCAGGGCUUGCAACACAGACUGGCACUUCCUCUCAAAUUAAUGGCCACUCAAGCCUGGAAAUGAAGAGUCAUUUCUGACAAAUGAGACAAAGAGAUCAAAUCCGUCUCCUCAUACAGAUCCUCGAAUGUCCUCCCGCAGCCCAAAUGAGCUCCCAUGGGAACCGCAGAGCAAAGUUUUUCUCCAUAUCUAUCUGCAGUCCUUCUCUGCUUCCUUUUCCCUUGCACAUUUUGACAGAAACCCUCCCACUGCUGCUCCACUUUACAUUAAACUCUCUUUCUUACCCCCUUUUGAUAAAACCGAGAGAGAGUCUUUUGAUCAUUCAUACAUCCCUGACCCCUUCAUGAGGCUGAGCGGCGUCCACUGUGCACCAGCUCCAUCUGUUGGUGGAGGGACGUCAGAGCAGCUGACAGCCUCAAGGUCUCAGAAAAUCUCCUGUGACUACUUGAUAUUGGUCUUGUGUUAAUCUCCCCUCCCACUGUGUGGAUAGUCUGACUGCUUUUAUCAGGAAGAAACAGACAAAGUAACUCUGCAAAGUUGUGACCGCUCAUUCAAAUGAUUCAGGAUUUCUGCUGCGAGGAAGUCAAGGGCAGAGAGCUAAGUAAUUAAACAAUGGGAGAUAUUUUGAAGUUGAAUAAAUGAGCAGGCCUUAAUGCGAGCUGUGAGCCGCCGGUGAGUGGAGUGAAGACAAAUGGAGGCAGAUGGGGGCUCUUGCCUCGUCUGGAGUCCCACAGAGGAUGCUGCAGCCUUCUAGCCUGUUUCCCUGGCUGCUCUCCCAGAUAGAUGCUGCUAGAUUUACUGCCAAGGUUUACUUAACAGGUCUGAUAUAAUAAUGAAAAUACCAGGGAGGAAAGUAGUAUUUUAUUUGUGGUGGAAUGACUCACAAAUUUGUAAUUUCUGCUCUGAAUUAUUCACUUAAAAUACUAAUGGGAUAAAGAGAUAGUUUUAUUUGUAUCUCAGUGUUUGGAGGAAUCUGCAAUUUCUCUGAGGUUUUGACUCCCAGAGGAAACAGGAAAUAGCUGAGGUAGAUGAUUCCUGAAGUUUGACCAAAUGAGAUUUGAAAUCAGCUUUUUCUUUGGCUACGAUGACGUGACCUGUUACCUAACCACAUUUUGGGAUUUUUGCUCCGCCUGUCUGAGGAUGUGUUCUGGAUGAGAGCUCAGAUUCUCCCUUCGGCACCGCCAUGUGUCCUAAAGAGAGAGUGAGAACGAGGAAACAAUCCCACUCACCAUUCGGUGACCUUGCAGAGCCGCAACAUGCAGACAUGUCCCCACUAAACCCCAGACAUCAACACAGCAGCUGAGUAAAUGAACACAGACUGGGGUAGAGGCAUGUUUGGGGGUGUGUGUGAGGAGAGGACAGCUGAUGCUGGAAAAAGACACAGAGAGAGGGAGGGAGACAGACGGAUGAAAGAAAAGGAAAAGAUUCAAAGAAAGAGUGCGGCUGUGAGGCAUGCAGCAGAGGGAGGUGGAGAGGGUGGGGGCGCUCUGCGUGAGGAGAUCCUCCUCUUUUCAUUGACGUUUAGGGGAAUGUGCUGAUUAGAGGAGAGUAAAUCAGUCAGGGGUUGGAGGUUCCCGGUCUGAGCUGCCUGUUAGAGUUAGCGUAGCUUUCUGCUAAGAUCGGUCACCUUCUCUGCGUGAGGAGACCCAGAGAUUUGUCAUCCCAGCCCAGCGCUCUUUUUUUUUUUUUAUAUAUAGUGUAAAAGACGGCAGGAGACAAAUGUGUGGAGGUAGGUGGGUUUGUGGUAUGUGGUAUAUAUAAGUGUGUGAACAUGUGUGUGUGCUGUCUCUGGCUGUGAAGUGCAGGUGCAUAUAGAUUUUGUAGCAGGAAUAGCGACUGUUUGUAUUGUCUGCAGUUCCUUGCAAUGAUAAUUCACUUUAAAGUAGCCAUUUAAUUGAUUACCUAUGAUUUAAAUGAUUGUUUUUGUCAUUUAUCAAGCUUGAAUUUGUCUGUUUUCAGUAUUGUAUAUUUAAAGAUUUGAAGUCAGUAAAAAUUUUACACCUAUUGAUUUUCAGACUCAGAAAAUGUCACUUUUUUGCUAAUUGAAAUGCAGAUGAAUGAUUCUUACUCUGUUUCCUGACAUCUUUUAGCCUGAGGAAAUACUUCAUUUCUCCAUCCAAUAAGCCAAAAUUAAAGAACUAGUAAUUUGCUGCUAUUUUUAAAAGAUAAAUAAAAUAAAAGACAUGAAUGUGUGAGCGUGUUUGUAUGGAAAGUGUGUAUUGUUGAGCUGUUACUGCUCGUACUCAGGGGUGCCAAUGCCUGAUGUCACUGUCAUGCUGCUGCACAGUCCAGGAGGGGGGAGAGAGUUGUUUGUGUAAAUUUUCUCCUAUUUAUAUUCAAAAUGCAACUUAGUGAAGAUACAAGCACAUUGAUGUGAUGCACUAGCUAUAAUAUAAACCUCAGAACAUUUGUUUUUUAGGCCUUUUGAUCCAGUGUCGCUUGCCUUUGAUCUGGUCAAGUCCUCCCCCAUUUCCAUCCAAUCAUCUUUCAGCCUCACAUUCCUCCUUAUUGUUCUGCUCACGUCAAGCAUCCUGUUGACAUCUCUCCAGUGAGACCUAUAGCAGGACCUCUGCCGAUCUGUUUUCUCUCCGGUUCUCCAUGAACAGAGCUUCCCAUCCAGACCUGCUCUCAUUAGACCUGUUAACAGAAGAGAUGGCUUAGUGAGGACAUCAUUAAAGCCUAUUAGAUGCACAGAGCGUGAGACGGCUUCUCCCUCCUCAUCAACCAUGCAAUACAUGAGAAUACAGAGCUGCACUGUCCUCAAUGCAUUGCACUGUUUUUUUGUGUUCAUCACGUGCAAUGUACCCCUUCAUCUCUGUCCAUUUGUACCACCACCGCCCCAUCUCCUCUUCCUCUACUCUCUGUUUACUCUCCAUCCUCUCACAUCUACUGUUAUCUUGUUGUCCUUGUGCUAAAUUGUUUGCAGUUCAGCAAAUAAAAGGCAGAAUUCCCCUCUGGGAUCAUUAGGGCAAAUGUGCAGCAGCUUUGAACCUCAAUAGGUUUUUCAUUACAGAGAAAUCCUCGGUGUUUCAUCAUUAGAUGCAAAGUAAACGUUAAAAAAAAAAAAACGGUGAACCAGCUUCUUUUGCUGCGCUCAUUAUUUUCUGAAAGCGGAGGAAAAGUCGAAGAGAAUCAUCAGAUUACACGAGGACGAGGAUCUCAUCCUGUUAUCAGGGCUGGUUUGAGGAUGUCCAAGUGUUGCUGACUCACCAUGUCCCUAUCAGUUAAACUGCUCCUCCCAGCUGUCACUCCAAAUACUUUAAAGUAAGCUCUACAAUUUAGUGUUUAAGAGUUUAAGUCUGGCCUAAUUUACCUUAUUGACAGAGUAGACUUGUUGGACAGCUUGGAUAAGGAUGCAUUUGGAUGGCUGACAAAUGCUGACUGGCUCGUGACUGUUUAAUAUAUGAACUGUACAUCAGAAAACCUUACAGAGUCUGCUUUUAUAGAGCGAUUCUAGCUAAGUAACUCCUGCUGCCAGGAAGGAGGGCAGCAGCUUUCCAUGAAUCACAGACCCAAAACUGCACAUGCUUAUAUUUAGUGUGCAAUUUUUUUAUAUUUUGAUGGCAACAAAAGUUGGAGGCAACUAUUUACAUUAUGCAAAGAGUGGGCUACAAAAAGAUGUAGAUUAUACUUCCUAAAAUUUCAUGGAAUGCUAUCAUUUAAUAGGCUCUAUGCACAGCUCCACUACUUUCUGAACGUAUGGCAGCUCCUUCAUUUUCUGUGUUACAUUAAUGGACAAACAGAUUAACCCAGGUGUGACUGGUCAUCGCGGCUAAUCAGACACACCUAGGUUAAUCAAACUGAUUAACCCAGGUGUGACUGGUCAUCGCGACUAAUCAGACACACCUGGGUUAAUCAGUUUGAUUAACCCAGGUGUCUCUGAUCAUCAGUUUGUCCAAUAAUGUAAGACAGGAAAUAAAGGUGCUGCCUUAAGUUCAGGGAGUAGUGGAUUAGUGCAUAGAGCCCAUUAGGAUGCUGCUUUAGUAUUUUCCAUAUACUGUUGGGUGACUGGGGUACCUGAUCGUUUUCUUAAAAACUAGAAAUAUGAGAUUUUUUUGAUAAACUUUGGCGUUUGACUCCAAAAUGGAAGUAGCGACUGCAGUCAAGUGAAUGGAUCAAAUCACAUGUAAGUUAUGCCACCAGGUUUCUUAAGCUGCCUUUUGUAUCUAAUUUCAGACUUGGUCAUCAAAUUCAAAACUGCAGGUGUGGGAAAAACUUAAUGAUCUGAAGUCGACUAGAUGUGUAUCGUAAAAAUAUGUCAGACUUUUUUCCCCCAAAGACAAAUAUUCCUAUUCUGCCAAACUGUUAUAAAAAAAAUAUAAAAAAAUUGAACCCAAGUGAACUUCUGAAUUCGAGAAGUGUGCAUAUACUGUGGAAACAGCUCCAGGAAAUAGACCCCACCAAAAGAGAAAACAUUCCCAUCCAGGGAUGUUGAUUUAAAUGUCAGUCAUAGAUUAACACAAGGGUGUGAGAAUAUUUCUCUGCUGAUACAGCCCACUGCUUUUGAUAGGGACCUGAGGCUGUUAGGAAGUCCAGUUGAUUAAAGUGAGUGUCCAUUUUUAAUCAAGAGCGCCUCAAACCGGCGAGGAAAAACUACUUCAGUCUCCUUCUUUCCUGCCUUGAUUUUACAGGCUAAUUUGAAGGAUUCCAGGAAAUAUGAGACAGAAAAACAUCCCUUGCCCUUUAAGAUUUCCUCAUGUGAGUCAUAGAAAACCAAGAAUCUGUCAGGCUCUAGUGGAAAACCAGAGCAGGCAGAAGUAUUAGAAACCUUUGUCAUUUCCUCUGCUAACUUCUGUAAAACCUGACAUAUUCCUACAAAAGGUUAUACUACAUAUGAUCUGCAUAAAAGGCCGGUUUUUGAACCUGCUCCUCCAGGCUAGGACAGAGGCCUCUUAUAAGUAAUUGAGGGUGUUCAUAUCGAUUUCACCCUGCAGCCUGCAGAGACCUCAGCCGUGCUCUCAGUCAAUAAAACUGUAAGCUUUAUGGAGCGUACAUCAAACCUCCAAGGAUACAGCCAAGGCAGCAGACUGAUUUACUUUACAUUUGAAACCCAUUCCUCUGUAAUGACAGGAAUUUGUCUUUAUUUCUUAUUCCCAGAAUCCCCUAUAUAGGCUGAGUGUCCUGCAAAGCUUUGUGUUAAUGUUGAUGUAUGGCAUAGGUUCAUCGCUGUUGAGAUUUUGUCGUUAUAGAGUCGCCAUGUGUGCUAGAAAGCAUCCAAUAAGCUCUUUGGUUGUGUACGAAACAACAUUAGCCGCUGUCAGGUAGUUUGUCAUGGAGAUGGUGGAUUAAUCUACAUGGGCCUCUUUACUUGUAAACAUCUUGGCGCUGUUUCAAGUAGAGGUCACGAGAGGCACUGAGAGAAUUGAAACAAUAAAGCUGCUGCCGUGUAAGCAUCCUCCAGGGGUUGUUAUGAUGUAUUUGGGCCCUGCUUGUUAUUCCCUGACUGUCUCUGUCACUCUGUAAAAGCCGGGCUUCACGUCGCAGUCAGGCCCGCAUGAAUGUGGAAACGUAAGAUCUGCUGACUCGCACACACCAGGUCUUGUGGAAACGUGGUAUGAAUGGAACUUGCACACUCAGGAUAUCUUGUUCCACUGGAAUAUGUCAACAUGAAUCCAUUCCUCAGCACAAAAGGUUUCCUCAGCUUCCUUUUUUUUUACACUCCCUAGCAGAAAGGAACGCAGAUCGAGGACGGCUGUUUUAUCUCAGAGCUUUUGUUCCAGGAUUGAUUGCUUCCUGGUUGUAGAAGAAGAAAAACUGACCAAUUACUAAUUGCUUCUCUCCUUUUUUUAAAUAUUUCUUUGCACAGCUUUUGGCUCACUUUCCAGCCUGUCAUCACCCUGACAUGCAUGUCAAUUAAAGACAUAAUCAAGAGGGACAAACUCAUUAAUUAUUUGUAUUUUAAUUCAGCUCUCAUUGUUGAUGCUCUUUCAACUCUGGCUUCAGAUGAAUAUUUAAAACUCCUGAUCAGGUGUUCAUUGCGGUCAGGCUAAGCCCUUAUCACCUGUAAAUGGAUCCGUUGAGUUUUGUCAUGUUCGUUCUUUGAAGAAGAGGUUGUUUUCUGCUUGGAUGUGCAGAGUUUUUGAAAAAGAUAAGAGAAAAGAAAGUCAGGAUUUCCUUUGACAAACAGGAUCCUGACGCAGCACUUUCACAUUUUUACUGACUUGCCAUUUAAACCUCUUUGUCCUCAAGAGGCUUAAUUAAAACAAGAAGUUAUAAACAUGUGGGCGUCCAUCAACUUCCAGUGUUGAAAAAUGAAACUAAUGUGUAUGUGUGAUUAUCCGCAGUUCCUCAGUUGUCCACUUGGGCUCCAAAAGCAACAAUAAUCCCAUUAAGCCCCAUAUAAAAACGCCUGUCUUUAUCAUUAAAUUAAUCAUGUUUACAGCAUGGCACAAAAACUUAUGUUAGUCUCUGAGCUUUUAAGUAGGUAUUUCAGUAUUUAAAUUAAAGAUAAUGAACCUUAAAGGGAUAUUCAGGCGUAAAAUCCAUUUAGGGUCAAACACACCGUAACACCGAAUUAGACUCCCCGACAAGAUAUGAAUGUUGCUGACUGCUUGCUUCUCUAGUUAUACCAACUUCAGUAACGACCGCAGAAUAGCAAUACACAGUGGUCUAAGAAGCCAAGCACAAACAUCAACCAAAACGCCACUCUAUAGCCACAAAUAAUGCUCAGAACAGCACCUUACUUUAUCAACAGUACAUAUAGGGUCCCAGCCAUAGCACUAGCCACCAAACAUCUUUUUAGCUUUGCCUAAUUUCUUUAGCAAAGAGACUAAACACAACUUACCCACUGAGGGGUGACGCAGCUAAAGGAAGAACAUUUAUGAUCAUUAAUUUAUCAUUUCCUUGAAGUAAUAAUCACCAUAUUAAUCAUUUUGCACUAGUUCUUCUGCCUUAGUGUCUUGGUCUGAUUGCAUUUCCAUGAGGAAAUGAUCAUAAAUGUUCUUCCUUGAGCUGCGUCACCCCGCUGCAGUUGGUAAUGGACUUGUCCAAGGUCUCCAUAAAAACAAGCGGCGAGUGGGUGAGUGGUGUUUAGUCUCUUUGCUUAAGAAAUCAGGCAAAGGUAAUAAGAUGUUUGGUGGCUAGUACUAUGGCUGGGACCCUAUUUAUUGCUAUCUUUGGUCGUUACUAAAGUUGGUAUAACUAGAGAAGCAAGCGGUCGGCAACAUUCAUCUCUCAACGGGGUGUCUAACUCUGUGUUAUGGUGUGUUUGACCCUAACUUAAUUUUACAUUUGAAUAUCCCUUUAAGGUGAUUGGUACAGCUAAUCAUGACACUCAAAGCUGUAUUUCCUCAUCCACAUCUGUAUUCAGUCCUUCAUUUUCAGGCACUUUCUCCAAAAAACAUUGUUUUCAUGAAUGAUUCUAUGCCUGUCAGCCUAAUGAGGGCCAUCAAGAUGAAAUAUGUUUUUUACGCGCAGCUCCAAGCAAAGCAGAAUCUGAAAGAAAAAUGUUUAUGAGCUUUGGGUUACGACUUUGGUUUGCGGGUCUCAACAAGAAAACAACAAAUAUAUUCUGGCCGAGUCUGACAUAUUAACGCACCAUGGGCCACUAAAGGCUGCCUCUGUUGUUUGGCGACUAUGUUUCCCCUCAAUCAAAGGCUGGAAAAGUGCGAUGGAACAGAUUUGAGAAAGGCCGUCUUUAUGAGAAGAGCACACACAAACAAUAGGCUGUGCCAGCGUAGACAGCCAGUCAGGGAGGAGCUCCUUCAGGCUCAAUAGUCGUAGUGUCUGUGCCGUGGGACGGUUCUGCCAGCGAAGGGCAGCAGAGCAAGGUAGAAGGUAGGUGAGGUACUGACUGUAGAGUUAAGAGCAUGAGAGCAUGAUAAAGUCUGCUAAAGCGAUCAGACAGCUGCAUGUGGAGAGGUGAGUAGUGCUGAAAUAUAAGCCAUCAGAGUCUGAGUAUUACAGGAAUGUAGACGUUUUCAUCUGUAAUUUUAUUUUCAGUCUUAAUCCUGUAUCUGUGUUACAAAUUAAGUACCAGGAUGCACUUCUAUUGUACCUUUAAGUAUGCAUCAACAGUUUAUUCCCAAUCACAAAGUUAAUGAGCAAACAUCAAUUCAAAACCCUCUUGGCAUGUCAAUUUGUGAACCACCACAGGCGCCUUUGUGCCACAAUCAGCCCUUGAAAGCAGAACAUUAUUUCAUGCUCGACUGCUAAUGAAAUCUUGUGACUGACUUAAAUGAUGAAGCAACACAACACGAGCAUCAGCUGUUUAUCUGAUCACCGAUGCAGGCAGCGAUGAAUGGGAUCUGAUUGAAACAGCAGUUAUUAACAUUGUGAGCCUUGCACUCAAUUUACCCAGUUCAGUGAUGUCAUUGAGCUCACGGCUCCAGAUUGAUUGCUUUGCCAGGCGCAUACACACGUGCAAACACACACACACACCACAAACGCAUAUAAUCACUUUAAGGAACAUGUCUGGAUUUAUAAAAAGGCAAAGAGAAAUCCUCUAGGUUUAUGCUCCUGGAUGGUUCCUGGAAAUAAGUUCUGGAAACGGGACAACAAGAGAGACGUGAUUUGAAGAGUUUUUGGCCUCGGAGUCAGUAUGAUGAUUGAUUAGCCACAGUGGUGCUGUUAGACUGGGAGACAGAUGCUUUAUGAGAGUUGUUGGUUUAUAAAUGAAUGAAAAUUUUGGAAACAUUUGUACCACCUACGUGUUUUAACAUUUAAAAGUUUAUUUUUUCUGUUUAGUGGUUUGGAAAAAUAGUUUACUGAAAAUUAAACGUCUAAUUGUGUACUUACUGCAUCACAUUUCCAUCCCUAGGGCUGCUAAAUAAAUUAUGUGCAUAUUUUGCCAGGUGGAUGUGUACCUUUAUAUUAUGUUCUUUACACCAUUUUGAUGCUGUCAGAAGGAGCCAAAAAUAGAUUUUAGUCAUGCCAAGAACAGUUUAAGGGUGAAAAUUUAGGAGGAGCAUGUUGUGAACAAAGAUAUCAUGCCGGUUUUUAGGUUCAUGCCGGUUUAGGAAAUCUCUCUGCAUUAACUUUCUGCCAGUCUGGCUGCUUUGUUUCCAAUGAUGGUGUAAUGUCUUGGUAAAAAGCUCUCAACCUUUGUGUGUGUAGUGGUAGCUUGUGGCAGUUGUGUAUUGUUUCCUCCAAAAGAGAGCUUGCAGAGACCUGGGGCAUGGCCGCAGGCUUGGCUGAGAGUCUCUCAGCUGGGUACUUAAAAACCUUUUGUCUGUUCGUUCACACUGAAACAUGUUUUAAACGUAAAAUGCCACCCUGAUAGCCUAAUUUAAUACAAAUCCAAGUGUUGUUUGUCUUUAACUGUCACUUUUACCCUACUGUAGUUAAAAAACAGCAGCAUCUCGUCUCAUAAAUUGUGAGAAACCUGUGGAUAAAAGCGCAUUUUGAUUGAAAGUAUAUUUCACUGUAAUUGUUUGAUUCCCAGAUUGAGAUACUGAGAAGAGUUGCAUUACACUGUAGAUGGGUCCUUAAAGCUCCCGUGAGGAAGCUUUAAGCUUUAAGCCUUUUAAGUGUGGCCAGUCUAAGGCACAGGUGUGCAUCCACCUCACAGGUGUGGCAUAUCAAGAUGCUGAUUAGACAGCAUCUUGAUAUGCCACACCUGUGCAAUAAUCAUGCUGUCUAAUCAGCAUCUUGAUAUGCCACACCUGUGAGGUGGAUGGAUCAUCUCAGCAAAGGAGAAGUGUUCACUAACACAGAUUUAGACAAAUUUAUCAACAAUAUUUGAGAGAAAUAGGUCUUUUGUGUACACAGAAAAAGUCUUAGAUCUUUGAGUUAGCUCAUGAGAAAUGGGAGCAAAAAAAAAGUGUUGCGUUUAUAUUUUAUGUUCUGUAUCGUCCUCUUUUACCUGGACAUGUCCUCUUUUUGGGGUACUGUCCAGGCUGUCCAGACUUGUCCAGCUUUGUCUGGGGAAGUUUAUAAAAUCCUUCAAAUGUCUGCGGUUUUGUACAAGAGUUUCAAUUUUUUGUUGCGUGGACUUACUGAUUAGAAGCGCAUAAAAGACACUCGAUCCAACCCGAAAACCCCUCAAAAUUAACUUAAUGCGACUCUGUUACUCCAACCCUGCAUAGCCGUGUCCUCUUUUUGGGAAGUCAGAAUAUGAUCACCCUACUGUAUGUUAUUUUUAGUGAAUAUUUUACCAAGUUUUUUCUUCAGCUACUAAGCUGACACCUACCCUAUUUAGUCUAUUUCAUAAACACUGAAAAACUCCCUACAGUAGCUUUAAAAGGCUGUUUGAAAUGUGAAAUGGGAGGAAUUUCAAACAUGCAACUAAAAAAUGCAGUCAAUGUUGAUUAGCUAUAGAAAAAUUUAUCAUUUGACUGCUAGAUUCUUGUGAAAUUAUCAUACAGUGGAAUUUUAUUGGUUGCUAACAGUAUGCUAGUUUUGAUUAAUAUACUGUCAGCUAACGUCACACUAAGCUCACAUCACAAAAGGAAAAUGUAGAAUAAAAUGUACAUUAUAUAGCAUGAAAAAUGCAGCUUUUUCGAGCGUUUGGAUAAAUUUUGCAUAUGUAGAUGAUUGAUGUGACAGAUGCAGAAAAUAUUCAUGUCUUACCCCCAGGACUUACUCUGUUAGACUUGAGACAGGUGCGAGGCUGCCACUGCCUUAAAUAGAUUGUUGCACCAGCCCCUCUUACGAGCCCCAUCAUCAUCUCUCAACCAGAAUAGGCUGGUCUUUUUUCACCCCCUGUGCCUCAGCUACCCUCCUGACUGACAGCCAUGAAAAACACGUCUGACCUCAGCCGUCCCGGUGACAUCACUGCCACAUGUCCUCCUCGAGGCUUGCUUUACUUGUUCAUGUGAGCUUGUCGUGUCAUGUGUAACCAGUGGGUGGCACUGUCACUCUUAAUGCCUGCUGUUAAGUCAGUCUCAGGCCUGUUUAUUGGCUCGUGACCACCAUGAGUAUUUAUAUUUGCAGUGGCCUUUGUCACAUUUACAGUCUUGGUUGCGCUGACCCUAAAAGUUCACAGUCAUUAAAAAAAACCACACAUACAUCGAUCUGCAACAAAGGAGCAGAAAAUUAGAAGAAAUCAACCGAGCAUUUAGUGGCUGCUCCUUUGUGUUUCUUCCUCUUGUUCUCUGCAGCAUUGUUCAUCUCCCUCGCACAGUGUUUACCAGAGUGUGUCACCUCACAUGGGUCUAUUUUUAGCAGGGGGAGAAUUGUGCUGUACAGUGUUUCUGCGCUGGGUGGGGCGACAGCAAAGAGCUUCAAAGAAAGAGGCUCCUCCGAUAUGGAGUUUCUCUGAAAGGAAAAUGCUGUAUGUGGACAAGCAGAGCCAGCUUCUAAUAACAGCACGCAGAAUAUGACCUCUGUCUACCUUUUAAUAGUGAAAGAAGACUGGAGUGAAAGAGAGCUUGCACAUGCUUUCAAUCAGCUUGAAAGGUCUGUAUUUACCUUGGUUGCAUCAAAUGUAUAUGUUUUGCUUAACUGCCUACACACAGAGAGAAGUGCACAAACAUGUGGUUGAGUAGUAAAGCAAAGGUUAGCUUGAUUUCAAUAGCAAGGGGACCAUUUUAUCCAUGUAUUUGUCUGCCUACUCAGUCAUUGCCAAGGACAGGUCACCUGAGCCCACAUUCAAAUCUCAGGGCAAUUUUAAGGCUCCUCCCCGCCUGAUUUGUGUAUGUCUACGAGAAGAAACCAGAGUAAACCCACGUAAACAGAGAGAGAGUGAGAGAACAUACAAGAAGGAAGGAGCUACCUCUAACGUCUACUUUGAGCCGGUUUGAAAGAAUUUAACAUUGAACAAAACAACAAAAGCAGUCAUAUAUUCAAGCUUAUGUACCUUAAAGCCACUGUGAGGAGGUCAUGAAAUAGAUAAAAAUGAAUACUGAUGAUGCUGAAUGACGUGGAAAAGCAAACAGGAAUAUCAACAACAUGAUUGAUUUUUUUAAUAUUGUGACUUUUAUUCCUGUUACUUCUGUUAGAGGGUACAAGUCAGACCAGGUGAUCGACAGAAGUCUAAACAGACAGCUUUAAAGAAAUUCACUUUCACAGUGAGUGAUAUGUUUGACUGUCAGCAACUUAGCUGAUUAAUUGGCUGUUUUCAUACAUCAGCAUCAUAUCCGCAUCAACCCCCACAAGUUUAACAUCAGAUUAGUUUUUGCUUAGCUUUGUCCAAAAAGUGACAAAAGCAUUUCCAGUGACUCAACUUUUGAUAUAAGAUUGUAUAAUAUAGUUGUGGUGGUUUCCAGAGGAAGUUCUAUGUUUCAUACCUCUACUCAGACUGUUUAGGACAGCGACCUUUUGUCUUAGUUUGAGAUAAGAUAUUCCUUUAUUCGUCCCACAAGGGGAAAUUCCAAUUUCAUCUGAACAUUAGCUGAACCCUGUCUUAUACUCAGAACACUUCUAGAUUUCUGGGGCGCAAGCAUGUGUAAAAAACAUUUAGCAACUUUGAAAUGAAGAGAUCUCCUGCAGUUGUAGUCUGUGCUCUGACUCACAGAUUGUUUCCAUCCAGAUUACUAAAUGAUGUUUGAACAGGAGAAAAGAGAAAAAGCCUAUCAGGCAUCACUCGCCACUGAUGAUCUUUGAUCGUUCCCUCUGGGUCCCACAGGCAACACAUCUGCUGCAGCUUUGCUGCCAGGAUGUGAUGAGCACAGGCAGCAUAUCCUUUAAUUACUCUCCUUUCAGCUCUAUUUAUAUAUUUGCUUCCAGAUCCUUCUUAUGCACAGAAAUUCUUUGUUCCUGAGAAAUGUGUUUCUUUUUGUCUCCGGCUUUUUUCCCCCUAUACAGAGUCCUUUGUGUUCACAAAGCUAACCCAGGCCACUACAUCUCAUUUAGUAUGCUGUUGUAUCAAACUAUGACAUCAGCCCUUUCUAAUUGUUUCCAGACCAGGCAGGGGCCGAGUUUUCUUUUUUAUUUUCCAUUUCUUCGCGCGGGUCUCAGACGCUCAACAUCCAACAAAUGCAGAUAAUGAAAACGGGUGCAUGAUGUCAUGUCGACAGAACAUGCAGCACCAAAAUCUUGUGACCAAGUUUCCAGGAGGAUAUCGCUUUCCCCUGUCGUUUCCUUUGCUUUCUUUUCCUCUGCUCUGUCUUUUUUCAUCUUCUUUUUUUUUGGUCUUCUGAUUGUAUUCAGGUACCACAUCUGUGGGAAUCCACCUGAUAAAGGAGUUUGUGUUUAUCUGACCUCUGGAUGCCUCUUUGGCCUUGGCCCAUAUGUAAGAUAUCUUGCUGUUCUUACGCUGAAACAAAAAGGAAGAGGCAUGAGAAGGGAGGGUGGAAAUAUUGAAAAGGGGGGCUGAUGGAGUAGGAGCUGAAAUGCAGAGAAACCAUAUGUAUUGAGUUGAAGAAAUGGCGUUUUAUGAGCGGAGAGUGGGCCUCUUGCUUGGAAUUCUCAAUGACAUCAUUCUGGAGCAGAGCGCCGUGCAGCCAGGACUCCAGAGAUGGAGUGGGCCUUCUCCAGACACAAGACCAGACUGGUUCAGAACAGUAAAGGAGGAGGAGAGAUGCAGAGGCAGGCGGACUCGGAGAAAUACACUGAAUUACUUAGCGUUCGAAAGUUUGUGCGAACUUUUACAGCCCAGUUUAUCGGGGAUUUCUGUUAUUGGAUAGUUUCGACACACACUGAUAAACCUCCCGUGCCUGGGUUUAAAACAAUCGUAUCACGCUUGGGCCUCACAAACAUCACAUGCCUGCCUUCAAAAUGAGUCCAUGAUAUUGCUUCAUAUCUCAUUUCCAAACAAAUAAACUCUACUUAGCCACUCCCUGUGGUCUGCCAGCAAAACAAAGCCUGCUGUGGGACUAAUAUCUGAUAUCAUGCACGCAUUUCGAAAUCUAAAUACCUGCCUCUGUCUGAGCCUCUUGGGGGAUGAAGAAAAACAAAAUAACCAGAUAAUUGGAUGCCACUUUAAUUACGGGAACAUUUUAUUGACCUCUGCUCUUUUUUGUUUGUUUUGUUUGCUGGAACAAACUAAUUUCAGUGAUUGUGACUUAGCGUGAUCAGUCAAAUCUGUAAGUUGAGUCAAGUAUCUUGGGCUCCAACAGGCAGCUGUAGUCACCAGAGCACAGAGCCAAGGUCCCACACUGAAAUAGACCAGUCAGCCGGUUACUGUCAGUCCGCCUUUCUGCACAUAAUCACUCUGUCUGAGUCAAACGCUCGCAAGUGAGUCAGCACGUAUCCCCUGCUGCGAUCCAGGACACAUGUUCAAAUAUUCAUGCUUUUGCUUCUCGAACUUUGCUUUGUCUGUCUUUUGUUUAAAGCUGGAUGAAAACAGUCCGGAGAAGGUGAUCAUUUCAGGGGUUCAGGCCUGUAAUUAGAGGACAUCAGCAUCUCCCUCCAGAGACUGCUGUGUGCGCAGAUGAUUGGUGUCCCUGUGAACUGGCUCCAUGUGGGAGCCAUUCUCUGCUGUUUCCUGUGCCUGUUGUCAUUAGAUAGAAAAUACCUUUGACUUGGGGGUAGUUUACCACAGCCCCCUCUCUCUCAAAGGGGUGAUUAGUCUCCAGCCGGUCUUAACAACAGUGUGGAGUCCAGAGAUGAGGCACAGUCAGUUUGGGAAAUCCUUCUGAGCUGAUAAUGGUGUCAUAAAGUUGGCUGCAAAAACUUAAACAAUGCAAUUUAAAGUGCAAAAAACAGAGAUUUUCCACAGCAGGAAGACACAAUCCUCCCUGCUUUUCUCUUUAGUGCACGUCUUAACAGUCACCUCUCAACCCUGAAAGGCUCUAUUAUUAGUUGCUCUCUUGUUUUUUCCAUCUCUUCCCACUUAGUCCUUUUUCCUCUGUGCGAAAAAAUAACACUAACAAACGGUGGCUCUGACAUUUAGACACUCUAAAACCCUGAUUCCUCCCACAUCUUCUUUCUUUAUGUCAACAUCUCCUUAGUCACUGUCAUUUUUACCUGACUGUCUGUUCUACACACCUUUGUGCGCUUAACUGAAGCUGUCACUCUCUCUCAUUCCCGACCCUCGCUCUCUUUAUUUUACGCUCUCACGUCUUCUGAUAAAAUUAUGAUUUCCUUUUCCACAUCUCCUGCUUUAGGAUCACACGUAGGUCCCUUCCUGGUAAAAUUAUCCAAAUGCAGGGGAAUUUUCAUCCCCUACUCUGUCUUUUUUUUUACCCAGCUACAGAGCCACACACCCCCUCCUCCGCACCCCGCCCCUUUCCAUACGUCUCACUCCGGCCCUGGCAGCAAACCCACACUCCCCUGUCUCCCAGCCUCCGCCUCCCCCCCUUCCUUCAUACUCAUACCAGCCCGGCACACAGAGGACAGAGAGGAAGAAAGAGAAAAAGAGAGAGCUCCAUUUGUCAGUCAGGAGAUUACAGACUGCCACUUUGCACUGACCAUGCACGCCUGACGCACAUAGGACGCCGCUUUCACAAGACACAGACAUGGGAACGUCUGGAAGGAGGAGAGAGCUGUGCGAUAGAUAGAGCAGACGGCAGUUUUGAAAUGUGUUUCUCUGUCAGGAGGAACAUUUGAGCUGCAAUGGGGACCCAGUGAGGGGGACUACUAAUGUUUGGAGUACAUCGUACAGCAUGUGGUGUUUGCAGUGUAAUUCAGAGAAGACCCAGUCCCUGCUGGAGCUGGAGCUGAAUGGGUGGUAAGAGUAAUAUGAGGGUGUUAAAUGUUUGUUAUAGCAUGUGUGUGCAUGCAUCUCAUUGGAUGAGGUUACACUUGACUGUUCGAGCUUGUAAGGCUUUGUUUACAAUAAAUAGAGGGGAAGCUUAGAUGACAUGCAAGAUUAAACAGGCUCUUUUUUGACAGACAGGGUGAAGAUGAAUCUCAAAGAUCAUGAAUUUUAAAAGAAGGGGGGGUCUGCCAUUUCAAUUUUUGACUCCAGCACAAUGGAAAACAGAUCACGUCCCCUCUCUGAGUCACUGUGUGCUAUCAUGAAGUGUUUAGUCUUACUGUACAAAAUACAUCUGUGUGAGUUGGUCCCCCCCCCCCCACCCCUUCCCUUCUCCCCUGCUCUCCCGUCUCCUGCUCGGGCUGAAGGGCAUUCCUGUGGUGAGACUCGGCCCUCCCGCCUGCUGGCCGUGACUGUGAGCUUUUUCGUGGCUGAAUCUUCAAGGGCAGGUGCUGGUUGAAGUGUGGUGAAGAAGACGGCUCAAUUAUUCAUCAGGGGGGAGAUUAUGAUCGUGUUUCUGCUGCCGUUGAAGGAGAAGCGGUGCCGUGGAUGUGACAGAAAGAGUCAACAGGGGAAUGAUAUUGAUUUUUUUAAUAGUUGGAGCACGGUAACAAGCAUGUGGAUGGCAUCAACAAAACAACAAACCCCUCAUCACUCUCGCAGAAGUGUGGGUUUUACUUUAGCAUGUCUGUGCUGCACCUGUAAAGUAUCUUGAGUCGAGGCUUUAUACAAUGAAAUCUGUGACUCAUUCAUCCACAUAUUAUGGCGGCUAGGUUAUUUCUUUAUGCUAUGAUUGGAGCUCCCAAGGCAGCUUAAACUUUGCAAGUAAAAAAGUAAAAAUUAGGUCAAAUGUCUGGUGCUUGGAAGUCAGUAGGCUGCCAUCUGCAAUAGCGGAUAUGUUCAAAUAAGCCCAAGACAGCUGGUUUGAGGAUUUGACACCACAUGCUGGUUUUCCUGAUUUGCACAGAGACCAGAGUCCUAAAACUGUCAAACUGGAGAAUACAACUUACAGUAGUUAUCAACCACACGUCUUAUCAGGCUCCAGUCGAUAAUAUACCGUCUGCUGCAAAUUCUCAAGAGUGACACUGUCAGUCUGCUGGCCCGUGCGGCUCUCCAGCUGUGCCUUACUAUAAAUCCCUAACCCUUGCUUUUUUGUUGUCUUUUUACGGCGGUUACAAAAUCCACCACGAGCGCGGUUGCUGGAGCUAAAAAUGACUGAUAUAUCCGAGUGUUUACUGGCAGGUUUACCUUCCAGUGCUGGACUCCAUUAUCAUGUUUCUGUGUGGUCUACCUGAAAAAACCUAUUUCCUCACAUCUGUGUUUGGAUGGCUGCUACAUGCAUCUUUAUUUAUGAGUGCUAUGAGUUACUAUGAAGGGAGGGAAAACAUCUGCUGUUGUUGUGACUGGACCACAUGAUGAAUGAGAAGUGUGGGUUUGAUUUUCAUUUAUUUAUCUGCGUGAAAAACAGAAAAGCCACUCGAAGGUGUGUAAUCUGGUGCUGCGUUUACACGUGUUGCAUCAGUGUUACUACAUAUAUGAUAUGAAAGCGCUCAUUAAGUCUGGUAAGCAAUCAAAUCUCCCUCACCAUCUGCCUUUUGUGUACCGACCGGAGCAAAAAUAAACCUGAGUGGGAUCAGAUUUCUUUUGCAGCCGUGUUGGUGUUGUAAUGGAAUAUUACCAAUGCAAAAUAUUAUGUGUUGAUGCAGCGGCGCUCCUUUCUAACAUACAUGUUCAUGCUCACAUUACAAAAAUCCCAUAUUCAGCAAAUCUUGUAAAAACUCUGCUUUUUUCUCCGCUUUGAUUGUAUUUCUUGAUUUUAAAAUUUGAGACAGCAAAAUGAGUUGUAGUUGACAUCAAUGUUUCUUGGAUUAUAUUGAGACUGUUACCCAAUUUGAUGAGUAAAUGAGUGUGUAUUUGGCACAUCUCAUGAGCGGGGCUGUAACAAAAAGAAAAAGUAGUAAAAAAAACACUAUUUAUAGAAAAAGAAAAAGGCCUGUCUAAACAGGAGUAAUCAGAUAUAGUUUUGCUUACAAAUGCAUUGUGUCUGAAAAAGGCCACUGUAAAUAUUUAGCAUAGUUUUCAUUUCAAUCACUUUUACUUUCACAAUUGACUGGGGAGUUUAAUUGUACUUUCUCAUACCGAGGAGAGCAAACAAACACUUCCUAAAACACUAAUAAGAAGUUGAUUGAAAAAACGUGGGCGCGCAGAGCACUUUGUGGACUUCUUUGUUGUCUCCGAGACUCGGUUUGGCAGUUUGUUAGUUCCACACUGUGGCUCACUCUUCCUCCGUAGCUCCGGCCUGCACUUCAUUAGCCUUCCUCUAUUCCCAGAACUCCUGUAGAUGUGACUCCUCUUUUCCGGGAUGGAGGAAUGUUUCUCCCUCAGGUCCGACUGAUGGAAUGGGUUGAGGCCUGGGUAGGGGUCCGGGCCUGUUUGUUCAGGAUGUGUUGAGAGGGAAGGAGGGGAGAAAGAGAAAUGGUCGAUCCCCCCGACUAUCCACUCCCUCCCCACAAAUCCCUGUAUCCCAUAGCUGAAAAUCACUGCCAGCUGAGCCGACAUGCUUAUCCAUACCAGCAUCAGAUCUAACAGGGGGCUCUUGGCGGAUAAAGAGCCAGAUUCAGCGACAAACGCCAUUGAGCGGUUGUUGCUAAUGUCAUGAGGUGGCCCUCAAUGGAGCGUAGGGUCAAUAACAGGAAGUGGACUUGAAUCUUCAUACAUUAGAGGUUCAGCACUGUUAAGUUUGAGGGGUUCAGCUUCCAUCAUAUUCUGUACUUGUCUGUUAAUUGUUUGCAUAGCAUGUUAGCUCAUUCUUGAGUUAGCAUACAUUGUCUUCAUUGUUGAAAAUUAAAAACAUGACUCUUCUGGGUGAUUCGGGAUUAGUUUAGUAUGUGUAACUGUUUUUAAUGCUCGUACGACAUGCUGGCGUAACUUUUCUCAGUCCGUCCUUGCAUCACAGAGUCACUUGUGCCUCUUCACCAGAAUAACAUCAAUCAGCUUCCAACUCAGUCCCUUUUUUUUCCCCCUCCAACAUCCAUUACAGCUUAAAACCUUGGCUCUUAAAGUGCCUCUCUCUCCUCAUUUUCCCCCCUUUUUCCCGCCACCAUGAGCAGCUGACCUCACUCGGUGGAGAAUUCAGUGACCUCAGAGCAGAAAGUACUGCAGCACUUACUCUCUUUCUCUUUCUUCUUACACGCAGCCACACGCAGUCUUUGGCAGGAGAGAAAACGAAAGAGAGAAGAUGGUUUUAGCACUCAUUGGGGAUAGAAGGAGCCAGUACAGUAAAAGCAGUGUUUUCAGUGGGUUUGAGAGCAAACCUCAGAGGAGAAGAUCUCUUAAGUUGACUGUGAUUUUAGUAGUUUGAUGUUGACCUGACUAUCAUUCCCAUAAUUAUAUUCCCUCAAACUGAAAGUCAAAUCAAUUUUGGAGAGUCUGUAUUUUUAGAGACAGAUCAUAAAGUGAAGGUGAUUUAUUCCAACAAGAAAGAAAACAGUAAAAGAUUUGACACAGCCGCUAAACAAAGGGUCAACCUCCAGCAAUGCUAGCAACGAGAGCAGGCUAAAGUUAGCUGUGUUUGACCUGAAUGUUUGUGUUAGCAUACUAACAUGCCAAAAAUGACAACGCCACCCUGAUGUUCAGUAUGUCUAACAUGUAGGCCAACACUUCGAUGUUGUGUCAUCUGUUUUCAAGUUAUUGGGUCAGAAAUGAAGCUCGAGAUAGUGGUGCAUUUCAUUAUGAUAAUAACUGAACAGAGCAAACGAGGUCUGAAUGAUGGUUUGGAUUUGGCUAAUGAACGGUCCAGCUAAAAGCAAAAAGCUGGGAUUGCUGAAAUGUCUUAACUGAUACAUAACUUAAUAAUCGUUAGCAUCCAGAAUUAGCCAAAAAUCCUAAAGACUUUACUAUACAAUGACAAAUAAAACACUUUAAUUUUAGUGUCAAACCUGUCCCUUAAGUUCUCUCAAAGUUGAAAAAAUUCUCAAAGUGUACUAAACAUUUUAAAUUAGUCUAUUUUAGUCAAAAGCUUUUAAACCAUAAUAUGCCUAAUUUUCUGUGUAUUGUCACAAACCAUAUUGGUAGUUUGCUGUUAAUGUGGAAACCAAGCGAUCGAUUACAUAUAACCACUGUAUAAUCAUGGUGCUUUGACAGAGCACAAGAUGGGACUUUCACAGAAGACACGUGUUUCUCUGUGUUGAUUAAAACUUCAUGUUUAGCCAGCAGGGUCAAUACCUCCUUCGCUGACCCCUUUUUUGCGCGCCCUUUUGAUUUGAGUUGUGUGUACUUAUUACCAUGAAUUGGCACAGUGGCCUUGGCUGACCCUGAAUGGAUCUGCUCAACUUUGAGAGACGGGAAGGAAGUCUUUUAACGCAAUGCAUUAAUGAGGACCCUUCUGCUUUUUUGGUUAACGCCAUAUUUUGAGACGUGACAAUGUUUUAAGCGUCAGUAUUUUCUCAGUUCUGCUCAAAAUGAUAGGUAGUAGCUUUGCAGCCACAGAAACCACCAUGAUUUUAUUCAACAUGGUAAAAGCAGAAGUGCUUCAUGUAGAGCAGGUUAUUGUCAAUGCGUUUCCUGGACCACUGAAGCAUACAAAGCCUUACUGAAAUGCAAAGUGCUUGGUUGUAUGAGUAUCAAUAUCUUAAAUUACUCUUGGAAUUUUUGUGUGACUUUCUGUUCUGUUCUGACUUUCCUGUUUUUCUAAGAAUCAAGUACAGAAAAUGGAAAUUUCCAUUCCCUGCUGUGGUUCAGUGUGAAAAAGUAAUUUGUUUUUACAAAAGACUCAGCAAAUACAGCUGGUUUUUGAACUUCUGACCAUUUUCAGUUCCACUUUUUCACUCAGCAUUUUGCAGCUAUUCGCUGUCAAACUGGUGUUGAAUGUUGAUUUGAGGCUGUCUAAUGAAGGAAGUGGAUUGUGUACACUGUAUGGGUGUGUCCAGUCACAGUUCAAACACAUUAGGCUGCCAGAGAACUCUGAAAGCACUCAGUGUGCCAUAGAGGGGGAGAAAUGAUAGUUAGUGAGCAGGUGGGCACCACUGACACCCACAUUUGAGUUUUUUUUUUUUUUUUCUAAAGGACCGCUGAAGUUGUGUUUGCUCUGUCAUCCUGCUCUGGACUGGACUUUGUAACGUGUAUGGAACAGUGUGUCAAUGCUCCGGCAAACAUGAUGUAACUCCUUUUGGUCACUGAUUGGCCCUGAAGAAAGCAUAAACUUUAGUUUCCUGGUGGAGCCCGUGUACUCUGGACCUCAGUUGACUGAAAGAAUGGUGGACAAGAUCUGGAGAAAGAGUUGGCAGUUUAUAGAAAAUAGACGGUCUUUUCGCAAUAAGCGGUCCUCUUGUAGUACGACAGAAUGUAAGAGUGAGUGAGUAACCUCCUAUUUUUUUUUCACACUAUUUGUGUAACAGGCAAUCGAAUGGGUUCAUUGAAUCAGAGGUGGUGUUUAAUUUCUGAAAAAUGUUAAUGUGACUCUUGUGUUUUCUGAAACACAUGAGUGACUCUUCUCUCUGUUGAUACAUAAAAAGAAAAGUGUUCAUAUUUGACAGCAAACAGCUGAAAAAAUGUGCUCAUAUCUUAAAGCCGUAGAAUCAGCACAUUCCUGAUACAGCUUCAUUCAUUUACACGCGCCCUGCAGUUCACUGCUGUAAUGCCGUACAUGUUAAGUAUUCUCUCACAGAGACUAGACGUCUCAUUUUAAGAUUAAUCUAAGAGCCUAAUUCCAUAAGUCCCUGAAGUUAAGCUACUUUUUUGCUCUGAUACUUCACAAGAUGGGUCAGAAGAAAAGCUGUAAUUAACCUCAGAAUACUUUAGUCAGAGUCAGACUCAAAAACCUGAACUCAGGUCUAAUUAUUUCGGGAGAUGAAAUCUCUAACCUUCCCUUCGCUCUCUUUUCGCAGUGUGGAAGGAGACGGACGGCCCAAUGACAGCGGCCCUUCCCUGGAUGGUGGAGCCAGCUAUGGCCAAGGCCCGGUGACUCACGGCUCGGCCAUCAGCCCUGAUCGAUUUGAAGGCCCACUCUACAGCCACGGGGUCCAACCUGGGCCUCAGAGACCCCGUCGGCCUAAGCUCCAGCACUCGCAGUCCAUCCUCCGGAAGCAGGCUGAGGAGGAGGCCAUCAAACGAUCCCGCUCGCUCUCGGAGAGCUACGAGCUCUCCGCUGACCUCCAGGACAAACAGGUACUCCAGAGGAAACUGCAUGGUUGGCUUCAGAGUUAAUCCUUACACUCUGAAGUCCUUAGAGUUAUGAUGUAUGGUGUUCUUCAAGCUCAUUUUUGUGACUUUAAAUAUAACUUAAACUAAACCAAUUUGAUAUUCUGUGCAGUCUUAAAGUAAAUUUUCUCCUCUUUCUAGGUGGAGAUGCUGGAGCGUAAAUAUGGCGGACGUUUCAUAACUCGGCAUGCAGCCCGCACCAUCCAGACGGCCUUCCGCCAGUAUCAGAUGAACAAGAACUUUGAACGCCUCAGGAGCUCUAUGUCCGAGAACCGUAUGUCCAGACGCAUUGUUCUCUCCAACAUGAGGAUGCAGCUCUCCUUCGAGGGCCCCGAGAAAGUGCACAGCUCCUACUUUGAAGGGAGGCAGGUAUCUAUGACAGAGGACGGGGCCCCGCUGACUAUGGCGCAGUCUGAAUGUGGAGAUAUUGAGGUCCACCAGCAGGCCAACAUGGCAUCUCACCCAGCCCAACAGGGCGACCUGACAGAUGCCAUCACGGAGCUGGAGGACGCUUUCUCCAGGCAGGUCAAAUCUCUGGCCGAGUCGAUAGACGAUGCACUGAACUGUCGCAGCCUUCAGGGAGACGAGGGUCCCGACCCGGAGGCCAUGGGCUGCUCUCAGGUGGAGAGGGAGGUGCCCUAUCAGGUGAAGGCUCACCGCAGGGCAGCUGGACGCAUGCAUGAUGAAACUAUGGCAUCCUACAGUGAUGUGACUUUGUUCAUCGAUGAGGAGGACAUGGGCCUGUCCAGGUCAGGGGAUCAGCCCUCCAGCACAGAAUCAGACUUGAGGUUGCGGUCGGUCAACUCCUCUCAGGAGUACUGGCCGAUUGACCCCAAAGAUGAGGGUCGUGACACAGACACGAGCUGCCGCAGCACUCCUUCUCUGGAGUGCCAAGAGCAGCGUCUCAGAAUGGACCAUCUUCCUUUGUUGACCAUAGAACCUCCUAGUGACAGCUCUGCAGAGCUUAGCGACCGCUCGGAGCGCAGUGCUGUCAAACGGCCCCCUGUGUAUGAACCACACGGUCACAUUGUAACGUCAUCCCAGGCGAGCCCCAAACACAUAUCCCAUGGACCUCCGCCGCGGGCACCUUCCCGAGACGAUGACGCGCCUCUUCGUCAUCGCCACCGUCAGCUGGAGAGCCACUUAGCCAUCAACGGUUCGGCCAACAGACAGAGCAAGUCGGAAUCGGACUUCUCUGACGGGGACAAUGACAGCAUCAACAGCACAUCCAACUCCAACGACACCAUCAACUGCAGCUCCGAGUCGUCCUCCAGGGACAGCCUACGAGAGCAGACGCUGAGCAAGCAGACGUACCACAAAGAGACACGCAACAGCUGGGACUCGCCCAUCUUCAGCAACGACGUUAUUCGCAAGCGACACUACCGCAUUGGCCUGAACCUCUUCAACAAGUAAGUGCUGGGAAAUAGAGAACAGAAGCAGCCUCUUUACAUCACUUUUUUAAUUUGCUGGUACCAAUUUUUAAUGUUUUCUUUAUCAGGAAACCAGAGAAGGGCAUCCAGUACCUGACCGAGAGAGGAUUCAUCCCUGACACACCUGUUGGCGUGGCUCACUUCCUGCUUCAAAGGAAGGGGCUGAGCAGGCAGAUGAUUGGAGAAUUUCUCGGCAAUCGGCAGAAACAGUUCAACAGAGAUGUUUUGGAGUAAGUCUGAUUUCUUCUUAUGCCCAUCUCCCCUUUAAAACUUAGAUUAAUGUGGAAUCAUUGAAAUUUGUCCUUGGCUGGGCUGUUGUGAUUGAUAAUCUGAAAUUAGAGAGUUCCUUUUUUUAACCGACGUUUCCAUCUGUCCCCUGUCCUCCACCAGCUGUGUGGUAGAUGAGAUGGACUUCCAGGGCAUGGAGCUGGACGAGGCUCUCAGGAAAUUUCAGAACCACAUCCGUGUUCAGGGUGAAGCCCAGAAAGUGGAGCGGCUCAUCGAAGCAUUCAGGUUAGAUCCUUCACCAAACACAUCCAACACUUCCAUUUUUACUAAAAUAAAAACAAAUAAUUCAUACAGAUUCAUACAAAAUCCUUGUGAGAGGAAUGAGAAAACCACUUAGAUCUAAAGCACUUAUUCCCCACAUGAUGUUUUAAUGUUUUAAACUCUAAAAACCUUCAGAGCUUGAAGUUUGAAAGUCCUGUUUUCCGGGUGUCAUCACAGCUGUGUUGUUCAGAUAGUUAUUGGCACACAUAGAGAACCUGUUCCUGCAUUACUUCUCUUUUCGUCUGAGGACAUUUCCUCACCACGAGCGCUUUUCUUUUGUGUGUUUUGUAAUCAGAGUUUAGCCGUAAAAUGAGAUGGCUGAUAUUCCUCUUCUCUCUCAUGUUUCCAGUCAGCGCUACUGCAUCUGUAACCCCACGGUGGUGCGGCAGUUCAGGAACCCCGACACCAUCUUCAUCCUGGCGUUCGCCAUCAUCCUCCUCAACACUGACAUGUACAGCCCCAACGUCAAACCCGAGAGGAAGAUGAAGCUGGAGGAUUUUAUCAAGAAUUUAAGAGGCAAGGAGACACGAAAUGCUUAUGAAACAUAUUUAUUCAUGCUAUUUUAGGUUCCAAUUCAUGCAUAAUAGUCAAACUAAAUCAACAAAUACUGCAUGCAAACUCACAAGUCCCUCUGUCACUCUUCUGUGUUUUCAGGUGUGGAUGAUGGGGAAGACAUUCCCAGGGAGACUCUGGUCGGCAUCUACGAGAGGAUCCGCAAGCGAGAACUCAAGACUAACGAAGACCAUGUCUCACAAGUGCAGAAGGUCGAGAAGCUCAUUGUGGGAAAGAAACCAGUGAGUGCUCUUCAACGUCUUAAGAACUAAGUGUGAUUAAAGCAAUUUUAACAGUUUUAUCAUUGUCCUUGACGACAAUAAUCAGCACCAGAAAAAGUAAAAAAUGCGUAAAAUUUAUUUGAACUAUUCCUAAAUCAACCCACAUGUCCCUAUUUCUAGCUGUCUGAUAAUAUCGUCCAGCUCACAUUAUUAAUCAGGCUGUCACAUCUCUCUUUAGUCAUUGGCUAUUUAGAGAAAUGCACCUUUUUUAAUUGGUUUGUAGGUUAGUCAUUAAAAAAAAAUGAUCGAUUUAGGAAUUUAGAGAAUGAUAUUUCAUUUACACCUCGGGGUGUUAUGUGAAAAAGGAGUCAUGCCUGGACUGAGACCUUCAUGCUGAUGAUUUUAACACACUGAAAGCCCUGUAGAGAUGUCAUCCGGUGCUGCAGUCUAAUGAAAAAUGAACCCUCUGCGCCCUUUUAGUUCUGUCUAGAGUGAAAUUGUUGACACCGGCAUAUCAUUUACCGGCGCAGGUUGCAUUCUGACUGUCAGUUUACACACAAUCAUUAUGCAGUUUAUUUCUGUGUAUGAUUAGCGAUCAAGAGCUGUAAAAUGAUGAUUGUAUCAUGCUGCAGCUGCUUCAGGAGUAGCAUGUCUGCUCUGUUCUGCAGGCAGCGAUGGCUCUCUCAUGUGUGAAGGUUAAAAGUGUGAUUAACCUAUGCAGCCGCAGGGAGAGGCUUGUCUCGCAUGGAGGACUGUGUUUCAGUUGGUUUCCGCUGGGAUGGAUGGUUCUCUUUCCAAGUGAUCAUUUAAUGUAUUGAAAAAAAAAGAUCCCUAGUUACCAUUUAGCUGCAGAAUUAAAAGCCCAGUUGGACAACACUUUAGCAUGAAAACCACAUUGAAAUUCCUCUCCAUGAUAAUCAGGUCCACUGGCGCUGCACAGAGAGGGUUUCUAAGGGAGGAUCUGUUUUCAUUCCAACAUCGUUACAAACUCCCAGGAGUCCAGCAGCAGAGAGAGACCACCACCCUGUACUCAGAGGUGUACGCAGUCUGCAGGGGCAAAAGCUUGUGCGGGCUCAUUAAUAAGCUGGAGACAUUACGGUUUCUUGUUAUCAGAGGAAACAGCGCAUAAAGCAAUAACAUAACGGCUGAAUAUAACACCCUCCCUGUCCUCCUUCUUCAGAUUGGAUCCCUCCACCACGGCCUGGGAUGUGUAAGUAUCUAAAAAUCCAUAAAUCCUGCUAUAUUCAAUCACUUUCCUGUUAUUAAUUCACUCCGUAUACACAGCUUCCUGUCUCUUCAAACUGCAGUUAAUACGCAUCAGGCAGAUAGUUUUCGAGUCAGAUUACCUAAAGAGGAAGGAACUUUUGCCCCCUAAAGCAUCACAUCUGUUACUGCGAGAUGAACAGUCUUUCCUCUUCCCUGGAACAGAGUCAACAGACAUAAAUCCUCGGCUGGCAUUGAGCUGCAGUGUUUACAGAUUCUGCCCUCAGCAGGAUGUUCAUCACGCAGGUCCCCCCCAGGAACAGAAUAUAUCAAAGUCCCCGGAGUUUUACAGAUAUUAUUAGUUAUCAUAAUAUUAUGAGAGGACUGUGUGCUGACUCAACAUUAGUGAUAAAUAACAUGGUGAAAAAACUAUUUUCCGAAACUUUGGAGUUGGCAGCAUUUUUAUGUUAUGGUAGAUCGACUUGAAAACGUUGCCAUGCUAUCGUACAUUAAGAUUCAAUAUAUGCUUUGUAUUAAAAAAAAAAUAUACAGAAUCUAGACCGCUGAAAUUAGGUCUAAAAUAAAAAAACUAGACGUCUAAUAGCUGUAUAUUGCUCAGUGAGUAGAUACAACUAGAUCUAGACUUGUUUUUUUAACUGCAUGCCAUAAUUAUGUAACUAGAAUAAAAUUAAAUAAAUAUUUGAAAUGUUAAAAAAAAAAAAAAAGAUUCAAUAUAUGCUCUACAUUACAACAGGAUAUGCUGCAAUACAAUAUGUGAUGUUACAAAACACUAUCCUGCAACACAAUACUAUGCAAUGCAAUGAUAUAUAUUAUAUGAUAACUUCAGCAAGAACAUAUAUAUUACCAGACGUAUAAGGACGAAAUGAUUUAAGAGUUUAUCUCUUUAUGUAGAGAAACACAGAGGCUCAAAUCUUUUCUGUAAUUAAAUGUUCCAAAGACUUUUGAAUUCAUGGAAAUUGCAGCUUUUCUUUGUCUUGUCCAAAAGUUUUUUCUUUGAUGAACUGAAUAGCAUUUUGACGACAUUGUCUCGGUCUGUACAACAAUUUUAACUUGGCUUUUAACUGUUUUCUGAUGAUAGAUAAUCAAAAGAAAAAAGAAAUGAUGGAUGAAAUUUGAGUAGCAGUAAUGUUAGGAAAGAAAAUGUCAACAGAAGAUUGAUCAGUUUUUACUUAUUUUCUGUCUUGUGCUGAUUUCUUAAAGUCUCCAUUUUGGCUCUCUUUUCCCGCCCUGUAGGUUCUGUCGCUGCCCCAUCGUAGACUGGUGUGUUACUGUCGCCUGUUUGAAGUGCCAGACCCCAACAAGCUCCAGAAGCUGGGCCUGCAUCAGCGGGAGAUCUUCCUGUUCAACGACCUCCUAGUGGUACACCCCCCUUCCUUUUGCUCUCCUCUAAUCCUCCUUUUACCCUCCCUCCAGUACGACCUCUUUAAACUCUCUCUCUCUGUGUUAUUUCAGGUAACUAAGAUUUUCCAGAAGAAGAAGAACUCUGUGACGUACAGCUUCAGACAGUCGUUUUCUCUCUAUGGGAUGCAAGUUAUGUUGUUUGAAAACCAGUGUAAGUUGCAUUUCCUUUCUUCUUCAUCCCUGUGGCAUGAUCGCUGACAGUGUUUACGUCCGACUCUUUGAUUUAGCGCAGCAAGAAUGAAAAGUCCGACCAAUAAGCGUCGACACUGUUUAUAAGUCCAAACUUCACACAGAUUGUUCCCGAUGUGUUUCGACUCGGGGUUUGAUCAAUGGCCCUUGUGUAAAUGUCUCUCCCUCUCUGUUUGCCAUUUCCCCCAGAUUACCCAAAUGGAAUCCGACUAACAUCAGCGAUACCAGGUGCCGACAUCAAAGUCCUCAUCAAUUUUAAUGCGCCCAACCCCCAGGACCGCAAGAAGUUCACAGAUGACCUGCGAGAGUCCAUUGCCGAGGUCCAGGAAAUGGAGAAAUACAGAAUAGAGUGUGAGCUGCCUUUUUUUUUUUCUCCCUCCCUUCCCCCUCCUCCUCUGUCAACCUCGGGCUGUGUAAAGUAAAAACAGGGCAUGGUCCUCAUUACUCAACUGCGACAGUGUGUGAGGGAGAGUUUUUACAGAGUUCACAGGAUGGCUUACAGAAAGUCAAGCAUUCAAAAGGACGGUUUCUUUAUGACAAACAGGAAGUUGGAAAUGAUGUCGAUCAAUAGUACAUUCAUGAGCUCAGACAGCUUAACACGGCUGAAAACAGUCUGCUUUAUAAAUCACACCCUGGUUAAAGUGAGAUGUAAAAACCGCCCGCCACUUACCUCAGUCUUUCCUUGGCUCCUCUCAACACAGCUGAGCUGGAGAAGCAGAAAGGCGUGGUCAGGCCCAGCAUGUCGCAGAGCUCCGGUCUGAAGAAGGAGGCGGGCAACGGGAGCAUGAACCGCGCCAGUCUGGACGACACCUACGCCAUGGGAGAAGGCCUGAAGAGGAGCGCGCUCAGCAGCUCCCUGAGAGACCUCUCGGAAGCAGGUACAGCUGAAAAGAAAUCCUUCAGAAACUUCUCAGACGGAGACGGGAACUCCGUCAGCUCUGAGAUGAUGAUAUCAAGGGGAUAAAAAUAGCAAAAUGUUGUUUCACAGCACCAUAUUUUGAUUUCUUUAGUCCUCUUUAAAUCCACGACUUGAGACACUCAUUUAGAGACAGUUUGGUCUGUUUCCUUUGCAGUUUACUUUCUUAAAACAUGGCAUAUUUUGUUUAAGAGGGCUCUUUUACAUUGACAAGACUGGAGAUGAAGGUUAACUAUCUAGAAAUGCAGUUUUUCCUGUUGGUGAUGAAUGAAAUUGACGGGUAGUUCUCACCCCUGACCAUUUGGGCGACUUUAUUUCUCAGCGUUUCCAUUCAUGAUUUUACCGUCACUUCUUUUUUUGAUUUAUUUCGCACCACGACACUCUUGAGUUGGUUUUAUUCAAAGACAUUUCAUGAAAAUCUCUUGUUUUUUUUUUUGUUUUUUUUAAUCCAACAUUAAAUACCAUUUCCCCCUCACGUAUAUUUGUGAACCAAACAAAUCAGUGUUGGUUUGUAAAGCAGCAACAAGAUGGAGAUUAAGUGUUUUGUGUCGACAGUCAUCUCACAUCCAUGACUAUCGGUGUUUAACUCAGCCGCUGUGUCUCUGGAGCAAGAACGCAUCUCAUUCAUUACAGAUUACAGCGAUGUGGAGUUAUCGGGUGAUUAACUCGAUAACAAAAUGAAAUCCAGUCAGGGGUCUGCCUCACUGUUAGUAAUACGACAGGUUCUGAUAGGUGAAUUAGUAAAGAAAUCCCUCCUGUCUCUUGCGUUUUUCGAUGCAGGAUGCGGCAUGUUAGCGGGGCCAUUUCUGUUGAGUGUUUUUAUUUAUUUUUUUCCCCUUUUUUUCCUGCCAUACUCCAUUUCAUGUGUAUUUACUGUGUUAUUUCCAUACACAUCAGGUAUUUUCCUGUAUAUGUGUGAUUAUUGGUCAUGUAUCAUUGGCUGAGUGUGAGCCUAACAACAGCAAGAGUGCUCUCUUCGCCCUCAAACCUGUAUAUGCCUGUACAUCCCAUGUGCAACAACCACUGUAAUGCUUUUGAUGUGUCUCCUCCUUUGUGACUGUCACCGAGACCGGCUUUAUGCCACCCUUGACCCCUUUGAAAAUCUACAUCUUGUGACAACAUUAAGAAAAGUUGUCAUAUUUGAAUUACAAAAAUAUAAGAAUUUUAUAGUAUAGCCUCCCAACUUUCCUCUAGACUCGGUUUGCUCUAGUUUAUAUUUGUUGAAAUUUACCCAACUGAGUCUUCUAUUUGAUAACUAUAUAAAAAAAAAAAAACUUUAGCUCCCACGAGUAGAAAGAAUUCGCCACAGCAUCACCUGUCACUCACCCCACUCCCAGACCUGAACGCGCUCUCUCCCCCUCUCCUCCCUGCCAAUAUUUGGACCUUACUCACAGUCACAAAUCCACUGCACUGCCCCCCUACGGGACUGGUGGGCGGCCUAAACGUCUGUAGUUGACCCAGGAGUUGCUGUCGAUCUCUAAUCUGUGGUAUUGCAUGUCUCGGGCAGGCAAGCGGGGGCGUCGCAGCAGUGCAGGAUCACUAGACAGCAAUAUGGAAGUAAGUUGGAAGCAGCUGGUAUCCAAGCUACUCUCUAUGUGAUGAUGUGCACUGUGAAAACACACCAUUUAUUUUUUUGGUCUUACACCUUCUUUGCUUCAUAGACUCAGUCCAUUUGUUUGGAUCAUUUAUUUUUCCUUCCUGGGAUGCCUUAUAACCUGCUUGCCUCAGUUAGUGUGCAUGCAUGGGUUGCCUGCCUCUGAUCCUGCCCCUCUGUGGAAGCCAGAGAUCUCCUGUUUUUUGGUCAUGGUAUAUGACCAAUAUAUACACUUUUAUCUUCAAACAAGCAUGACUCUACUAAAACCUCCUUUGACCCCCCUCCCCUUGUCGCCUGUCUCUGUCUUUCAUUCAAUCACAUCACAAGCGGCUUUCAUUUGGUUCUUCUUCUCUGUAGGAGGGCGGUAGCUCGGUGAGACUAUCGGGAAACUGUGCACCACCUCUCCUUUUUUCCGGGUUUUUCUUGUUUUCCCCCUUUUCCACAACUUCUCUUACAUACCUUAAGGUUCAGGGAGGAACGUAGCCUUUAUAUUCAGAGGUCUACUGAUGGGCUUAAAAAGAUGUGGAUUUCAUUCAUUCAUCUUUCCUCAUUUCAUGUGUCCAUGACUUCAUGCGUUGGGACCCUGAAAAUUUCAUUCUGCUUUCAAAUAUGUCAUACGAUCUUUCUACAGUUUAAGAUGAAGCAUGUGCCAGAGGAGAACUUUUUUUUUUUUUUCCUUUUACUUCAGGAGAGUUUCUACUUCAUAGUGGAGUAUUGUUGGAGCUAGAAAGAGGGGGGAAGGUGUUCAGGCCUGUUGUGAAGUCUGCACACAUGAACUUAGCUCCUCCUGCCUUCUGACUUCUAGUUGAAUGCUAAAGUGUGGAUGACAAGUUUGCCUGUCACAUCCUCUGCAUGUGGAAACUUUGCCUCCAUUGAUGAUAACAAGUUGCAUGUGUGACUCUUUAGAGGGUUUGGCACAUGACUGCAAUGAAGAUGAAAUGUUGUCUCUUUUUUUUACCCCUCUUUAUUUCAUGAUUUAUGCUGCAGAUGGUAUUUAUAUACUUACUGUUGUUACCAGUUUACUGUUUCAAGCCAGUAAGCUCCCUUUUUAAAAAGGCUCCCUUCAUCUUGAAGCUGAAGUUUUCCUAGUGUUGCUGCUGCCUUCCAUGAAAAAACAUUUUAAGUUUCUCAUUUGCAUGCCCUAAAACAUUUUGCUACUUAUUUAUCUGAAAGAAAACUGUGAGUUCAUCCUGCUGGUGCCUUGUAGCUGUAGUUUGGCAGCUGUUUUGCAGAAGCUCGUGCGCAGAAUCUGACAGGCAUGCUGUUACCUUUUUUUUUUCCCGCCUGCAGGGGUCCAUCAUUAGCAGCCCACACACUCGCCGGAGAGCCACCACGCCACGCGAGGGCCAGCCCCGCGGCCACUCCUCCAUCCCUAACUCUUCAUCAACUUCCAUCCUCGGGUCGCUCUUUGGCAGCAAGCGAGGCAAACCGUCAUCCCAGAGCCACCCUCCUUUACCUCCACCCGGUCACCCCACUCUAAUAUCCCACAAGCCCCACCCGACCAACCUGCACCACACAGCACAGGUGACGCACCCGGUCCAACAUCACGGCCACCAUUCCCAGUACUGCCAAGUCCCACAGAACCCGCCCCCUUACCACCAUCACCACCACUACCACCCCCCUCCACACACGCACCACCACCAGCACCCGGCCUACACCACCUCGCACCCACACCAACACAGCCACUCGCAGCACAGCCACUACAGCCAGCAUUCCCAUCACUCCUCACACUCCCAGCAUGCCCCUCACCAUCACAGCCAGCAGGUGGGUUCAGCACCUGGCGGACCCAAACCCAAACACAGUGGUAUCAGCACUGUAGUGUGAUGCUGAGAGGAGCUCGGACUUUUUCUUACACCAAAGGGACUGACAGCAUAACUCUAUGGCCUGUCCACUGUGUUGAACUGCUGCUGUGAUGGAGACGAGUCACACGUAGCCAACUUUUUCACCUCCAGGUCCAACUUAUAUGCAGGAUGGAAAUCGGACUCAAAUCUUCCACCAGGGGCCUUUACCAGUUUGCCUGAUCCUGGGCCAGGCCGCUUUAGGGCUUUCUGGCAGUGGGAACAGGAAGAAGCUCUAUGUUUUCCACACACACACACACACACAGCCCUGACCGUGACGGCUGUCUCACUGAGCCGCUCCCCAAAUGCUUCACCCCCCCCCCCUUUCCUCAAUAUCCCGUCUUAACCUUCGCAUAAUCAGGAGGAAAGGCGACCCGAGAUGAGUAACAGAACAUGGCUGACUGUUUUCUCCGUCACAACGAUGGCGUAAUUUCUUGUGCACAGAAGUCAACUCUUUGGUUUGCAGAUCCUUCCAUCAUAUGAAUGCAAUUUGUUGCUGCCUCCCGUAGAGCUCCCGUAGUGACAAAGUUAGGUAUAAUCAUUUCACACUAAAUCAAAGGACAGGUAAACAGCUGAGUCUCAGUCAUUGUAGUUCUAGUGCUGUAUUUACUGUAGAUGACAGCUAUAUGUGUUGUCUCCUAGCUCUCAUAAAUAAAUGUGCCAAUUAUUAAUGCAUAAUCUAUUUAGUCAAGACUUCAUGUACAGUAUAUUGUGCGUAAAAGUAAUUUGUAAGAUUAUACUUACAAUUAUUAUCAGCGAAGAUGAAUUCUAUCAGUAUUAAACUGACUUUGUGGUGAAGGGGUGGAGAUCUGGAAGGAGUGAACUCCCAUUCAGUCCAGCCUUUGAGCUUUUCUGGAACUUUUUGCCUUUUUCAUACGGAUCAGAAGGAGCCUCUGGAUGGCAGCUGUUGCAUAUGGGCCUCAGGAAAACGCUAUGCUAUCAAAGCUGAGGCCCCCCCCGAAGUAGACUUAUCCUGUCAACUCUUGCAAGGUUGAUUAUUUUAAAAAACAGUUUACUCAUACGGCGGAGGGUUAAACCGUUUCAAAGUAAUGAAGACUGAGACGACGUUUGAAUAACACUCAAAGGUUACGUUUUAUGCACUCACAGAAGGCAUUGUGCACGUGAGGUUUUGUUGCCUUUAAAGUAUGCGACAGCUGCCUUCUCGGCCCUUCAGAAUAAAAGCAGAAACACUUUAGAAAUCUUCCUUUGCCUUGUUUAGUUUUUUUUUUAUUCACAAACCAUGUUAAAUGAGUGGAUAAAAUCAGUUCUUACAUUAAAAUUAUUUUUUUUUUCUUCUUUAUUUUUGCAUCUUUUUUUUCUAUCUUAUGUGCAAUAUCUUUGUACUGAUUUUGUACAUUCAUAACAAGGUUCCCCCUCCCAGUUAAAGCGUUUUGUUUCAUGUUGUGUCAUUAUUUAUUUACCUCUGUUUUGGACCCCCCUUGAAUUAACGUGUGGCUGUCCUCGUGCUCUAAUGAGAGGUACAGGCUUGGAGUUCAGUGGAAUGUCUAGUGAGUGAUUUUUGCAUGUAAUGUUAUUGAUGUGAGGCUAUCCUCUGCACAUUGUACAACAAAUCAGUGUUACCAUAGCAAGUUUAAGUGCAAUCAUGUUCAGAAAGGGCAGACUUGUACUGAGAGUGGAAGUCUGUUCUCUUGUUUUCCAGGACGAGAUUCAGGUGAAAAAAACUUUUUUUCCAUUUAAGAAUAUAUAAAUACUUACACAGUUCACAGAGGGGAGAGGAAUGUGUGUAUAUAUUUUAAUAAAAGGAAUACGCUUAUCUUUGAGCUGAACAGAAAUAUUUUGCUGGAUAAGCACAUAUGGAAGAGAACACUUUCAUUUUUUCAGGAAAUGCAAUUCUAAUAUACAAAAUGCAAACUGAACAAAGGAACUGGUUAUAUGUAAAGAAUAACUUUCUACAUUCUACAAAUAAGAGUCUAUUCUGGUGUGUAAAUUAGUGACAGUAAACUGUUUGUUCCAAUAUUCAGGUUGUAAAUGUAUUUUAACAUUCACAAAUAAAUGCAUUGCCAUAAGUCAGGCUUAUCCUCACUUCAUAUCAAUUAACAAGGGAAGUUAAAGACAGACAUAUCACACAUGGGACAUUAAUGAUCAGUUGAAUGUGUCUUUCCAUUGAUUUCAUAUUUUUGCUAUGAUUCUGAAAUCGUGGGAUGAUGUAAAACCGAAAGAGUUGUGUUUAUUUUUUUUAUUUUUUUGGUGUGUAUUGUGGUGUUUCAAACGUCUCCAGUCAUUGUUUGUGAGAAAGUACCCCAACAAUGCACUGCAUGGAUCAUCAUGUGUCCUCUUCACUGUGAGCUAAAAAAACAAACAAACAAAAAAAAAAAAAGACAACAACAGCAUAUAAAUUUUUGACUAUUUUUUUUAAUUCAAUUUGAAUUUCCUGAUGUUGUUCUUGUUGUUCCAUGUCUGGCUGGUAGAUAUUGAAAGCUCAGCAUGCAUUUCAUCAACAAAGCCAUUGUGUAAAAUACAAACAUGAAGAACAUUGCACUUCUGUUGCUGAGGGCUGUCAUGGUGUAAAUAUAGGAUUUUGUUGUGCAAACUGCUCGGAAGAAGGAGGGUUUAUCUUUUUAGAAGCUGCAAAAGGGACCAAGACGUUGGGUUUAAAAGGAACUGUACAUAAUGUGUAUAUGAUCAGUACUCUAUUCUGAUACCUGCAGUCCAGAUCAGGAUGUACAUACAUCACCUCAUAGAUGGAUUCGAGGGGUGACACAUGAAACAUAUCGAUCGUCUCGUGGACUGACAUUUGCAGUAGAAACACAGACUGUUAGAAAGUUUGCUGCCAUUUUACAUCCAGCUCUCUUUUCAUACAUGCAACCCCCAUCCUACACAAACACACACACACGCACAUUCUGUACACAAAUCUACACACAUCCUGCUGCAAGCUGUUCAGUCUGGCGUGAGACACGUUGGAAAAAAAAUAACAUGAAAAGACAAGAAUGGCCUCAUUUCUAUGUGCAUUCUGUUUGUACAGUGAGUAGUGAGUCAGUAAGACCCCAGUUAUUGUAAAACUUCAACUGUGACAAUGUUGAGAACGCAAAAUAAACAAAUAUAUGACUUAUGG